AUGAAGCGAAGGAGAACGCGUACGCCUUCGGAUGCAGGUAGUCCUCCACAGGAAAAGAAAACGGUCAAAUCUUCAACCAGUUCCAACUCUUCUUCGAUUAAAGACGGUCCUUCUAAAUCUUCAGAUGCCCAAAAUGCCGCCAACCUGGAAGAAGCGGAAGUGGAAAAAAGAACUGCUGAAAGUGAUGUUAAGUCGUUCGAGAAAGGAACGGAGGAGAUCAGGAAACUUGUAGCUGACAUUCAGGGGCAAAAAUUCGCGGUAAGUAUCAUCUGUUGCUAGGUGCCAUGGACUCGAUAUCAACAAGCAAUGUUAAAUCAUGCUUCCAUCUAUAUCUGUCACUUUGUCUGGUAAUUGUCUUGCACCACUCCAGAUCUAAUAAUGUAAAAAAAAAAUGUUGAAAUGUAUCAUGGUGGAAACAAGGUUACUUGCCCUUUUUUUAAAAAUCAGAAUGCUGAUACAAAUGAGUCCAGAAUCAGAUGUACACUGCUGUUUACAAUCUUGAAAAAGCUCAACCGACUUGCUCACAUGAGAUGCAAGAAAUCCAGAGAAAGAACCCAAGAGGUAUGACCAUAGUACUAAACAUGCAAUAAAGUAUACAUAGUAAGGAUGUAUAGUAUAAUUCAGUGAUUCACUGGUCAGAACAUGUUCAGAGCUGCAGAUGACUUUUGGUCAUUGGACAAAGUCAAAGUGGGAAAACUGUGAUCACCAGAAAUAUUUCUGAGAUGUUAUUGUGUUGCAAGAAAAAAGUCAAUUGGACAUGGGAAACAAAACUUUAAGCAAGGACAUUAACUAGUUUGAGGUUUUGAGGCUAGUUCACCUGUCCUGAUCUUUGCUGUGAUUGGUCAUAACACAAUAAACAUUCCUCAAAUAUUUCAAGUUUUCAAGUUUUUGCCAGUUUGACUGUAACUAUGGCUUAUGUCUGAAGAAAUCAUUUCUGUGAUUGGAUAUAUUAUAACUGGACAAAUCAAAUACUAAACAGUGUCAUUUUAAAUUAAAGCUGAAGAUUUGCUUAAUUACAAAUAAAACGUAUAAGUCAACGAUGUAUUUCUAAGAACUUUUCUGGUUUGUCUGAGCAAAACAUUGACCUAGUCAAACAUGUUUCCUUUCCAAAAAGGGAAAUUGUUUACAGGUCUAAAUGUGAGUGCACCCCUGAAAAAACCACCUUGACUAAAGUUGGGAGGUUAUCCCUGCUAGAACAUGUCUAAUAGGUUGGAAAGACUCCACUAAUCUUAAUACAGAGAGGUGGCACCCGGCUGUGUACAAACAUUUUGACUACUUUCCUUAAAUCAGAGAGUUGAAAUGAUCUGUCAGGGCUGCAACAAUAUAAUGUCUCUUUUUGGAAAGAACAUGUGCCUUAUUAUGCCACCUUUUCUCAUCAGACAAACCAGAAACACUGUAGGGUAUACUUUUUGUUAACUUAACUUUCUGUAAGAACUAUGUAAAUCUUCAGCUUCAAAUUAUUAGAGUCUCUCAAAGCUCUUAGGAAGCACAACAUUAUUGCGGUUCAACAUCGUUUUCACAAUUUCACUUCUUUCAGGCUAAACAAAAGGUGGACAGUCUUCACUUGCAGUUACAAAACCUUCUAUAUGAAGUGAUGCAUUUGAAAAAAGAAAUAACAAAAUGUCUUGAAUUCAAGUAAGUGAAUAAUUUUAAUUUUGUGUUUGUACAUGUCAGGAGCCUUGUUUUUAUAAUAGGCUCUGUAAAGUGUACAGUAAGAGUUAGAAACUAAAUGCAAAGAAGAUCAUUGCAAUUCAAGUCGCAACUUACUUGCCUUACUGGGAAAUCUGUUGCUUAGACCAUAAAUAAUUCACAAAGAAAAAACUAUUGAAGGGUGGAGAAGGUCAUUAAGCUUUGAUGUGACUUAUAUGAAUCUCUGUUAUGAAGGUCAAAGGAUGAAGAAAUAGAGCUGGUUUCAGAAGAGGAGUUUUUUAGGGAUGCACCUAAAGAAAUUUCAAAACCGGUAAGUGACCUGUUAUAAUAGUGACCAUGGCAAGAAAACAAGGAAAAGUGUGUAACAGUUUCCAUAAAACACGUAAAAAGCAGACUGUGUUUUACACCGGCCUUGAUAGUAGAAAUUUGUGUUUGAAGUUAAAAAUAUGGAAGAAUUCCUUUUCUUAGCUACUUUCUUUGGGGAAAAAAGUCACAUUUUCCAUCUUCCUUUGCAAUAGGAUGACAGGUGCUAAGGGCUAGUUUGAAAGAAGUACUAAAGAAUGUGUUUGCACUUUGCAAAGGUGCUACAGUUUUGAUCUUGUGUUGUAGGUGGAGCAAAAUUCAUUUGUUGUAAAAUAUGGCUUGGAUUCUACUUAUGGAAUUUAAGAUACUUUCGAUGCAUGUCAUUUCAAAGAGAUUUCUCACUAAGCAUUGGAUACUGUAGUAACACCACAGGAUUUUGUCCAGACUUAAAAAGUGUAUAGUGACAAAUAGUCUCACCAUAACAUGGUUUUGAAGUUGAAGGAUUUAAAAGAAAAGCAACUGAACCUUUAUAUUAACUUUUCAGCUGAUCUGUAAAUUACAAUGUCUACAUACUUCCUCAGAAAAUUUAAUUAUUACAAUAUUUUCACUAAGCAUGUGUUGAAAAAAAAAAGAUUGACAGUCAAGGUUAGAUAUUGCUUAAAAGUGGUAAGAGCACUUGUGUAGAUGUAAAAGUGUGGUAAUUUUCCAAAACUUUUAAUUGUAAAGGAAGUUACCAAGACAGAUGCUCAUCAGCUGAUGUUAGCAAGACUUGACUGGGAACUGGAGCAAAGAAAAAGGUAUUUUGUCACCUAGAAAGUGUUUUAUGACUAAGGUUUGUAGAAGGAUGUUAAGGAGAUAGCUUUCUGUAUUCUAUAUUGUUAUGGAACGAAGUAAGAAAGUAAAACGAAGAAACAAGCAAAGUUAAACUUUGAUGAAAUGAUUUUCUAUGAGUAUUUGGGGUAUCAAAGUGUAUGUUUCUUGACCCCUUUUUGUCUCAAAUUGGAACUGCUGUGUGUUUCACAUAAACUGUUUGGUUUUAGAAUAGGGUAAGUUUUUGUAGCUUGUGGAACCAGGGUCUGGAAUUGCAUACCUUUCUUAUUCUUCAUCUUUUGCAAACAGCAGUUCAGGUCUGAAACAGGGCAGGUAAUGAUUGCUAAUAAUUAGCAAUUAUUUCUAAAUUAUUGCUACACAAGAAAAGGAGGGGCCUUGACUAUCUGGGUAUUUUUUAUUUUGCAAAGCAGUAUACCCAAUUUUUUUGAAGGUUAGUCACUUAAACAAGUCAUCUGUGGUGGAAAGAUGGGUAUUUUUAGAGCAAAGCAUUACUGGUAAUUGUUUUAAUUUUUGAACUUGUUUUGAACUCUGUUCCAAUUUUCACUUCAAAUGCCUUUGCAGACUAGCAACCCAAAAAGAACAGUUUCUGAAAAAAAAGGAAUCGUUAUCAAAAGAGAUCCACACCAAGAAAGAAUUCUUGGACAGUUUGCAACCAAGAUUAGAGAAUAUAUUAAAGGUAAAGUGUAGUGAGGCUGUGUUGUAAAAUUUUAAGGUAUUAUUUUAAUCUAAAGGAAAGUCAAAUUUGGUGAGUGUCAGGUCACCUGAAUUGUUGACAUAUCCCUCACCUCACCUCAGCUGGAUUUUUGUACAGAAUGGGUCAUUACUUCUGGUGAUCUCAGAUGCAGUAACUUCAGUGUAGUGCUGCUAAUUGUUUCAUGCUGUAAAAACAGAACUUUAAGUUACCAGGGGAUAAGUUAGAGGGGUUGCAUCACGGCUGUCUUUAGUUUAUUUUUUGAUAUUGCUAAUUAUAUAUCUCUAUUCGCAAUGGACCUCAUAACUUAAGUGAAGAAAUAACUGGCAAAUGACAGAAUCACAGCUUCUUUUCACACAAAUAUAUCUCCCAAACAUCACGUCAAACAUUAUAAACACCAAAAGGAACUUUGAAAAACUGUAAGGCUGAAAAGUUUUCAAUAUCUGCAAUUGCAUUCUGGUUUAAUCUCCUUCAAAUUUGUCCAUCUGUGCCUUCUGUUUUGUAUGCUAUGUUAUUUAUACCUUGUUUUAAUAUUUUGAGGAGUUAUUUUCAUGAUUCACUCAAUAUGGUGGCAUUUCCUACCGUGAGAAUUGCAAUAAAUUUUGUGACACAGCUCCUUUAACAUUAUUAAGCAAAAGACUAUAGCAUUUGGAAAAUGUAACAAUACACUGAAGAAAACAUUCACAUAACUCCUCCUCCACAUCACGGCAACUUCCAUUUCUCUUGCAUGUAGAAACAACCAACAUUUUGUGAUCCCACCACUGGUUGCCCUGCGAAAUAAUGUCUACAGUAUGGAUUUUUUGCACUUUUUCAUUACAUGUCAUUUUGCGGGGGAAACCAGUUCUAGCAUCACAAAAAGGCCAGAUGUUUUCUCAGGCUACCUUUUCUCAUGCAGCUGUAAUUUGUCAAGCUGUUGUCUUUCCUUAGGCUACCCAGCCUGUGCAAGAGUACAUGAACAUGCCGCUGGAUGCCAAGCGUGUACAACAUGAAACUGCACGGUAUCUUCCACAGCCUUUGUACAUUUUGUAUGUUCAAGCAACAGCAUACAAGGAAGCAUGUGAUUCUAAUUUAGAACUGAAGAUUCUUGGUGAUUUGGACGUUGCAAAAGCUGCCAUGGAAACUAAAACUGCUGCUAGAGGUUUGUUUUUUGAAUGAAGAAUAAGUCUGCAAUACUCUGUUGAGAGUGAAGACUUAAAUUGGUAAAGUGAAGUAAAAGACAUUGUUUUACUUAUAUUGAGCAUUCCUUGAAGUUUUGAAUGCUUGCCUCUGGACCCUAAUGCACAAUCCAAUGCAGGGUUAUUUAAAUAACUUGUGAAAGCCGACUCUUUAAAGGUAAUCAUUCUAUAAACAAAAUUACAAUUUGAAGAGAAUCUUUAUAAAAUUCUCGCUGACCAUGGAGCUUACUAUGGAUCUGCUGUCUGUAUGACAUGCUGGGCUUUGUUCCCAUCUAAAUGUCAUGUACUCUGAAUAGUAAGUCCAAUGAGGUUGAAAAAAAUUAAUAGACCUUUAUAUGAGUGUCAUUAAUCAAAUCAAACCAUAAUUUCAAAUAUGUGCAGAACUCCUUGAAAGAGUUAUUGUCAUGACGUUGUAGAUUUUACAUGAUCAUACUGAAUUCCAGAAAUACAUUCUCUAUCUGAAAUUACAGUUUUCUGUUAUACAGUGUAGCACAUUGAGUUGCAAUAAAGUAUUUUUAAGCUAAUACAUGUUUUGUUUUCUUGUAGAUGUGGACAGUGAUUCAGACCAAGAAAAUGCUGAAGGACAUAAGAGGGUGAGAACGCAAUAAUUAUAUUUUAUCGGUAUUGACUUGUUUUUCAAGCUUUACGGUGUAUCUUGUUGAUGAAAACAAAACAAAAACCAUUCUAAGUUGUCCAAGUUACUCAAUAAUAACCUGGUUACCUAACUAAGUGCUGCUGCAGACAAUGGUAGUCUUUACACUAGAGCCUAAAUAAGCUAAGAAAUAUUUCAAGACAAGUAAAUUUUAAAUUCUUCAAGCAAAAGGAAGCUUCACACACAACCGUUUCUUUUUUACUUCAGGUUAACUUAAGGCUAUUUUCCCACACAACACAAUUAAUACUGAUUGACGUGAUUCACGUUUUUCAAAGCUCAAGAAACCACAGUUUUAAGGAAUGAUGGUUUUCAAGUCACUUGGGACUUUCUUGAAUUGUUUCAACUUUCCAACUUUAGUGAGAUGCAAAGUAAAAUAACUUGAGAUUUAAUUUAGGCCUUCACACAUGUAUCUUUGGUUAAUAAAACUUAGCAGCCCUUAAGUCCUACUAGUGUCAAGGCAACUAAUGUAUAUUUUCUUACUUUGUAAUCCUUUUUAGUCAAAACACAGGAGAAAAAAAGAAGAAUCUCGUUUAGAGGAGAAGAGAAAGUUGCUGCUUAAGAAACAUCCACUUCAAAUCCUUGUGCAAGUUCGGUGUAAAGGUUAGAUCUAUAGUCAUUAGAAUAUUAUUGUCAUUGUUUUAUUGAAAAAGUCCAAUGAAUAGUGCCAAUGUUUUUGCUGUUCUUUUUGUACUAAAUGGUUUAUUUUCAUUAUUUUUGUAGACAAAGCAACAGUAGACUUGUUGUUCUCAUAUUUGCCAACAUUCAGCACAGUUGUAGUAUCACCUUCUUUGUCGUUAACUGAAGCUCUCCCUGAACCUGUAUUGGCAAACAGGUGAGUUCAUGACAAAUGAUGAAGAUUACAUGAAAGCUGGGGAUGGAUAUGGCACUUCCUCUUGCAAAUGUUAACAUAUAACUGCUUGCUGAAACUUCAGAGCAAUUAAUGAUCCCAUGGUUAAAAAAAAAUUAUUCUUCUUGACAAAUGAAAUAGAAUUUUUUGGUGCAAAUCGACGUUGUAGUUCAAAAUCAAAUUAUUAUUCCGAUUCAAAGGGUUUCAAUGUAGUUUAACUCUCAAUAUCCCUUGUCCUCUUGAAGAAUUUUUUAUUUUGGUGCAAAUGGAGUUCUAACCAGCCGAGGAAGUAAUUUGUGAGGAUAGAGAGAGAGAGAGAGUAAUCUGCAAACUAAGUUAAAUUAACAGUUACGAGGCUUAAUGUUAUAUAAAGCUUAAACCUUAUAUAUAAUGCUUAAACCUAAGUGCCAGCUCAUCACAUGAUGUGGCAUGACAUUUGCUAGGGACCUUAAAAGAAGACUUGACUAUUAGUACCAGUUUAGGGCUUAGUAUGAGUUUGAGCACCAAUCUUAUCCUGAACAUUUAAUAACAUGUUAGUCAGCAACAGGAAAGAGUUAUAGUUGUGGGGGGAGGGGGGAGUACAUUAGCUUGCAAUUGUUAAGAACAGAGAUAUACUCACACUCGAUUCAUAUUUGUGGUCAAGUCUGAAGGUUGCUAUUGUGAUGUCAUUACUUGUGAAGUAGGACACCUUGAUCAUUUCCACAAACUGCUUGGGUGUCCCAAACUCUGCACAAUUUACAAUGUAUUCAAACAAUCUCCAGGCCCCACCUGAUACAUGUAGCAGUUGCUCAGGCUUCUGAAUGGUCUUCCUUCAAGUAAAUAGACCUCUCUCUUUCAGUAAGGGUGCACAGGAGCAAUAAGCACAACUUUCUUUAAAUAUGCCAAUGUGCCAAGUCUUUUUUUCAGUAAUCUUGUUUUUGUUUUCAGCACUAUUUUGUCCCCCGAUUCACUGUUGACAAGUUUAUUUCCUGAUGACAGUGGAAAAAAGGCACCAAAUCCAGCCAGUCUCUAUCAGCUUGCUAAAGUUGGGUAAGUAAAGUCCUCUGUUAUAGUCAUGGACUUGUCUGUGUGUAAACUCUUUAGCCUUGGUUGACCUCACUAGUGACACAUGCAUGAACAUGUGCUCCGGAUAAAGACCAGGCCCUAAUUGUUCAAACACGUGAUAAUGCUGUCGACUGGAUAAAUCACUCUCCAGUGGAUAAGUAGUAGGGGAAACCAAUUGUGCAAUCCAGUGGAUAGAGUUUUAUCUGGUGGAUAGCAUUAUCCCCUUUUAAACAACUGGGGCCUGGAUAUUUCUCUCCACCUGUGAUAAACUUAAGGUAACAUACUUCUGUAGGGGCAGACAUAAAAUUUUGGUGCAACUAAUGUUGGUGCAAAAGAAUAAUUUCAAAAAAUGCAAGCAUAAAACUUUGUUACUCGUGCUUGUGCCUUUUACUUUUUUUGUUUAUGGUCAGUUGCACACAUCUAUACAAAAAAAACAGAAGGCUUUUAUAUUCUAAAAGGACAUUGCAAAAAAAAGACAUAAAAUGUCUUCAAUUUUGAAAUAUUUUCAGCCAAAAUCAUGAUAAGCACCCAUUUCCACAUUCCAGUAAUAUUACUUGUUUAUAACAAUUCACGUCAUAAAUAAUAAUUGUGUUCUUUCAGAAUUAAAGACUUUGCAGAGUUUGUUAAUCAAGUCGGCAAGCCUUACAUGUGGGCUCAGAGGAUAUGUGGACUUGACUUUUUACCUGAAGAAAUACACGUAAGAGGUUUCUUUGAUUUGUUUAAUAUACAUAGACUACUUUGCCAAUUCUCUUGUUAUGAUACAAAAGGAAUGUCUUUUGCAUUUGUCUUUCAAAUAUUUUGAGUUAUAAGUUUAACCAUUCAUCUCUACAGUUCAUGAUUCUUCCUAGACAAAGUGAAAGUUACUUUUAUUGAGCACUACUUUCCCAAGCCCUAGAAAACAGCCAACAUUUCGCGAAGCCCCACCGGUUUCCCUUUGAAAUGUUGUUUGAGGAACGACCGCAGAAAUUCCAUACUAAUAAUUAUUACAUGUCACUACACAGAUCUGGGUAGUGUUUCUGAUUGUUUGAAGCAAAUUUCCCUUGGGGCACAACCAAUAAGAAUCACUACCUAGAUCAUUAUGGAUUUUCUACAGUCAUUUUUCAAACUUUGCAUAGGAAACCAGUGAUGUUGUUGCAAAAUGUUGGCUGUUUUCUCAGACUAUACUUUCCGAAGUCUUUUUUACAUGUCUUGGAUGCAAGCGCAUAGGCUUUUAUCCUUUAAGUAUAUGGAUAGAAGUGUGAUCAUACUUACAGAAGCUACUAGCAUUAUUCCUGUGAUGCUGGUUAUUGUUAUUAAUUUUUUGUAAAGGUGGCUUUUUUUUAUUCUUUGGAUGCACAAAGAGUGUUGCCAUUGAAAUAAAAGCUCCUCACGGAAGCUGCUGAGCAAUAAGUUCUUGUCGUGUUGUCUAUUACACUUUAAAACAUGGCUCUACCUUUUGAGUUUGUGAAUGAAAUCCCCUGAGCAGUUAUUUCCUGUGGUGGCGGCGGUGGUAGAAGUGAACUUUAUUAACAUCUGAAGCGCAAAGCUCUAAUUGGUGACACAAAUACAGAUAUAAAAUAAGACAUAAAAAAGAUAAUAUGAUAGCUUAAAAUUAGGGCUGUUUACACAAAAAAUUCUAAAAUACUUUAUGUGAAGUAGUCAUACAAGAAGAGUAAUUAUUUUGUAAAAAAAAGUGAACAUUUAAUUAAACGAAAGUUCACGAGUCUUGUUUUGCCUGAUUUUUCAGUAGUGUCUUAUUAUUCACUUACCGGUAUUUUGACUCUUUUUUUUAAUAAUAGUAUUAUUUUUUUAGUAAUAAAUAUUUCUUUGUUUAACAGGACGUUGUUGCCAAGUCAUCAGUAAGCUUGUCACACAUGGAAGCUACAAUCAAAGCCAUCAGGACAAGAAUCCUAGCUAGACUCGCUCUUCAGCAACAACUUACGUCCUUAGGUAGAAACGGCGGAUUGUUUUCUGCUUAUAUUUCUUAACUGUAAGCGGUCCCCGGCUACUUAGGUUCUUCAAAGGUGGUUUUUCGCGUGAAAAUUUUUCAUCCAAUUUAUCUUUUCAUUCUGUAUCGUGAUGGAACAUUCCUCUGAAGGAACGCUUAUCGAAUGGUUUUUGUUGCCGCCAAUCGUCGAGUAAACGAUUGGCGAUUGUGUAACACCGUCUGGAGGCCUGUCUUGGAGAUUUCUUUGUUGUGAGAUCGAAAUGUCGUUGUAGCACAAGGGAGGCCUAUGUUAAAAGCUAACUUUCACCCCCCCCCCUGCGCCCCCAAGCCAGAUAGUGAGGGGCUCUACAGGAAGUUGUUUGCCUUCCCAACUUAUUCCCUUUUACUGGUUUCUGAGUGAAGUCAGUGUGUUAAAGUAAAUAAUCUGGGCGAGUUGAGCUUAACAGAGAUUAGAGAAUUCUCAGAAUGGAUAACAAUGAUUUUUUUCUCAAAUGUUGGUAAAUUUCAUCAGUUUCUUUUCGAAGUCUAAAUUGAUAUUAGAACUUGCGCAACUCACCGGGGGGACUGGGGAUCUUCAUCAAAACCGAAGGACUUAGGAAUACUUACAGGACCGGGACAAAAGAAUGUCUUUUAAAGCACCUGCUAAACGAUCAAACCUUUUUGUGCAACAUCGCGUUGGAAGAGCAUGUUCUACCGGUUUAGCCACCCCUCUCAACGUUGCAUUUAAAUGGCUUUCGUUCGAUGUUUUAUCUAGGUCAAACAUUUUUAUCCAACACUUCACAUCAUAAGCAAAUGUUUGACAUUUAGCAACGUCAUGUUGUCCAUCGAAAUACAAAACUGGACGAAAAAGAUCCAGGUCCUAACUCUCUUAAACUACAGUAAAACGGGCGACAAAAAACGUGCAACUUGUUUUGCAACAUGGCUGGAGAGCGAUGUUGCGCGUUUGCCACCCACGUUCGAACCUUUCUUGGCACAAAUAAGGUUGCAAGAGUAUUUUUCGUUGGUAAACGCGUAACAUCGCUAUUCAACUCGUUUUGCAGCAAUGCUGCAAAACAAGUUGCACCUUUUUUUGUUGCCCGUUAUACCAUACCUUUAGAAGAAAGACUGCCGUAAGAUUUUUCUGUUGCUGUUAAUAAACGUCUUUGAAUGGAAGCUUUAGUAAGACACUUGUUAGUAUUCAGAUGAAAUGUUGAUUUUUUUUUAGAGAGUCUGACGAUUCCUCAAAACAAAAAUUCUCUUCAAAUGUUCCCGAGCAAGAUAUCAUCGGGACUGACUUCCUGGCGCCCAUCAACUUUGGAAGAGUUCAUGGUAAGAACGAUGUCCAUAAACUUAUCCGGAACUACCAGCGGUGACUGCGUGUGUAACCUGGGAAAAGCAAUGUAGCCAGACACGAGAUCUUUACGAGUGGUUGCCGGGUUGGUUUACUGUUUAUCAAUCAAAUCUGUAGAUUUCGUUUGUUUUACAUGCAACGUAGUUGGAACUACAUCCUUUUUCAGAAUUCCCCUUUGGAAAAUUUCCAAGAUUAAAAUGGUGGUUCUUUUGGUCGGGUUAAGAUGUUACAAAUAAAAAAUCCGUUUCAUUUACACGUUUUGUAAGGUAAGCACCACAUCUAAAAGACUUCGGGCUUUCCUGACCAUUUCCAAGAUUAAAAUGGUGGUUCUUUUGGUCGGGUUAAGAUGUUACAAAUAAAAAAUCCGUUUCAUUUACACGUUUUGCAACUUAAACACCACAUCUAAAAGACUUCGGGCUUUCCUGACCAUUCCUCAUGUAGGAAUUACGAUUAUUUGUAAAGAAAACACCAAUUCUAUGAUCGUGGGGUAGAAGUCGGUUUAAGAGCGAACGUGAGGUUAAAAGAAAGUGACAGUUAAGAUUAAUCCUUCAUCUCAUUCUUUGUGUUGGUUCUCCGCUUUAGCGACCUCGUUUGAAACAUGCAGUUUAUUUUUCCAGGAGCAGCCAGUUCUUAGAUGCCUUAUCGAUGAUGGGUUUAUUGUAGAAGAUGACAUGCUUUAUCAAGCCGUGUUUGAAAGAGGAAAAGGUGAAAAAUCCUUGGCCUAUAAAUAAAUAAUAGAAAAAAAAGAGAAUAAGUAAAUGAAACACUAAGACGUUUAACAGUAUUCAGGUUGAAAUGUCUUCUAAAGUGUUGACCUUCUAUCUUAAUGGUCGUUGGAGUACUUAUGUUUACCACUAACAUGACAUGAGAAAACCGAAAAUUCUGUUUGGAAAGUCAAAUGAUUUGCGCUAUUUUGUUUGGAGAGCUUCAGAAACAUGGGUUGUGAUUUGAGGGGACGCAAUUUUUCUACUCUUGUUAGUUUAUUUAGCUGAUUUUGAUAUACAUCGGGGGCACCCAACGACAAUUUUUGGAAAAUAUCUGUUCGGAAGACGAUUUGAGAUCUAGAAUUUUCGGAACAUUUGUUGUAAAAUUUCUUCGCCGCUUGCCUGCCUCCCCUAGGAUUUUCGAACAUCUCAAUAAAUGGUAUAAUUGCCCAUUUUUUAACGGAUUUUUACCCUAAAAAGGUCACCUAGAAUUUUCGGGGGCCUUAUUUCUGGCUGAAAUUUUCGAAAAGGUAAGUUUUGAUCCCUAUAAUUUUCUGAUCAUUAAACGUUCAGCUGGGAAAUCCGAACAGAUAAAAAUUUUUAGGGGAUAAAAAUGUGUCUGUAUCUACCGUUCAAAUACUAAAAUACGUUCAACAAUGCUAUGUUUAAGUGGUUUUGAACUAUAUUCUCGUUGGAUGCCCCUGAUACAAUACAUUAUAGCGAAUGGUUUUGCCGCCACAUCAAAUUUUGUAGUUUAGUGUUCAUGCACAAAAUUUCCUCUUGGUUAGUUUGGGUAUAUGGUAGGCGCCCUUGGUCUUCCUGGUCGUAAUCCUCCUCCUCCGUCUCAGUAUCGUUAUUGUCCAAAUAGUAUUAACAAAAAAUUCAGGUAACGGCUUUGAAUUUAUUGUUGAUAAGGGGAUCGCUUUGCUAUAAACUACACCUCUACACGUUACGGAUGUAAAUUUGACUCAAGUUUGCAAGAAAAUUCAGAAUCACAGUCACAAGCUUAAAUUCAGUUUAGACUGUAGGCAGGGAGGGGGACUGGUUUUACUUGCUGUAUUCGGCCCUAAACCCUCUAGCCUGUUACAGGCGUUCAGAUAGUGGGGAGCGGUGCAAAGUAAAAGGGAGGGCGAAAAAGUAAAAGCGAGGGAGGAGGAGAGGUGAAAUGGGGUUGACAGACCUGCGCAGCUCCUGCUGUGUGACCGUUGUGUUGUUAUAAGCCUUUACAGUUUUGCUUUAACAAGCAUGUCUUUGAGCGACUUUCCUUUUCUAUAAGAGAUCAAGGGAGGUUCCUUGAAUAUCUCUCUGAGUAGUGGCUGGUUUUCUAUUAAAUGCCAUUUUUCCAUUAGUAUGUUUUUCAAACCUGGUAAUGACGGUUGAAAUUGCGUGACAAAGGGUAAAAGUAUUUUUUGCGCUUUCUGUUUUUGUGUCAGAGCUGUCGCUCUAUCUGCAUAUUUAACUUCUGAGAGGAUCUUUUCUACCAUACUCUCUGGGUAGCCUCUCGAGAUAAGGCGUGUUUUAAAGUUUUUAAUAUUCUUGUCAAAUAUGACUUUAGAAGAGUUAGUUCUUAGAAGUCUAAGAGCCUCUCCUUUGACAAAACCUUUUUUAACGCCUGGUGGGUGGCAGCUGUUAAAGUUAGUGUACUGAAACGUUUCAGUAGAUUUAAAAUGUGUGCGCACGUCGAGAAUUCUUUCUUUCUCAAAUCUCUCUCCCUUAUAGACUGUCGUGUCCAAGAAUGUGGUUUCAAUUUGUGAUAUUUCAGCAGUGAACUUGAUUGUAGGAUGAAAAGAAUUGGCUUGCUCAAUGAAAAGAUCUAUAUCUUCUUUGUUUGUGUCCCACAAAGAGAAUAUGUCGUCAAUAAACCUUUUCCACGUUAGUGGUUUCCUUCUGCUUUGUUUUAAGAUCUCCUUUUCUAUUGUUGCCAUAAAAAUGUUGGCAAAAGCUACUGCCAUUUUCGUGCCCAUAGCAGUUCCGUGAGUCUGGAGAUAGUCUUUCCCAUUGAAAUGGAAAGAGUUCUCUUUAAGGAUAAGACUGAGCAUUUCUUUAAGCAGGUGUGUAGCUAUAGGAGGGUUUUUGUCAUGAAAUUUUUCGUAUGCGUUGCAUACUAUAGUAAUUCCUUUCAUCGCUUUCUCUACUCCACACCGCUCUCCACUAUCUGAACGCUUGGAACAGGCUAUAAACCCUCGCUUUCAAAAAGUUAGGCCAAGUACAAUACAAUACAAUACGCAAAACUAAGCUAGUUGAUACUUCGUUAAAAAGUUGAAAAGUUGUUUGUGUAUGUGUGACGGAAAAAAGUAUGCGGCUAAGACGGCUAUAUAUUAAUUUUUUUUGGAUAUUGGCUUGGUAAGCCAAAACAUUUUUGUCUGACUUCGGUCCUAAAAGAAAGUCUGUAGAACCAAACGGAUCUACUAAGAUUGGUAGUCGAAAAUUAAACUUAUUAUACGGCUGAAUCCGCGAGCGGGAAAGAUGAAGCGAAUCCUGCGUUCUGAUUGGCUACGCGGGAGGCCCGCUCGGGAUUUCCCGCGUUGGCUCCACAAGAAAAAGUUAUCUUUUUGGCCAUGUAAUAGAUCCUUUAUUGACCAAGCUUGUUCGAAAAAGAUGGCUGCACAUUCACCUCGUUCUAUUUCUGCGUUUUUCAUUGACUAAGACUUCGUCUCGGUCAAUUUAAACGCGAAAAAGAACUUGGUCUGUAUCCAGCUAUCUUGACCGAACAAGCUCGAUCGGGUUAAUUACUUAAUAGUGAGUGAAAGAAAGUUUUGGCUCGUGAAUGGAACUUAGAUGCGUGAGAAUAUUGAUUAAAGAGAGACCGAGUACGCGUGAUCGACUAAGCCGUUCAGUUCUGUUUCUACCUUUUCUUUUCAGCACAGCUCAAGGCUUCGGUAAUCGUGUCUCAAGAAUAUCCAACAGCACCGCCAUUUUUCUCAGUUGAAGUAUCUUGUGGAAAGACCAUAAUUAGAGACAGCCUCACAAAGGUAUUGGGCCAAAUGUAGGCUUUACUUUAAAAGGAUAGGUCCCCUAAGUCAAUUAUAGAAGUCAUUGUCAUCAUUAGAGGCUCAAUUUAAAAACACCUUCAUAAGUCUAUCACCAAAUCUUUAAAAACUACAAAUUAUUAUUAUAUACAAGAAUAAUUUAAUUCAGUUGGUCAGGGAAAUUUUACAUUUGUUAGGGAAACGUCAGGGAAUUUCAGAAACCUCUGGCUGUGGCAACCAUGUAUAAGCACAGCUCUGAAGCCUCUCCAAAUUUUCUGUAUUAAAUACCCUGUCAUAGCACAUCACGGAAAGAGAUCGCUUGAAAUGUGGUUUCUCACAUAGAUUCGAUUCUGGUGUUUAUACAAACGUGCCCACGUUGCAGUGUUACUGUGCUUUUCACAAACAUGCGAACUCUAAAGUUCAAAAGACGCCUUCACAAUUGCGUUUUUCGCUGCCGUGAAUCAAAAUUACGACCACAAGCAACGAACCUUGAAACACAGUAACACACAAAACGGAUCGAAAUCCACCAAUCACAAAUCACAAACCAUGACCUUUUGAACCCGUUAAAGUAAAGUUUUGUUUCCUAAGAGGUCCGUCAAGAUGAUUGACGGCAGCGAGAAACGCAAUCGUCAGUUGGCUUUUGAACUUCAGAAUUCGCAUGUUUGUGAAAAGCGCAGUAAAUUAUUACUGAGUUCUCAGUUCAUUAGUCACAAAACGUAAGCUUGUCGAAUGCGAAGACGCUGGCCCAAAAGGACAAAAUUGUUAGGCUGUCGUUUUGCUUCAAAUUCCAUGUAAAGCGAACGGCCGCAAGUAGAACAACGGUAAAAAAUGAAUUGCUUGAUUUUCUCGCAUUUAAUUGUAGUGUCGAAAUCAACCCUGUUGCAGGAGGGGUGGGUGACCCCCCACCGAACCCCGAUGUUUUGCAGUUCACUCUUCAAGUCAGUUGCAUCUCUUCAGUUUAGGUCUGUUAUUUCAUUCAGCAUCUCAUGUAUUUUGUUGCUAAUAUGUUGCCUUUCAUGAAUCAUUCUUUAUAACAGGCUGUGGAAGGAGAAGUGAAUGUCUUUUACCCAGAGCUUACUGCCGUUGACUCUCCUUUCAAUCUUCUAACCAAUCAGCUACGCCGUUUGCAAGUGAGUCAGCCAGUCCCCAAACAAUUAAAAAGAGAUGCCUUUUCUUACGGUCAUUACGAACACGGCAUUACUGCAUAGUGUUUAAGUUUCUGUGGAAACUGUUAAACACAACAACGGUGAUCUAAUCAGGAGGUCUUGGAUUCGAUGCUCACCAUUGUCAGAAAUAUUAUCUUUCUUCUUGUGUGCUCCUGUUUCCAUGCGUUGGAUAAAAUGGAGUUUGAAGAGAUGUUAUGACACUUGAAGUCACCCUUAUUUUUGUAGAAACCUGUUUGACUCUAUUAGUGUAUAUUCGAAAUAAACUGCAACCGAUUCAAAGCGAUGAAAUGUAAUUUAAUUUUCCCCAUAAGCAUUACCCGCAGCACUUUACUUUCCAAUGGAAACUACUCGUUUAGCCGCGUUUCUAAUUUGACUUUUCACUUGUAGAUGUGUUUUGAUAUUUAUUUGGAGAGUGGCAGUUUGAACCAUGUGGAGGGUGCUGAAACGUUCGAUCGGGAAAAGUUCUUCCUUCGCGUCAAGAAGUAAGUGGAAAUAACAUAAGCAUUUGCAAAGAACCAAAUGGAAGUGGAUUCAAAGAGCAAUCCAGUCUUGUUUUUGUGAAGUUGUGAGGACCUGGAAACAAAACUUCGCAGACAAGCAUCAAAUAAUUGCGGUCCUCGUAGCGUAAUAAAUUGAGACUUCUUAGCAACUGCAACUGAAAGAGUUUUGAAACGAUACAAGGAAAAUCAUAGACCGUUUUCACUGUUAGAACAACUUCUUACUGCCUUCGCGAAACGAGAUUUUGCAAAGGCAAAGAGUCGUAAGACAGAGAAAGGAGAGGGGGUACGUGUCGCCAAAGGCGAGGGGUAAGAGAGUCAGAAGUUAUAACCCAAAUAAGAACGGCGUUACUUGGCAAAAGAUACUGAAAUUUCGGGAUAGAUGGCUUAAAAAGGCAAAAGGUCUGCAAUGCCCUGGUGGGCUACGAGAAUACCAGCGUUGUGCGCAGGCAGAAUACGUGGUUAUUCCAACAGUGAAAAUAGUAAACCAUUUUCACUGUCAGAACAACCACUUAUUGCCUUCGCGAAACUAAGUUAUGAGAACUGGAGAAGCGAGAUUUUGGCACCGUCAUCAGCUCUAAAAUAAUCGAAACUGAGAAAAGGAGCUGAGCAAUGACAAACAGGCGCUUUAAUGAUGCUCUCUCCAAACCUCAGAAAAGAAAGGAAGCCAUUCCUUUUUACAACAUUAGGACAACAAACUAAAAGGUAAGAAGGAAAGAGGUCCGUUCCAGCUAGGGAAAUUACCCUCCUAAUCACACCAACAACUUCACAACUUGAGCCUUUUCAAUUUGCUACCAAAGGACCUGAGGGUGCGCCCCUGUAGACGAAAAGGAAAAAAGGCUGAAAUAACUAGCCUGAUAAGGGUAGGCCUGCCUCACAUACGUAAGCAACAACGACAAAACAAAACAAAUUAGGAAAGCGAGAUUAGCGCCCGCUAGCGCGACUGGACCAGGAACCCAUGUCCUAAGAUAGGUUAUAGGGUGUGGUUUAGAUUUCCCUUCUGUUCACGGCAGGGUUGGGAAGGGAAAAAAAGCCCAAUAAAAAAUAUAGCAACAAAAGGUGUGACAUACAACCAAACUCUUUCCAAGGUCGAACAUAUACUUGACCAGACUCUUUCUAAUACUGAACAGACGACUUAAAUUUUUGCCAGGUCGACACAUGAAUGAAAAUCUUCCACAGGUCGUGCACACUGCCAAAAUCUGUCAAAGGUCGGAAACAAGACCAAAUCUUUUUAAAUCGAACGCACGACCAGAGUUAGUCUUUCUGUGGCGGUCAACAUACGACCAAAGAAUCAUUCUAAUCAUUCUAAGGUCGAACACACAAUCAAAACUUCAUUGUAAGGUCGAGCACACGAUUUGAAAAAUCAUUCUCAGAUAGAGGACACGACCAAAAAUCUUUAUCAGGUCGAACACACGACCAAAAUCUUUCUCAGGUCGCACACACGACCAAACACAUUCUCAGGUCGAACACACGACCAAUAUCUUUCUCAGUUCGAACACACGACCAAUAUCUUUCUCAGGUAGAACAUGCGACCAAAAUCUUUCUCAGGUCGAACACACGAACAAAAUCAUUUUCAGUUCGCACAUACGACCAAAAACAUUCUCAGAUCGAACACACGACCAAAAUCUUUCUCAGGUCGAACACGCGACUAAAGUCUUUCUCAGGUCGAACACACGACAGAAAUCUUUCACCGGUCGCACACACGACCAAAAUCUUUCUAAAGUCGAACACGCGACCAAAAACAUUCUCGGGUCGAACACACCACCAAAGUCUUUCUCAGGUCGAACACACGACAGAAAUCUUUCACCGGUCGCACACACGACCAAAAUCUUUCUGAAGUCGAACACGCGACCAAACUCUUUCUCAGAUCGAACACACCCCAACAUUUUCUCAGGUCGAACACACGACCAAACACAACUCAUGGAUCGAACACACCAACAGUUCCUCAGGUCGAACAAACGACCAAAGUUUAUUAAGUCGAACAAACGAGUCUCAAAAUGCUUAUCCUCGGGUCGAACACAGCACCAAAUCAUUCUCACGUCGAAACGUACAAACCAACUGCAAGAAAAAGACGUGCGACAGAAUGCUGCAAUUAAUACAAGAGAGACAGAAAAUUUCGGGAAAACGCAGGCAAAUGAAGAACACAAUUAGGUGACAAACAAAAUUCCGGACGACUUAACUCACAUAAAGGCGAGACAAAAUGCAAGAUAGACAAAGCAAGUGUUAUCGGUAAACAAAGGUAGUAGGGAACUUAAGAUGGAGACGUUUUCGGAGCGACGGCAACUUCAACCGGACGUGACGUCAUGAUUUGUGCAAUAUUGCGCAUGCUCUUGCUCACCACAUUGUCGUCCUGCUCCCGUUGGCGACGUGAAACUGGUCUGUUUGGCGUUGUGGCGAGAACGUGAGUAUUUAACUUUCAUUUCAAUCAGGUUUGUUGCAUUUAGCAACCAGAAUUUUGCAGAUUAUCGUUUAAAAGGUCCUUGUUUUCUUUGAGUCACAUUCAAGCUCGAUCUCCAAGCUCUGUUCUUUAUAAUGUUUCUAUGUUUCAUGUCACAGAGUCAAGAUCCAAUCUGAUCCAAUAUGGCAAACAGCAAACCGUAAGUGAGCUUUACUUGGACAAAAUUGUCCUAUUAGCCAAAUGAAAGUGUCCAGACAAAACGUAUGAACUCCGAUAUUUUAAUUGUGUUUUUAGCUCACUUUUUUGGUUAGAGUAUCGUGUAAAUGAAACGUAUGUAUUGAAAAUUGUUUAGAAUAGAAGGUAAUACCACGUACUAACCUGGGAAUACUGAAAUAAAGUUGUUUUUGUUGCUGUUAUUGUUGUUUCAUGCAAGCAGAUAAGCAUUAAUUCUCUUAAUUUUUUAUGCGUAGCCAUAUUUUCCUCUUCGGUAGUCUUCGAAGGCGCCGUCCUCCUGAGUUCACUGCGAUCUUAAUGUUCGAAUUUUGGAGGGAAGCGACGACAGCCUCUGUUCCAGGCUUGCUCUGCCAGUCCGGUCGCCGUCGCCCCGAAAACGUCUCCAUCUUAAGUUCCCUAAUAACUGAAUAGCAUACGAACGCGGAAUAUAACCUGAGAAGAAACAGGAACCAAACCCGGAUGAAUGAGCCUAAAACUGCAGCAGCUUGUUACUUGGGCUACAGCGACCUUUCCGCCCCCUUCUUGAGGUUGUUGUUCUUGGACUUGGGGUUGUUUAAGGCCCCCCUUGUUCUAGUGCAUUAGCUUCCAAGUCGUUGGCCAAAACUUCGGAUUAAGUCCUACAGAAACGGGCAAGUAAAAUUUCCUUGGCCUUGGCGACGCGAGAAGAAACUCGUUCAACAAAUAUAACCCGGCUUAGAAAGGCGUUACUUGACAAAAAACGCUGAAAUCACGGGAUGGGUGGCUUAAAUAGGCAAAAGUACUCCCCCGAAACUUCCACACAAUUGUCCGCAAUGCCCUCGGGGGCUACGAGAAUACCAGCGUUGCGCGCAGGCAGAACCCGUGGUUAUUCUAACAGUGAAAACAAAUUCUGACUUUUACGUCAAGCUCUGUUCGACUUGUGCGUGAAAAAAUACACAUUUUUAUUGUGAGGCGAUUUCUAGCCAUCUUAGAAGACCUAAAUGUCCAAAUUUCCCGGGAAACUUUUCCCUGGACCUCCUACUAACACUAAUGUGCUUACGAUUAAGGCAGGAACACGCUGAGCGACAAGUUGCAGCAACACAUGGCGGUGACAAGUCAUAGCAAUAAAUCGCCUCGUGUGUCUGGAGCAUUUUUGCGCAAAUCUUUGUCAACGAAUCAAAUCAGAUUGAAUUCGUGCAACUUGUUGCGGGCGACUAAGAUUUUCACAUGAAGCGAUUUGUCGCUGCAACGUGCCGCGUAACUUCUCGCUCGACCUGGAAUCAAGGAGUGAUUUGUCGUCGAUGAUUUGUUGAUGAUUUGUCAUUUGUUGAGGUGACAUGUCGCCUAGUGUGUCCCGACGCGUUUGGUGCAGCCUCCUACCUCCCCACCAACACCUUAACUUGUGAAUGAUUUUUGAAGCUCACUGUAUCCCUGUUUUUUCUUUGUUCGCUUGUAUUCAUCCUUAGGGGCAGAGAUCGAGGCCUUCCUUUGAAAUAUGACGCAGGUCAAGGAUUGUUUACGCAGAGAUGACAGUUAGCACCAACCGAACUAGGAACUGUUUCUUAAACUUGCAUUUGGAUUUCUUUACAUGAACUUUUUUAAAAAAUGCGUCUUUGUUACAAGUGUUAACAUUUGCUCUUAAUGACGUUGUCCCUUCCUAAGGAAUCUGUGUCCUUAUUUGUUUGUUUACAAGAAACAAUGUGAAUUGUCUUGAUUAUAUGUACUGUGUUGGAGGUUGCACAGUCAAAAACGGAAUUAAACGCUACCCGUCAUCUUUAAAAAUACGGUUGUAGUUUAUCAUUUUACUUUAGUUAAUUUAUUUCUGAAAAUACAACGAUUUAAUUUUAUCAACUGAGUUGACGAGGAAGAUUGGCCACCGUAGGGGAAAUGAGAAGAUGACGUUUUGAGCGUCAAGCCUUUGUGAGGGAGAAUCAGGAAACUGGUUGUUGUGCGUAGUAUAGUUACCGUUUCGGUACCGAAAUUUGAAUUAAAGGACUGGUUUGGUAUGUGUGCGCGCAAGCGUAUGGUGUUCGACAUGUUUCGAUUUUCCUUUAAAUAAAAGCGUCGUCAGCAGACAGUUGGAUGAUGAUAUAGUAUCAAGUAAGUUUAUGUGAAUGUGCCCAAUAACGUUUCUUGUACGCCAGAUUUUUACCGGAGAGCAGCUGGUGUACGAACCAUUAACGACUUCACGCUGAAGGCGAUCGGUGAGAAAGUCUUUAAUCACAAGUUUUACGUUACCACAGAUACCACAGUAAUCAACUUUGCCAAGCAACCGCUGGUGAUCCACCGAGUCGAAUGCCUUGGCAAAGUUCUGGAAGACCAUUCGUGUACCACUAGAGAGACCUUUUCGGAACCCAUGUUGAAACAUAGAUAUGGUUGAAUUUGAAGAGGAGGAAGAACAGACGAUGAGUUAAGCGGUGCUUUGGAACAUAUUCUGUUGGUUUCAGGACCAUGUUAACGUAAUCACUUGGGCGCAGGUUUACGCAACCUUCCAAUUGAUCUCCUUAUUCGGUUGCUCUCAAAAGUGCAAUAGGUCUGUGAGCAAGAUUUGGCGCGCAACAAAAGGUCUAGCCGUCGAACCAACAGGUCGCUUAGCGCCGGCUAAACAAUGGAAAUUCAUCUGGGCUCGCAGGUCUUAUUUUUGCGAUUGUGGAGGGCAUGCGAUAUGGUCACGCUCAACAGAUAUACAGUCAGAAGUGUCAAAGGCAGUAGAGCGGGCGCACCUUGCCAACUCCCUUGGAGUCGAGAUUGUAGCUAUCAAGGAGAACCGCUAAGUCUACCAGGAGCCUGUUUCUCAAAGGUCCCAGUAACUUUUCGGGCCCGGGAAGCUGUUUAGUGUUGCUGUAUUUUCAUUCAAGAUCAAAGUUUUAAUAAUUUUGAAAAUAAUACAGUGAAACUAUCAGUUAAGGAACAAAACUGACUGGUUUUUGGACUAGAAACUGGGCUACUAUUCAACAGGUUUUGAUUUUAACAUUUGCCUUCGGGCCCGAAAAGUUUCCGGGUCUUUCGAGAAACGGCCCCCAGGCCUGACUCACUAGUGAAAAUGACUUCCUUAUAAUUUCCUGAGCACUGAGAAAUUAGAUGAAGAACAGUUUAUAUGGUUUUCGGGGGACGCUGUCGCAAAAUUUCAGACGUUUGUAUGGAUCUCUAACCAUCUUUCAAGAGUCAUAACUUGAUCCCUGUUCAACUUUAGAGCACCAAACUUGGUCAAAUAACGAGUGUCAACAUGAUCUUUUAUAUGGUGGUGUCAGUUUAUCGAUGAGUUUACAUUUGAAACUCGCCCCAGUUCCCUACGCAACCCCGAAACGGCCAAUGUGCCCUCAAGGAGGCAGUUAAAGAUACCAUGACGUGGAAAGCGUCUCUUAAAAAGUGUAUUGGCGUUCUUUUCUGAAUCUUAUUCGCGAUGAUUCCAAGUCGCUUACUUUGUUAAAUGUAGGCACCACUCUGCUUGAGUUGUAGUCGGGCAGUGACCCCUUCAGGUUAAGUAAUGUACAAAAAAGUGUGGUGCAUGUGCAGGAAAAUAUCAGUGAACCUUAACAGGAAGUAGCUAAUUUAUCACCAUGCGCCUCCCAUGUGUAGUUACUGUGAAUGUGCACACGGAGCAGGUUUUGUAGUCCUUCUUUUCCGACAGUCAAGUUGAGUGGGCAAUCGGCCAACUUGCGAUGGGUUGAGCACGUGAAUACUGACCUCACCGGUCAGGAUUAGCGGGCGCCAUCCCAUGUUAUUGAGCGAGGAGGAAGGAUUGAUAAAAAGUUUAAAAGUUGUAGACCACGCCCACUAACGCUUUGCUGUGCUUGUUUCGGGCACAAAUUUCUAAUUGACAGAAGUCAUCUUAUGUGACUGGACGCUGAGUUCAAACACAUCAGAGCAGCAAGCUAUAGAGUAUAAAAGGCAAUUUAUGGAGAGCAAAGAUCUCUGGAUGACUGUCAUUGCGACCCAUAUCUUAUUAUACAGUUGUUGUUGUUGAUGUCUUAUGGAUACAAGCACGGUAUAGCAUUCAAGUCAGGAACCUUUUCCGUAUUUUGGAAGAUUAAGAUAAAGAUCUUUGAUACUAGAGUCGUUGAGGCCUUGCUGCAGCUGCCAACCUCUGUCCCACAGAGGGCCAAGAAACAGAAGCCACUCAGAUCUAACACAUUGAGGUUGAGGUUGUGGCAGCUAGGGAAGGACUGAAAAGGCUUAGUCUCUCUAGUGGCAAGCAGCAGGCCCCGGUUGUUCAAACGUUGGAUAGCGCUAUCCACCGGAGAAAUCACUAUCCAGCGGAUAGCGUAAUUGAUUUCCGUAAUAUUUAUCCGUUGGAUAGUGCUAUCCAACAUUUGAACAACGGAGGCCAGCUCCAGAAAAGACAAGUGCUGGACCACGCUUAACUCUUUACGAGGUGUACUUUCAUAUACUUUAAAAAACAGUCCUCUGAGAGGACAUGAGUUUACUGCAAUGAAUAGUGUGUACAAAAGCCACGUGCUUGCACGUUCUUCAAGGCAGUCACGUUGUGUAGCGACUUUUCGGCACGUUCACUCUUUGGCACUGUUUGUUUCUUGCUAUAUAAAGUGCUUUAUAGCACGCAAGGUUGGUUCGGCGGCCAUAGGCAAAGUUAAAACUUUCGCAGAUAAGGUUCUGGGACUAUUGUAAUUUCUUGUCAAGAUUAAGCACGUUAAUGCCGUGACGAAAUUUCCAUGAAAUGAAAUUUUAAGUGAUCUUCCCAAUGUACAUGCCUCACCAGAUGAAUAUAUUCCUGAUUGUCAUCUGCAGGAACUAAAUCCCAGGAAUUAAAAUUUUAGCAGAUCGAAGCAACUCAGGCUCGUUCACCUUAAUACUCAAAGCAUGGUCUCUUCAUUCUAUGGAGUACUAUGCACCAUCAAUGAGUAUCGUUUCGAUAUAACAAUGAGCCAAACACGGUUAAAGGAUAACCCACAUCUACUAAAGUACGUCAGCAUCCCUGGCUUCUAAAGCGUCUUUCGCGAACGUUACAAAAUACGUGGAGGAGGAGUUGGGGCGUACAUCCUUGUUAAAAUAGAGAUCGCAAAGAAAUGGAUUUGCUAAACCAAUUCGAGAAUUAUCGUAAUUCAAAACAAAACACUUUUCCUGUACGCACGAGUUUCCAGGACCGCACAUUCCUCCCCUUCAAGUUCCUAAACAAUAUGUGGCAUCUCGCCUUAAACUAAAUGUUCAUUGGGGGUAGGAGGGGUUCAUCAGUAAUAACGUUGUGGUGGUCUUCGGUCCCUUACUAGAUAUCGUCGCACCGGGGUGGCAGGGACUAAGCUUGGGUCUUCGGGUGUAAUGGGUCACUCCAACUCCCCACAGGUUACUUCAGGGCUAUUCACAACGGGUACUGCAACCUUUAGAACGACACUGCCCUCUUUGCUAUGGCCUGCCCUUUGAGCUGUUGGACUGGGGCAAAGAGGCUCUGUAGUACAAAAAAUUAAUUGGUCAUGAUGUCUCCGAACUACCAUUCCAUCUUCUAGUUCCACUCGCGCAGACAGAAAGCCGGUUUCCUAGAUGAUAGUUCCAGGGACCCACUUCGACCUCCGGGAGUAGUUUCGGACACUCACGGCAUCGACAAGCUUCACUCCGCGCGUUCGGCUAUGGUGAUCAUGCUGUUUCUUUUGUCUAGACUGGGCCAAAUACACCCUUGUCGCUACAUCCGGUCGUAGCAGAUCGAGGUGAGAGAGACCCAAGACUACGUCCCCACCGUAACUGAGCUGGAGAUUCACCAGUAGUGUUUUGCGGGGUAAUCCGGUAGCUUAGAAGAAAACGAGCCAACUUGGUGUCAACAGAACCAUCACCCUGUUUCUUUUUCCUUGCUUAAAGGUCUGUACCGCUCGCUCCACCAGACCAUUUGUACUGGGGUGGUAAGGUACUGAGGUAAUGUGCUUGAUGCCAUAUUUUUUGCAAAAAUGACUUAAAUUCACUGCUCACAAAAUUAGUUCCAUAAUCAGACACUACAAUCUCUGGUAAACAAUAUGAAGCGAAAGCUGACCUCAUAUUGUCUAUGGUCAGUGGAGGUGGCAGAGUUCACACAGUGGAUAUACAUCCACUUGGAAUGGGCGUCAAUGAUCAGCAAGAACAUAUUUUCCAUAAAAGGACCCGCAUAAUCUACGUGCACUCGCGACCGAGCGCGGGCCGGGCAUUCCCAAGGGUGUAAUGGCGAACAGGGAGAGAUCUUUUUGGUAACUCUGACAAGUAGCACAACUUUUCACCUUCUCUUCUAAAUUUGUGUCCAUUUUUGGCCACCAAACAUGGCUCCUGGCUAAACUCCUCAUUUUGACUCUUAUCGGGUGAGUAUCGUGUAAUAUGUUCAACAACUCUUCUCGCCCUUGAGGGGGUACUAUGACUCGAGCUUCCCAUACGAGGCAGCCAGCGUGUACACUCAAUUCUUCUCUUCUAAUAGAACAGGGAUUCAGGGCUUCUUCUUCUACCCCUGAAGGCCAUCCUUGAAGAACUAACUGUAGAACUUGGGAAAGCACUGGAUCGCAGGCUGUCCACAAUUUUAUCUUAGUAGCAUCUACUGGGCCGUAGAGAGUGUACGCGAGGCGUAUGCCACAGGUCUCUCUGAUCAAUCUUCCAUAACAUGGGCUACAACUGCGCCAACACCAUAGGGUGAUGCAUCACAGAAUGCCACCAGCUCUUUCUCGGGAUCAUAAUGCACUAGUACGUCUGAUGACUGAAGCUGGUUUUUGGCUUUAUCAAAUGCUUCUUGCUGUUCCACCUCCCACUUCCAAACAACAUCUUUCCUCAGCAAACUAUGUAGUGGUUCCAGAAUCGACGACAGGUUAGGUACGAACUUCCCAUAGAAGUUAAGCAUACCAAGGAACGACUUCAGCUCAGUGGGGUUUUUCGGUGCUGGGGCCUCUUGAAUGGCCUUUACUUUUGCUUCGACAGAAUGAAACCCCUCUGCAUCAACUCGGUGCCCCCUGGCUUCAUGAAAUGACACUUUACUGCCUUGAGUCGUAGACCAGCUUCCGAGAGGCGUCUCAAAGCUUUAUUGAUGUUGGCUAAGUGCUCUUCAUUAUUGGGGCCUGUAAUAAGGAUGUUAUCUAACAGAACUCCCGUUGAAGGGAUUCCUUGAAGCAAACCCUCCAUGGUUCUCUGGAAAAUACCAGGUGCUGAGGCUACCCCGUAAGGGAGACGGUUAUACCUUUUACAGGCCUUUGCGUAUGUUAAUCGUUAAAAAUUCCUUAGAGUUCUCAUCCACAAGCAUGGCUUAAAUCUAGCUCAGUAAAUGUUUGACCUCCAACUAAUUUCGUAUACAGAUCAUCAAGCUUGGGGAUAGGAUAGCCAUCCAGUUUUGACACUCUAUUAACUGUGAGCUUAUAGUCUCCACAGACUCUUACAGUGCCAUCACUCUUCAUGACAGGGAAAAUCGGGGUGGCCCCCUCGGAAUACUGGACUGGCUUAAUGGUCCCUGCCCUUUCAAGUCUUUCUAGGUCUUAUUCAAUUUUUCUCCUUCAGAGCAUACAGUACUGGUCUGGCUUUAUAUGGAAGAUAAGGGUAGCAGUGGGGUCAACAUGGAUUUGGCCUUUGCCCCUUGUAGAGUUCCAAGCCCCUCCUCGAACAGCUGAGCAUGUUUGUGCAAAAUCUCCUCCAGUUGCUUAUUGUGUGACGAAAGUGGUUUGAUUAUGGGCCAACUCAGCUUGAUUUUCUCAAGCCAGUUCCUACCUAGCAAAGCAGGCCCCUUGCCGCCUACAACCAAAAGUGGCCAGGAGUAUUCAACCCCGUCAUAACACACACACUCACAGAACAAGAUCCUUUAGGUUUGACCUCUUCCUCGGUAUAUGUGCGAAGGACAAUUCCUGACUGUACAAGUUGAAGCGCUUUACCUGCUGAAAAAAGGGAGUUGUAUAGUUCGUCGCUAAUCACAGACAAGGAGGCCCCCGUGUCAUUUUCCGUUUCAAGGGGUUGCCUAGCAACACUUAGUUUUACUUCGUAGGCUAAUGGGCGUUGACUGCCAAAGUUAAACAAGGUAUAUGCACCCACACCCUGUUCCUCCCCUUGUGUUUGCAUGGCACCUUCAAGAAGUUUGGUAGGCUCGGAGUUGCCGGAUUUCUUCUCAUUAUUUGGCUGCGGUUGCUUCCCUUUACAUUCUAGCUGGGCAUAAUCGAGCUAAAUGGCCAACUUUACCACAGCAAUACCAUUUGGCAUCUUUAAAAUGACAGCUUUUGGGGUAGUGGUUGCCACCCCAUCUAGUGCACUUAACUUCGCUUCCCUUAUGAACUUUGACGUCUACUUUGUUGACAGAAGCAUCCCCUCCCUGACCAUCUGCCUUCCUUAUCUCUGAAGCAUCCUUAUCUGCUGCUUCAAUGGCGAGAGCUGGAUCAAGUGCCCGCUUCAAUGUUAAUUUGGGUUCAGCUAUAUAAUCGGCGCUGUAUUCUGAUAUUACGAACAUCACUCACCAGCCGAUCACGAAGCAUCUCAUCUAGCGUAAUUCCGAAUUCACAGUGUUCAGUGUUCAGGUGUCUUAAUUCAGCUAAAAACAUUGUAAUGGUGUCACCUGGUUGUUGGGAGCGUGUGUUAAACUUGAAUCGUUGAACAAUAGCGGAAGGUUUAGGUAUGAAAUGGUCUUGGAGGAGUUUUGCUAAAUCCUCAUAGCUUUGAUCCUUUGGAUCUUCCGGGGCAACCAAAUUUCGCACAGGUUUAUACGUUUUCGCUCCCACACAAACCAGAAAAAUGGAUCUCCUCUUGCCAGGGUCUGUGAUUUGAUUCGCUUCGAAGAAAUGGUUUACACGCUCGAUGUAAUAGCGCCAAUCUUUAGUUUCGUUGUACCCGUCCAACUUCCCAAACGUGGGCAUGAUUCACGUAGACGUCCUUUCCUUUGUCUACCUUGCAGUGGGCGUCCGUACAGGUUCCUCGUCGCCAAAAAUGUUGUGUAUCGGGCCGACUAUACUUCUUAGAUACUUUCAAGGAACACAACGAGUCAACAAGCACAUGGUUCGGACGAAGAGAAUAACACGACAGGGGUCACGUGACCCCCAACAAGUUUCCCAGGACCGCAGAUGGUGCCGAGCAUUUGAAGUAGUAGAGGACGGCUGUUCAGGGCUUUUUUUAUCGAUUACUUGACGAACCAAUUACAAAACAAUAUAAGGAACACAUGACCAAUAUCGAUUAGUGACAUCAUCACUCUUGAUUAAAGGAUUUAGUUGCGUUUUAAUUGCACUCAGACUGUACCGGAACUGGGGGAAAAAAUCACUCGAUAUACCUUUAUGGAAAAGUUUUAUUUUUACCCAGGUGCCCUCCGGUACUAGCCUGCAGCAACGCAAAUAAUAGAUAAAGAUCGGUGUCAAUAAUUCUUAGAGUUGCUGGCUUCCAUGAUAGAAAGGCCGCAGGUCGGCCAUAACCCACCCUUAAAGUCACGUCACGCAAAAUUGGAAUUAGCACGCAGUAUGUUAUUCUUUUUACUAAACGUUUAAUAGUAAAAGGUUUUAACAACUUGAAUUAAAAUGUAAAGCCUUUUUAGUUACAAUGCUUAUUCAACUAUCAUUAUAAACGUCUUCAACACUGAACCCACGACUCCUCAAUCCUUUCCAGUCUUUUGGCCUUCUUCCAUCAGAUGGUUGGAAAUGCUGUAAUCAAUUUAUGGUUUGUGGUGUCAUAUAUGACUGUCACUGUAUAACAGGCAUCCUUGGAGAACCCAUGCACUCCAACUAUUUCAGAAAAGGUCUUUUGUCUCACUCCUCUAUUGUGUAAUUUUCUGUGAGGCAUUGACUUGUCUGGCCUUUUCAUGGUCUCUUGUACUAACUGCUUGUAAAUAAAAGCCUUGUCAUUGCUGACAAAAUAACUUUUAUCACGUCGCUGGCUGUGUGCCAUGUGGUUUCUUGCAAUAUGUUUCAUUACCUCAAUCUUCUCUAAGGAAAUAUCCACGGAAACAUCCCCCUGUUUGUAGCCUUUGCUUGGCAAUUUCAAAGGGUAACAUCUUUGACGUUCUCUCCGACAUGAAGCAUCACUUCCCUCCAUCUUGAUAAAAAUGAGGACGUUCUGGUCAGACAGUUCUAAUAACGACAGGAAUGCUCCGCCCUUUCCACGGGACAACAGUUAUUGGUCAAUUUCCACCAGAAAGGCUGUGGUUGGUUAACUCUUGAAAGGUUGACAGGUAAUUGUCAAAUUUCAGCCAAUGGGAACACGAGUUUUUGAUUUCGCUUUAGUUAUUUUUAGCUUCUUAGAAAUCAGCUCAACGUCUUGUCCUGUGGCACUUCCGGUUUAACAACUGGUGACGUCACUAAAAUCGAUAUUAUCUUUAACGUUCUCUCUGACAUGGAACAUCGUAGCCUUCCGCCAUCUUGAUAAAAAUGAGGACGUUCUAGUCAGACAGCUACUAAUAACGACAAGAAUGCUACGCUCCGCCCCUUCCAAGGGGCAAACAGUGAUUGGUCAAUUUCCACCCGAAAGGCUGUGAUUGGUCAACUCUUGAAAGGUUGACAGGAAAUUGUCAAAUUUCAGCCAAUGGGAACCGAGUUUUUGAUUUCGCUUUAGUUAUUUUUAGCUUCUUAGGAAUCAGCUCAACAUAUUGUCCUGUGACACUUCCGGUUUGACAACUUCCGGUUCACAGAUAGUAGUGACACUAAAUCGAUAUUGGUCACGUGUUCAUUGUAUUAUUUUAUAAUUGGCUCUUUAACUAAUCGAUAAAAAAAGCCCUGAACAGCCGUCCACUACUACUCGCAAGUCACGCAACACCACCGGAACAAUCACGCUGCACGUCACUCUUUAAACGGAAAUGUAAUGUUUAAACCAAAAGUUAAAUUAUUACAAUUGAAAGGAGGACCUUCUACGCAAAAUCGGAAGUAAGCUGAGGGGCCUUUAGCUGGGGACAUUGGCUUCGGCUUUUUGGAAGGCCCUGUAGUAAUAAUUUAUCAGUGAAGCCAAGGGGUGACCUGUGAAAUUUUUGGUCACAAUGAAGGGGUUAUUUGGAAAAUAUUUAAGACACAUUGACUAAUUUAGUCCAUAACCCUGCUCCACUGAUAAAAACCUUUCCAGAAUCGUUUCUAGAGUCCCGAGAAACAGGAAGUGAACUUUAAAUUAUUCCAAAGAGAUUUACUUUUUAAACACAACCCACCAACACUCCCCUUGGUUACGUGUUCGGAGCAUCAAGAGAUUCCAUUUUUAUUGUGAAGAAAAGUUAAGUUUCACAAUGUCUACGACUUAACUAGAACUUAGCAAAAACGAGUCAUACAAACAAUCUCUUCAGACGUGGCGUCCCUUAGCAAUACAGCACUUCCUCUCCAAGCAGUAGAAAGGGGCUCGUAUAGGUAAGCACGAGUCUACGUGGUGAAGUAGUUAACAAAAUAUUCAGGCGUGGCUGCAAGGGAUAGUUUCCCGCAAUGUAAAGGAGGAACGUCUCACGGCUGUGUAAUAAAUGUCCAGGAGAUUGUUGUCGAAGAAGUUUUGUAACACUUCAGGGUCAACAAUUUCGAGCGCUUGCUCGUGUUGUUAGUUUGUUGCCCAAACUUUCCCAUAAACAAUUUAAAAACACAAGCUUUGCCAAACAGGUCCUAUGAGCGUCCCUUAGAACCAUCCAAUUGCACAUGUGACUCCUUCGAGCCGAUCACUAAUGUUCUCUGUGAGACUGGUAUCCUUGUGCUGGGUUUUAAUACAUGAUAUACUCGGCCCUCGCUUGUACUUGAUCCGACAACAGAUCUAUGUAUCUUCACAUAGGGAGGAGUAUCCUGAAUAAUAGCUUCUCGUCUCACUCGCCUUCAUUAUCGAAAAGCCAGAAAGUCAGGUAAAAUUUCGAGGUUAAUUGUCGUCAUCCUCAUCCUUUCUCUCUUCAUACCCGUACGGAUAGGACUGAAAGGUGAUGGGGUCGAGGGCGCGUUUGUUAAAGACGACCCUGUAGCGUUUGUAUUGAGGAUAUGUGCACAGCUCGGAGGUAGUGGCGUUGCGUACAAUGUGGUUUGACUGAACGACGGUGAUCUCUCGGGGUUUUGAUUUGGGGUCCUUCACCUCAUCCAAGACAUUCUUCCUCAUGACCUCGAAAUUCAACUGCGCCGACCCCUCACUGUUGAGACAGAACCCCCGCACUUUGCAAACUACUUUCCCGUCUUUGGUGACAUAACCGUAGUUCUUGGGUCCUGCAGCCACAAAUUCUACGAUGACGUCUCCGUUCAACUCGUCUUUCAUUUCCCCAAGGUAAUUGCCGGUGGGAAUUUCAGGCAGACCAGGGCGCCACUUGUAAAUGAUGGAGUCUGUAUCGAAAUACAGAACUUGUUCUCCAAGCAGUUGAAGGGACUCGUAUAGGUGCAAACGGGCCCAACAGGUGGUGAAGCAGGCAACAAAGAUAUUCAGGUGUGGCUGCACAGGACAGUUUUCUGCAAUGUAACGGGAGUGAACUUCUACUGUGUUUUCGUUUACUACACCUAUGUAACGAAUGUCUCGGAGAUCACUGUCGAGGAACUUGUGGAACUCUUCAGGGUCCACAAACUCGUGGACCUGGCUCUUAUUACUUUGUUGUCCAAACUUUCCCCAAAAACAGUUCAACAUAAGUUUAGCCAACGAUCGCAAACCGGGGUUCUUCUUGAUGUGGUCGGGACGGAGACGAAUCUUUUCACGUCCAAAGUAGUCCUCAAUGUAUUGAGCUUGCUUGACUGGAUCGUCCUCCAAGUCUUUUGGCCAUCCUUCUGCUUCUUGUUUGACUCUUAGCCAAACGUUGAUGUACUCUUUAAACAAGCUAUCAGAUGUCUCUGGGAAGUGCCAAACCUCGUAGACAUGGAUCACCCGGUAGCCCAUCUUCACAGCCUUCUCGACCUCGGGUGUACACCACGUGCCCACGAAAGCGCGCUCAUCGUCAUCAUGUGGGCACGUCCAUGGACGAUGCAUGAGAGGGUUCUCAGUGGCCAAGGCUGCACAUUUUGUACACAGGGGGAAGAGCAGCUUUUGUUGUUGGCGAAUGGGUAGUACGGGGUAAUACAACUUACGAGGGGGGACAAGGCAACAUUUGACAAGUCCAAAGUAAUUGGAAAGGGUGGCAGGGUCAACCUGAGAGAAAAAUUGAGGAUGACCAACAGGAUAUUGUUUGUACUUGUUGACGAAAGGGUAGAGUGAUGUCACGUCUACGUACCGGAUCUCCUCUCCCUCGCCGAUAUCCGCUCGAUGGUACAUUUUAAUGGCGUUGGUUCUUCCCCCGAAAAACGCGUCUCUCGGGUUCAGUGGAUCCAUAAAAUCUAAUCCUUGACAAAAUGCCCGUACAUUUUCGUCCUCGUCUUUGAGACGAGCCCAAUCACAUUCCCACAUUUCCACCACAUUGUAACCGCGCUCCUCUUCCAAAAAUUGAAUUUUUUUCCGAGUGUUGUUGUAAACCUCUUUCAUGGUCAGGCCCAGGUGUCGUGGGUGACGUGUGUCUCGAUGCUUGAAACAACGAAGACAACCAUGCCAAAAGCACCCUUGAAAUUCGUAUACAGUAUUGCUGGAAGGGUCGAAACCGUCCACAGUAUAGCGGCUUUCGGGAAUCCUGUACUCCCCCUUGUUUUUAGCGUGUUGGAUGGGUUUCAUCUGCGGAGGACGCUCUUCAUGGGAAUGGGCGUUGUCAGCGAGGUUGAGCUGUUCACAUUCUUCUAUGCUUCCGGCGUUGUUGAUGGCUUGGACACGUUGAUGGUUGCACCAAUGGAGCCAUUCGCAACCUACUCGUGAGUGAUUCUGUUGCAGCCGCCACCCGUGUAAAGGUUCGCUGGCUAGUUGGUUUUCUUGCAUUCUAUUCAUUCGAAAGUCUCUAUUACAUGCCGAAGCGAUGGUUAUGAAGUUGAAAGGAUUAAAUCCCGUCAUCUUCGUGAACAAUGAUUUGAAUUGCUGGCAACCCGCCUUUAACAAUUUUACGUCAGAGGUGCAAUACUCAACUAAUUCCUUUUUAAAUGUGAAUUGGUAAUUUUCCGCUUGCCUUUCAUCGUACCACUGUUUGAACUUUUCUCGCUCUUCCAACGACAUACUCUCGGGUAUGUAAUAAUCUUCGGCGGGUAGGUUGCCAACAUAGUCCUGAUUUUCCCGUUUGUUAAAAAGGUGGGGAAAAUACCCUUUUUUCUGUUCAGCCAGUCCAAACGUGGACGGAAAACGAGCAAGGGCAAACGGACAAAAUGAAAAGGAGUCGAUAAAACGGAUGGAUCCCGUUGUCAGCUGCAAGAUCUUGGCACCAUUCCGCACUUGCUUCACCUGACGAUUCUGGUUGUGAUAUUCUUGUAAAAUGAAAUAACCGUCAUAGCCUUUGAAAUUGUGCGCCAGGACAGUCACGGGUCGCUGACCAUACUCAGACAGAUCAUCCAGCCAGUCAAGAAACUUCUCAAUGCAAGUCUCUCCUGCAAAUAGUUCCGUUUCAGCUUCAUCGUCUUCCAACUCGGCCAUGAGUAAAUUAGCUACGUGAUGACCAUCAGGCUGCAUGGCCUCGAUGUCGAAGUAAACGUGCACAGGUCGUGAUUGGUCUUUGUCGUCCUCCUCUUCCUCUAUAUCAGAUGCAUUGGCCUGGAUUGCUUGACGUCCCGCAGCCGCACCCCUUUUGAUGGGUGGACCAUUUUUGUCUCCGCGACGCUUUCGUUUAUAUUUGAAUCUUGUUUUUUUCAAUUCCUCCUCGGUGGGGGCUUUCUGGAUGAAGCAACGAUGGGACGCAAUGUCCACGUAGUUCCCACACGAGGGACAAUCGGCAUGUCCACACUGAUGACGUUGGAAAUCGCGCGGAGAGCGUUUGGUAAAAAGACAUUCACUACAUCUUUUACGAAUAUCACAUAUGGAUUUUUCUUCCAUGCCGUCGGCAGAUUUUCCAGUGCUCCCCUUGGUCCUGUGGGCCUCCAAACAUAGGUCUCCGAAAAAUUGGCGAAGACAGUCCGGACAUGUCAAGGUGGCCCGUUCCCCCCUUUUUACCUUGUCCACGAAAUCCUGACAGUUGCGCUGAAAGCAACAUGAACAGGUAUUGGAAGCCUUGCAGCGGUGACGCUCUACGUGAUCGUACGGCGCGUGACAAUAAGCGCACACGAAUGAUGUACCAAAAAAGCCAGGGAGUGAGGUGAUGACGUCGUAAUGCCCCUCUGUGUAAUACAAGAUGAGCUGCUUGUCACGAGGGGGUCCAAACGUACUGACUUUGUAUUGACGUGUGGCGUCCACCAACAAGACUUGAUAAUCAACUAGAGAGGGCGCCAAGGCAAACCGGUUAAUCUCUUCGUAGCUGCAUGGACCAAAAGGAACGCCUGCUUCAAAAUGAAGAUCCUGUGCUUCAACUUUCUGAAUUUUGCAUCCCCUUUUGAAUGAUUGCCACUUACGAUUUUCCAACCGGGCUCUUGCAGUGACGAGAGCCCUGGCACAACACAUUUCGUCCUUGUUCUUUAUUGUCACAAUACUGCCUUUCAAUGCUCGAAAUGCGGCUUGGUUUCGUUGACCUGGUCGACGGUACUGGGGUCUGGAACCCCGUGGUGCAUCUAGCACGUGUGUUAUACUGAGUUGAAAUGUGUCGUCCAACUCAAAUUGCUCGUUUGAAUUAAGCAUUUUGGCCAAAUGAUUGAGAGUAUCAUCCACGCGGGCUUCUCCCGCGCGCCACUCCCCCACCCGCAUGGCGUACCCAUGAUAACUGUUUGUGAGGCGAUCGGAAUGGAUAUUGAAAAACACCCGAUCCCUAUCGUGUAUUUCUUCCCCUUGCAGCACUUUGUCGAUGGCCCGUCUCAACGCAGAACGAAGCUCCAUCCAGAGGUUUGCUCGUUCAGGCAUGUGCCCAGUCCGUCGCAAAACAGUUUGAAAGUGUCGUUCGUGAACGCCCAACGCACGACUUCGACGAUCGACAAAGGGGAGCAGGUCAAAUGUAAGUGGUUGCAAUAGACUUUCAUGUUGCGUAUUUUCCAACCAGUGCACCCAAUCAUUGUCCCUACCACUGUCAUCUGCGUAGACAGCAUAUACACUGUUGGAGCUAGGACUUCCACUCAUCUGUUGGCUCUGACUGUAAAGAGAAAAGGUAAUGACCGAGUAUUGUUUUUGUUAUAUUUAUAAGUCGUAUGGAGCAUGCGAGCAUACAUGCAACUAGGUGGGUUCAUACUAAGCUUAGUACGUAUACCUCAAGGAUACUUAACGCGUACUUCAGAUGUGAACAUGUCUAAUUUCAGCGUAAAUAUCACACGGCAUCACAUCAAUGAAAUUCUUCGCCGGUAAAAUUUCAUUAAAAAGUAAAUAUUUUCUUUGUUGAAAAGGCUACUUGUAAAAUAAAUAGAACAAGGCGCUAUCGGAGCGUGUGUGACACGAAAUUUUUGGGGAUCGGCAAUUUUUGGUGUUUCGCGGCAAUUAAUUCUUGCGACUAGGAAAGUUGUUUUUCUUGCUGGCAAUUAAUUUUUGUGAUUUUUAGAAAGUACCCACUACCCAGCAUUGAUGAGAACGAAACAAGAAGAAAAAUCUGAAAAGGAAAACAAGCGAAGUUCCUACCACAACUACAGCAAAGAUAAAGAAGACAGAAGAAUCCAUUAAAGUACUGAGAAGUCAUUUGCGAGGGAACACUUGUCCGAAGUCUGUAAAAUACUCUGCUGCACGGGCCAACAUACCGGUAGACGAACAAUUUAAAAAGGACGUUAAGGCCAGCAAACAGAAAGCCGAGCACGGUUUUGUCGGCUUGAUAAACAGAGAAAGAAACUUCAGGUGUUCAUGGCAAACCGUAAGGACAGCAAAACUGUAAACGUAUCAACUACAGAGGAUCGAAAUUAAAUCAAAGCUCUAGCUUCCAAGCUAAAAGAACAGUACGAUUACCUUACGUCAAAACGUGAUAGUGAAAAGUGCUCAUUUGUGUAUUAAAUGUGUGAACAGCAUUGCGGGUGGGUCGAACACAAUUAAAGAGAAAUCAUUCUCUAGAAAAAUACAAAGGAAGACUGCUACACACAAAGAAAGGAGAAAAAAGUCUUCCAAGAAGGAAGUGAGCUCUCAAAAGACCACAGGGGAAGUAUCAGUCAAAACAUUAGCUGACGCACAAAUUUAAUCUGUCGAGGACUCAAAUCAAAUCAAACAAAAACAAAAUACGACAGUUGCUACGAGAUUUCGAAAAUUUUGUAAGGCGAAUGCGCCUUAAAUAUAUGGUUCACGAAAGAAAAAAAACAGGGUAGUUCACCCUCUAUACGUUAAAUCCGACUGGAACCCACCGGUUCAGCCAUCAGUAGCCCUCGAGAGGUAUGUGGAAGGGGUUAAAUCACAACUCGCAGAGACAAAAAUAACAAAGCCUAAAUAUAACUUGUCAGGCAAGGAACCCCAGGCAUAAACAGAAAUAAAGCCAAACACAGAUUACAGCAGUCAUGAACAAAACUGACAAAAUAAGAGAGGGUCAAAUUAUAACUCGACGACGCACGUAUUUACAGACUUCUCUCUGAACCUAAAGGUGAAAGAAACGCACAGCAAGGUCUUGCGCCUUGUUACGGAUUUUCACCGUGAAAAACAUAUUGAUGACGCGACAAGAAAAUUGCUAGAUCUCAAACACCUAACCUACCCAGAAUACUAUAGUUCUACACUAACUAAAAUUCACAAGCCAACCAUUACAGGGAGACCAAUAAUCUCCGGAUGCGAUGGUCCAAGAGAAAGAACUUCCUAUUUCGUUGAUACACUACUACAACCACUAUCAAUGCACAGAAAUCAUACCUUAAAGAUACCACCGACGUUAAAAAUUUUAUUGAAAAGACAAAGAUGAAAAACCGAACAUUGCUUGUUUCGAUGGACAUCACAAGUCUUAACACAAAUAUACUACAGAACGAGGGUAUUGAAAUUGUCUGUAAAGCAUAUAAAAAUUUCUACAAAGACAACCCUCCUAUUCCCUACACAUUACCAGCCUGCGAACCCUCAGACGUAUUUACGGUCGUCGCUUCUCUCCCUCCGAAAAAUAAUGACGGUCUUCCGGAUGCUCUCGCAGGCUAAAACAUUAUCUGCGAGAAAUGCUUGGAUUAAUCCUCAAAGAAAAUUCUUUCCAGUUAAAUGGAAAACACUACCCACAAACAUGGCCAGAAGGACAGCAGUUUCUUUACCAAUAUUUUCAAGGCACGUACCGAAACAAAAAUUCUAUGCAAAAUCGUCUUGAAACUUACAGUUUGGAAACGCUACAUACAUGAUAUCUUUUGAGUUUUCCCUAUGGGACAUAAGUAAACAAGAGAUCCAAGCCUUCAUCGAACAAGCAAACUUACGUCACUCAACUAUUAAACUCACGGCCGAAAUAUCUGACACCGAGACCGUGUUUUUAGACACGGCUGUAUACAAAGGCACAAGAUUCAACGAAAAAUCUAUCCCUGUUGUAAAGACACAUUUAAAAAAAAACGGAAACCUUCCAGUACACACAUUUCAUUUCUUGUAACCCACUAAGUGUUAAAAAACGAUUUGUCAAAGGAGAAGCCUUGAGAAUCCUAACUCCUAAGAAACUACAUUGGAGGAAAAUAUUUCAAAUUUCACAAACGCUUGAUCGACAGAGGCUUCCCACAAACUUUGAUAGAAAACCUUCUAUCAGAUAUAAAGUUCACAGAGAGGGGGUCUGCACUCUUGCAACACAACAACAAAGAAGAAAAAGAAGUAUUGCCUUUUCUCACACAGUACCAGCCCUCAGUGUCUACUUAAAAGAAGCUUUAAUGAAAAAAUGGAAUCUUAUACAAGACCAACCGUUAAUUCGUCAAAUUUUCAAAGAACCACCUAUCAUUUCCUACAAGAAAAGAAAAUCCCUAAAGGACAUGCUCGUUAGAGGUAAAAUAUAAAAGGUUAACACGAGGUUUCACGCCAGUACUGGAUGUACGGCCUGUCACCCCUAGCAUUAUCCCACGAAAGAUCUGGGCUCGGUGUAGAGGCUCCAGCCCCUAGUUUUAUCGCCAAACCGGUCAAAAUUCAAACGCCAAUGUCCGCCUGCGACCCUAAUUCUAUUCAAAAAAUUCCAUUACCCCGAAAGCAGUUGUCAGGGCAAUAUAAAUAUGUACCGCUCUAAAGGUGAGGUUUUUGAUCCGUUUUCGUUGCGAACGGGUAUAAAUUGUGCCCACUUUUGGUCUGAGAGUAGCUAAGGUUUUCGAGGGGGUAUAACCUGUUUGUCGUUUCAGUUCCAAAUGAAUACGAAAGAAAGACUUAAGAAGCAGAACCGCAAAUUUAACAAUUGAAUUUUAUCAAUUUUUGUAUUUGUCGGUCUAAUCUAAUUGACUUCUACAAUUCCUGCAUUCACGAAAACCAACUGGUUACAUGAUUUCCUGGAAGCCACAUAUACCUAUUAUGCAUGCACCACUAGUUCAAAUUAAAAAGGGUCGAAACAUGUGCAAAAACGUAAGAAUUACAUUUUGUUUAAAACGGUGCCCCUUUAAAAGAACUUCGAAGACAGUUUUAAACAGACCGGUUGCUCAAUUAAUUUGGCGCCAAUACUAAGGAGUAUUAUAUUCCAUACUAAGACAGCAACAAAAAUACCCCUUCUAGAUCAGCAAAAAAAUCAUUGAAAGUGAAAGACACCAAUGAAAUAAUUUUCUUUCACUGGAACUCAGAACCGGCCCUUCAACCGCCAUAAACAAUGCAAAUGGGUAAUGAAAGCCUCAUAGAACUCCUUCCAUCUUGAGAAACGGGAUGAAAAAAGCGAUCAGUGAUGCCAGUUUAAUAAUGAAGUUCCCGUCAAUAUAAAGGCUGACCAAUCAUCGUCGUUUAGCACCUUAUAGAGGACAUUACCUGAUGCUACGUCAUGCAAGUAGGUUACAAGAAAGCUUUCCGUUGCAAAAUUGGCGCCAACAACGCUCUCUAUGUCAGGUUAGUGAUACUAUUUUGGCGUCAAACAACGAAGACAUUUUGCGCAUCUAAACUUGGAGUAAAACCUAAAAUGUUUUUAACCGUAGAUAAACCACUGUUGAGUCGACAGAAACAUUUUUACGCGCAUUAUUUAAAUCCUAUAGCACUUCAGACCAAGCAGUUUGGCUCAAGAAGAUGCUAACUACUAGAUUUGUUUCAAAGGGGUCCUCAUGAUGCAGCGAAACGACCGGAGACCAUUCAAUCAGAUUCAUCCAAACAAAAGCUUUUGAAUCACUUUUUGAUUAAAGAAAUUCGAAGAAACUUUUAAACAGACCGGUUUCUCUUCUAAAUGGGCGCCAAUGAAGGAGCGCGCGCGUUUCGGUUAAUGUAUUUCUUUAUAAUUAUGCCAUUCUACAAAUUCAUCGAGAUGUUAUAGCUAAACUUUAUGUAAAACCGAAAAGGUUUCUGACCGUAGAGAAAUCACUGUUUAACGAGGAAGGAGUCGAAAGAAAGAGGUUAACGUACAUUAAUUAAAUCCUAGAGCACUUUAGACCUAGCAAUUUUGGCUCUAGAACACGCUAACUACUUAGAUUUGUUUCAAAGGGUUCCUAGAUUCCCGAAUUCGAAUAAAUCAGCAAAACGUACAGUACCUCUGAUACCUAAAUCGUAUUAUUUCUUCUUCUGUAUUCCUCUAGUCAGCGUUUAACUCCAAUUCUCUACGCGAGACGAAGACUCUCCGUACUAAGAAAGCGACGAAAAUACCCUUUCUAGAUCAGAAAAAAAAUCGUUGAAAGUGAAAGAGGUCAAUGUAGUUACUUUCAGUGUAACUCAGAAGCAGCGCCCACCAUAAAGAAUGAAAAUGGACAAUGAGAAGCCCGGUAGAACACCUUCCAUGUUUGGAAAAGGAAUGACAAAACGCGAUAAGCGAUGCCAGUUUUAUAAUGAAGUUCCCGCCAACAUAAAGGCUGACCAAUCACCAUUGUUGAGGACAUCACCUGACGCUACGUCAUGCUCGUUGCAAGAAAGCGUUCUCUUACAGAAUUGGCGCCAAUAAGGGCGCGCGCGCUCCGUUAUUAAAUGUAUUUCGUUAUAAUUAUGCCAUUCAACAUAUUUAAAUCCUAUAGCACUUCAGACCAAGCAGUUUGGCUCGAGAAGAUGCUAACUACUAGAUUUGUUUCAAAGGGGUCCUCAUGAUGCAGCGAAACGACCGGAGACCAAUCAAUCAGAUUCAUCCAAACAAAAGCUUUUGAAUCACUUUUUGAUUAAAGAAAUUCGAAGAAACUUUUAAACGGACCGGUUUCUCUUCUAAAUGGGCGCCAAUGAAGGCGAUGUAUUUCUUUAUAAUUAUGCCAUUCUACAAAUUCAUUCCCUCUUUUACGUCGGGAACACUGUUUUUGUAAGCUUAAUGAUAUCAUUUUCGAGUCGGACAACGCAGAUGUAGCUAAACUUAGUGUAAAACCGAAAAUGCUUCUGACCGUAGAGAAAUCACUGUUUAACGACGAAGGAGUCGACAGAAAGAUCUUUACGUGCAUUAAUUAAAUCCUAGAGCACUUUAGACCUAGCAGUUUGGCUCUAGAACACGCUAACUACUUAAAUUUGUUUCAAAGGGUUCCUAGAUUCCCGAAUUCGAAUAAAUGAGCAAAACGUUCAGUACCUCUGAUACCUAAAUCGUAUUAUUUCUUCUUCUGUAUUCCUCUAGUCAGCGUUUAACUCCAAUUCUCCACGCGAGACGAAGACUCUCCAAACUAAGACAGGGACGAAAAUACCCUUUCUAGAUCUGCAAAAAAGUCGUUGAAAGUGGAAGAGGUCAAUGCAGUUACUUUCAGUGUAACUCAGAAGCAGCGCCCACCAUAAAGAAUGAAAACAGACGAUGAAAACCCGGUAGAACAACUUCCAUGUUUAGAAACGGAAUGACAAAGCGCGACAAGCGAUGCCAGUUUUAUAAUGAAGUUCCCGCCAAUUUAAAGGCUGACCAAUCACAAUUGUUGGGACCAUCACCUGACGCUACGUCAUGCUCGUUGCAAGAAAGCUUUCUCUUACAGAAUUGGCGCCAAUAAAGGCGCGCGCGCUCCGUUAUUAAAUGUAUUUCGUUAUAAUUAUGCCAUUCAACAAAUUCAUUCUAUGUUUUAUUCUCGCUGCGCAACGCUCUUUAUGUAAGUUCAGUGCUGUGAUAUCAUUUUGGCGUCAAACAACGAAGACAUUUUGUUGUACCUAAACUUAGAGUAAAAUCGAAAAUGCUUUUAACCGUAGACAAACUACUGUUGAGUCGACAGAAAGAUUUUACGUACAUUAAUUAAAUCCUAUAGCACUUCAGACCAAGCAGUUUGGCUCAAGAAGAUGCUAACUACUAGAUUUGUUUCAGAGGGGUCCUCAUGAUGCAGCGAAACGACUGGAGACCAAUCAAUCAGAUUCAUCCAAACAAAAGCUUUUGAAUCACUUUUUGAUUAAAACGGUUGCUGUUUGAAAGAAAUUCGAAGAAACUUUUAAACGGACCGGUUUCUCUUCUAAAUGGGCGCCAAUGAAGGCGCGCGCGCUUUUUGGUUAAUGUAUUUCUCUAUAAUUAUGCCAUUCUUCAAAUUGAUUCUAUCUUUUACGUCGGGAACGCUGCUUUUGUAAGGUUAAUGAUAUCAUUUUCGAGCCGGACAACGCAGAUGUAGCUAAACUUAGUGUAAAACCGAAAAUGCUUCUGACCGUAGAGAAAUCACUGUUUAACGAGGAAGGAGUCGACAGAAAGAUGUUCACGUGCAUUAAUUAAAUCCUAGAGCACUUUAGACCUAGCAGUUUGGCUCUAGAACACGCUAACUACUUAGAUUUGUUUCAAAGGGUUCCUAGAUUCCCGAAUUCGAAUGAAUCAGCAAAACGCUCUUUAUGUAAUUUUGGCGCCAAACAACGAAGACAUUUAGUUGUAUCUAAACUUGAAGUAAAACGGAAAAUGCUUUUAACCGUAGACAAACCACUGUUGAGUCGACAGACGGAUUUUUACGUGCAUUAAUUAAAUCUGAUAGCAUUUCAGACCAAGCAGUUUAGCCCUAGAACAUGCUAACUACUUAGAUUUGUUUCAAAGGGGUCCUCAUGAUGCAGGGAAAAGACUUCACAACUUUCCUGCGAAUCGACUUCAUUGUGCAGCGAAACGACCGGAGACCAAUCAAUCAGAUUCAUCCAACAAAAGCUCUUGAAUCACUUUUUGAUGAAAACGGUUCCCGUUUGAAAGAAAUUCGAAGAAAGUUUUAAACAGACCGGUUUCUCUUCUAAAUAUUGGCGCCAAUGCCGCGCGCGCUUUUCGGUUAAUGUAUUUCUUUAUAAUUAUGCCAUUCUACAAAUUCAUUCCCCCUUUUACGUCGGGGAACGCUGUUUUUGUAAGCUUAGUGAUAUAAUUUUCGCGCCGGACAACGCAGAUGUUGUAGCUAAACUUAGUGUAAAACCGAAAAUGCUUCUGACCGUAGAGAAAUCACUGUUCAACGAGGAAGGAGUCGACAGAAAGAUCUUUACGUGCAUUAAUUAAAUCCUAGAGCACUUUAGACCUAGCAGUUUGGCUCUAGAACACGCUAACUACUUAGAUUUGUUUCAAAGGGUUCCUAGAUUCCCGAAUUCGAAUAAAUCAGCAAAACGUUCAGUACCUCUGAUACCUUAAUCGUGUUAUUUCUUCUUCUGUAUUCCUCUCGCCUCCGUACUAAGACAGCGACGAAAAUACCCUUUCUAGAUCAGCAGAAAACAUGUUGAAAGUGCAAGAGGCCAAUGCAAUUUUCUUUCAGUGUAACUCCGAGGGGGCCCUUCGCCGGCCAUAAACAAUGAAAGUGGACACUAAAAAGCCUCGGAGGACUCCUUCCAUCUUGAGAAACAGAAUGAGAAUGAAAUAAAGCGAGGAGCGCUGCCAGUUUUAUAAUGAAGUUCCCGCCAAUAUGAAGGCUGGCCAAUCACCAUCGCCUGAGACCUUAUUAGGAGAUCUCCGGAUGGAUCAUACACGUGCGUUGCGUGACUAACAACAGCAGCACUAUGAUGAAGCUCUCAGUGGCUUCUUUGUCUAUCUCUUGGCCUAAACGUCGCCUAAAUGUAUAAUGACAGGUCCUUUUUGACGCUUGAGAUGACGGACUUCACGUGAACCGUAUCGAAGUUGGAUUUUAGUCCACCCAAAUUUACCUGGUGACAAAAGCAAAGGUAAUAGACUAGUAAUAAUCGUCGGGAUAUAGCGCGUCCGCUUACCAUGGCGGCUUCUUCAACUUCAACGUUCACUGCAACUUUAUUUGCACUGUUUAGAUGAAUUAAUCUUAGACAAACAGAAUGAUAAUUUAACAUUAAUGAAUGAGGCUGAGUAUCUUAUGAAGAAUUAUGGAGAUCGAGGAGGAGGGUGUUAAGGCGGAUAACACCCUCCGAGAUCUCCUUAAUUCUUCAUGUGAUACGAAAGCCGAAUUCAAUAAUUGUUUUAUUAUUCAUUCAAAAUAAUUCCUAGUUUAAAAACAUAGCUAAAACAAGCUUACCUGGAUCGAUGUUAAGUUUAUCUCCGAUAGUUUACGUUUAGUUUUGUCCAGCUCCGCAAAUAUUCUCCAAAUAGAAGAUGUCCCCCUCCGAGUUGUCUUCGUGCUGUUUUUGCUAUGUUUUUAGCCAUUAUUUCGCCUAGUUCCAGCUGUAGUUCUUACUCUUGAAACGAGUGAAGUGUCCACCAUUUUAGUUCUUACAACGAAAACAACUCGAUCUUGUCCCCAGGUCUUCUCGGUUAACUGUGCCUUAACCUGUAGCAGGCUGUAUUUUUGACGUCAUUUCCUGGUUAAACACAAAAUUCUUCCGAAUUUGGUCAUCAGUAACUGGUUAUGGUGAAUUAUACGUGUGCUUUUAGCCGAUCAGAAUUGGGGAAAUAUUUUGAAUGAAUAAUAAUCACAAUUAAUGAAUGAGGCUGAGUAUCUUAUGAAGAAUUAUGGAGAUUGAGGAGGGUGUUAUCGAUAACAUCCUCCGAGAUCUUCACAAUUCUAAUUCAUACGAUACGAAAGCCGAAUUCAAUAAUUGUUUUAUUAUUCAUUCAAAAUAAUUCCUAGUUUAAAAACAUAGCUAAAACAUGCUUACCUCCAUCGAUGUUAACUUCAUCUUCGAUAGUGCACGUUUAGGGUUGUUCAGCUCCGCAAAUAUUCUCCAAAUAGCAGAUGUCGCCCUUCGAGUUUUAUUCUUGCUGUUCUUGACAUGUUUUUAGCCAUUAUUUUGCCUAGUUCUUACUCUUGAAACGAGUGAAUUGUCCGCCAUUUUUGUUUCCACAACCAAAACAACUCAACCUCGUCCUUAGUUCUUCUCGGUUAAUGGUGCAUUAACCUGUAGAAGGCUGCAUUUUUGACGUCAUUUCCUCGUUAAUCACAAAAUUCUUCCAAAUUUGGUCAUCAGUAACUGGUUAUGGUGAAUAAUACGUGUGCUUUUAGCCGAUCAAAAUUGGGGAAAUAUUUUGAAUGAAUAAUAAUCACAAUUAAUGAAUGAGGCUGAGUAUCUUAUGAAGAAUUAUGGAGAUCGAGGAGGGUGUUAUCGAUAACAUCCUCCGAGAUCUUCAUAAUUCUUCAUACAAUACGAAAGCCGAAUUCAAUAAUUGUUUUAUUAUUCAUUCAAAAUAAUUCCUAGUUUAAAAACAUAGCUAAAAGAUGCUUACCUCCAUCGAUGUUAACUUCAUCUUCAAUAGUACACGUUUAGGGUUGUUCAGCUCCGCAAAUAUUCUCCAAAUAGCAGAUGUCACCCUUCGAGUUUUAUUCUUGCUGUUCUUGCCAUGUUUUUAGCCAUUAUUUCGCCUUGGUCUUACUCUUGAAACGAGUGAAUUGUCUGCCAUUUUUGUUUCCACAACCAAAACAACUCAACCUCGUCCUUAGGUCUUCUCGGUUAAUGGUGCAUUAACCUGUAGAAGGCUGCAUUUUUGAUGUCAUUUCCUCAUUAAACACAAAAUUCUUCCAAAUUUGGUCAUCAGUAACUGGUUACAGUGAAUUAUGCGUGUGCGUCUAGUCAAUCAGAAUUGCGGAAACAUUUUGAAUGAAUAAUAAUUUUCUUUAAGAAUUGUACUAUUUAAAUGUUUAUAAAUACAAAAUCGAGAGAGGAUGGGCACCGUGGCCAAAGGAGCCGAGGCUUUAGAGUUGGCCACUGUCAUGUUUGAAAUAUAAUCCGACAGAAAAAGCCAAGAUUUAUAUUUGUUAAGAUUAAUGGGCACAGUAUCAUAAUAAUCUACGGUAAAUAUUAUACUAACUGAAGCAUAUCUUAACCUGGGUGUUCAUUUAUGUACCAACGCACAAUAAACAAAGGGCAUACUUUGACAUCUGCUUAGUAGUGAUUGGAAAGAAGAAAUGUUUUAUGCUUUCUAAAAGCAGGUUCAGUUAUGGACUUUAAAAUAAUGUGAUGGGACACUUUCCCAUGCUUGAACUGCCUUAUAUCUAAACUUAAAUUUGUGCUACCUUAUUACAUGAAAUGUUCAUGACACAUUAAUUUCACGAAUUUUGCUGUACAAAAAAAUCACCAAAUUAAAGUGAUGCAAACAAUAAGUGUGGCAAACAUAACACGAUGCAAAAAUUAAUUAACUCACAUUAUGUCCAUAAUCUGCAAGAAAGAACGAGUUUAUUACCACUGAAACGUUUACAAAAUCAAAUUUUUUUAACUUUUCUGAGGAAUUUUCAAUGUAAAUGGAUCUUGUAGCCAAUUGACUCAAGAACAAUAAUUCACGUACAAGCAUCAAUAAUUGAUGCUUGUACGUGAAUUAUUGUGGACAUUGUGAGAACUGCUUUGUUGUUACUGGUGCUCUUGCAUAUUUCUUAAUUUUGAUGUUAUUGUUCCUUUGAUAAAAUCAUUUCAUUUAAUUCAAGGACAUGUUAAAUAACAUUUGUCUAUGAAAUGUAAAUUGUUGUACUCAAAAACGCGAAAUUAAAGUGAAUCAAACUAUGAAAUUUAUACAAAAUUGCGAAAUAAAGAUGUUGUGAAAAUUUCACGUAGUAAGGUAGUCUGUGCGAGUGUUUGUUCUAUACAAAUUUCCUUGGGUAGCAUAUGGAGUUUUAUGAGAGUGUAUGUCUACUGUUGGGAUGAUAAAGUCAGAGAAUAUAGCUGGAGUGUCUUAAUCUUUUUAUUGAGAAUUUUAUGUGUAAAUACAAUGUUUUUGGCAACUCUCGGGUGCUUAUCAAUGAACACACCUGAGUACUUAAUAUGAUCUUUGCGUUCAAUAUUUUGAAUUUUUAUGUCAACUUGUUUUUUAGGAGAUGUUACAACCAUAUAAUAAUUAGUUUUCCUUGAAUUUGGAGACAGCUUAUUAGUAUUACAGUAACUGAAAACUGAUUCAACUGCAGAAUUCAUAACCAAUUCUAAUUCUCUUGGAUUGUCACUAAUAAAAAGAUAUUUGUAUAAAUAUCGGCAAAAAUUCUAAAUGUUGGUCCCUCACAACAGUUAAGGAGAUCAUUUUAUAUAUGGUAGGAAAAGUAGAAGGCCUAAUGUAGACCCCUGAGGUAAGAUAAGGUAAGUGACUUUAUUUAACGAGGGUACGCAUGAGAGUAUUUACAAUUACUGAUAAAGUUGUGGCCCUCUAAAAAUAAAUAAAAAAAUACAAUGAAAUGAAAUAAAAACUAGUAAUAGGUUACUAUUUACAAUAAGAAUAUUUACAAUGAAAUUUUAACAGUAUUCGACUAACGAUAAAAGUAGCUCAAAAUUAGGGACAGUGAGGGUUAAUACUCAUGAGAAUGAAGUGAAGUCUUUUAUUAUUAAUAUCAAAAGAUCCGUUAAUCUUUUGGAAAUUUAAUAUUACUUUCCAUAGUUCUGACUUGAAAUAUUUCAAAGUCUUCUUAGUUGUUAGGGUUCGGGGUAAGUUAUUCCAGUCCUUAGCAGUUCUCAAUGCAAAGGUGUGUUCUACCUCUAAGAUGUUUUUGUGGCAGGGGGACAGUAGAUUUAAAUUACAAUUUCUUGUUAUUCGUGCAUGGUUAUCUGAGUUUUGUCUUAAGGAUGUGUUUAAAUAAUGAGGCAGUGUUCCAUUUAUCCUUUUGAAAGCAAGCGCACAGCAAUUGAUGUAUGCUUCAUUGUAAAAAGGGAGCUAGCUUAAAUUGUCAAACAAUAUAUGUUACUGCUGAUAUGGUGUAAAAGGCCAAGACGCUCGGAGAGCUUGUUGCAGCGUUCAUUGACAUAUACUUUGUAAGUUAGGUCUUCAUUGAUGAUCAAGCCAAGAAGUUUAUAACUUGCAACUUGCUCAAUUUCAGCGGUAUCCAUUACAACUUCCAGCUUUCCUGAAUCUUGGUCCAUAUGUCUCUGUAGACACUUUCGCGUAACCAACAAAGCUUUCGUUUUUUAUGUAUUUAUGUACAUUUUGUUACCUCUAGCCCAUCUCUCUGUCUCUGCCAGAUCAUCAGAUAAUGUUUGGUUUAGUGAUGAAAUAGUUUUCCAAUUUGAACUUGAAGAUAAGGUGGAAUCAUCUGCGUAAAUGUCCACAGUUGUUUUGUGAACAUGAAGAGGCAUAUCGUUGACGAACAAAAGGAAAAGCACCAGACCUAAAAUUGACCCCUGGGACACACCUUGCUUUACACUCAGCUGUUCAGAUUUAACUUUCCCUAAAGUAAUAAACUGCUUUCUCUCAGACAGGUACAAUUUAAACAAAGCAGUGGAAGAGGAACGAACCCCAUAGACAGACAACUUUUUUAGAAGAAGUUCAUGAUCUAUUACAACAAAAGCUUUGUGAAAAUCUAUAAACACCAAACCAGUCAACUCCUUAUUGUCGAUGUUUGUUUAGUAUCUGAUUUGUAAGUCUAAUAAGGGCUGUGUCUGUAGAAUGUCCUGACCUAAAAGCUGACUGGAGCUCAUAUAGCAAGUUGUUAUCUUGCACAAAUUUAAAAUGGGAGUUGGCUACGUGCUUUUCGAGAAUCUUACCCCACAAAGGAGAGGCAAUUAACUAGAUUCUGCAUCACCUAAGGCUAAUUUAAUGUACUGCGUAUGAUGUUUUAAAUAGCUUUCAAACCAGCCAAGGGGGAGAUGCCUGAUUCCAUAAGCAUAUAGUUUUGAGAGUAAUAUUUUAUGAUUAACCGUAUCAAAUGCCUUUGAUAGAUCAAGGAAGACUCCAAAAGAUGUUUACUUUUUAUCUAUCGCUUCUUUUAAUUUUUCAGUGACCUCUAGUGUGGCUUGUUCAGUAGGGAAGUUCUUUUGGAAGCCAAAUUUAUAUUUAUAUAAAAUUUCCAUCUUGAUUUUAUGAUGUACCGAGGGGGCAGGCAUUGGGGAUUAUAGCUCUUUGGGGAGGGGGCAAGAAAAAUUUUUCUCUCCUCCUCCCAAACCGUUCCCUGCCCCCUAAGUAGAUUUGACACUCAUCUAAGAUGGCUGCCCUUAAUGCAAAGUCCUCGAUCUCAACAGUCUUAUGGAAAAAUAGGGGACUGUGAGCAGUCUAAACUAGUAAGUAGAGGUUAACUUGUGGGGGUAUGUUUUGUUCCAAGGGUUUUUUUCAACAACAACAACUUUAUUCUUUGUACAAAAAUACAAAAGUUGGAUAGUUUGCCCACAAAUAGCUCGAAAGCUGUUCAUGAUGGGCAAGACAAGUACAUGAAUAACACAAUUAUCUAAUAAAAUCAAAAACCUUAAACUAUUAGAAAGUAUUGCAACUUAAAAUAAAUAAACCACAGAAGUUAAGUGAUCUAAUUAACACAGCGCUUUCUGACAUACAAUGCUUUAAGACAAGGAGUCACUGACUCUUAAAUGAUAACACAGAAAAAGAAAAGCAGACAUUUAAACGUUUAGCAAGUGUAUCUGUGUACCUACUUUUUUAAUAAUCAUGGGGAUUUGAAUAUAGUCAUCCUCCUUUUCUAAGAUAUCAAAUAGCAAUUUGCGGAGAACUCUUUUGAAAGCUUUUUUUGAAAGCUUUUUUUGUUCUACUUACAGAACUAACCUUAUUCAUCUUGAGAUUUUACAGAAAUGAGUGAUCAGAACUAUAGCUAAAACAACUUUCGAUGCACAUACUGAUCCAAUCUUUCAAAAUCUUGGUAUCUUAAAAUUUCAUGAUAUAUACUUAUUACAACUAGGCUUAUUCAUGUACUCCUAUCAAAACCUUACUCUACCUUUAAAAUUUCAUUGUAAAUUUACCUUACAAAGUCAAAUUCAUUCGUAUAAUACAAGAAACUCGUGUAAAUUUCGUCUGCCUUUCUGUCGUACUCGAACCAAACAAUUUUCCGUUUUUUAUCAAGGACCUAAAUUUUACAACACCUUAAACACCAACAUCAUCCACGCUUCCUCACCUUUCUCCUUUAAAAGAGCACUUAAGGCAUUUAUUUGUAAUAAUUAUUAGUAUACUCCAACAAAAAUCUUGGGAAAAAGCCUUUUAAUAUUCAACAUUUGUAAACUUCCGUAAUAUUGAUUAGUUUAAUUUUUCACCUCAUAUUAUAUUGUAUCCGUCGCCGUGAUUUUUACCCCAUCUUCGAAAAAUUGUAAUUGAGGAGGCCUAAUUAACAUAAGCUCUAUAGUUUCUUUUAGGCCUCCUCGCCAUCUCUUCCUUCCUUUUUUUUUUUUUUGGCAUCUUUUUGUAAUUAUUGUAAUUGUGUGGCAAAUGAAUAAAAUACCUAAAUACCUAAAAUACCUAAGAUCCGUUAUAUAGCAUGGUAUCUUAUUCCUUUCGUGGCUUGUCGUUACCCAUCAUACUGAAUGGUUUUCAGAUUUUGUAGGUUCAGGAUAAGAGAGGAAUUCAUGAAUUGAGAUUGGAGCAUACAAAACACAUCUGUACAGCUCAGUGCACGUGUUUCUUGUAAUUACCCCUCUCCCCACCGCCCAAAAAAAGAAUAAAGAAAUGAUGCCACGCUGUCUUUAGUACAGUGUAAAGAUACAAUCACUUUCUGACAAAUAGAAGCUUGAAUGCAGAGUUCUUCAGGGCGCUACAAUGUAAAUAAUGCUGUGAAGCGAAGGAAUUAUUGAAUGCAUAAAGUGCUUUUCAUCCUACUUCUACUAAAGUGAGAUACAAUAAAUUGACAUACAUGUAUAAAGAAAUUGCCUAGUCUGAUUGAUUGAUUUGAUGAAAUGUUGUAGUACAGUGCCUAAAACUCUUGAAAUACUGUAAUGCUUUUCCAGUUUAACAAUGUGUGAACCCCUGCACACGGUUAGUGACAAGGAGGAAAACAGAUUCUUGGUGACUGAUUAUUUUUCACAUGUGGAAAUAUAGUAAGUGACUCAUAUUUUGAACUGUGCAUAAAGACAUGAAAGUAGAAAUGAUCCUCGCGGUUGAAUAAACAACCUAUGUUGAAAAAGAACCUAUUAUUUUCCCCUCUGUGUCCACUUGUUUAUUCCAGGGGUCACUUUUUUAGAGUUUAAGGAGUUGCAUACAUGUAUAUCAGAUGUACUUGUUAAUUUCAUUGAGGUAGAUGUUUUAGUCAUAAUCUUUAACCCUAUAGGUUUAAUUAUUCUUUGUAGGAGUUCUAUAGAAGCUAACUGUACUAAUGGUUCUUGAAACAAAUGAUACUGGUAAAUGCCCAACGUGAGCACAGAAAUGGAUUGUGGGAGGUUGACUUCAUGCAGUGUUCAAGAAGGAAGAGGAGCUUAAAACAAAUUGCUAGAACAACUCUAGUACAGAAUUUUUCCACUCUGUCACAUUUCUCCAGGACCUGUACUAGGGGCCACUCCAGGUUGCCUUCAUAAUUUAUUGGUAUGAAAAUAUAACUAUUCUCUGGCAUUACUAGUAAUCUGAUCUUAAAGUACACCCUUUUUUAGCGAAGAUGGCACUGAAACUGUCACAAUGUGUGAUCAUGAUUUGCUUGUUGUCAGCAUUGUUUCAGGAGGAUAAAUAUAUAACAAUGAUGAACAUGCAGGACUAAUCUGAAAUGUUAAUUGGUAAGCAAAUUUCAUCUUUUAUUCAAAAUCAGUGAUAACAUUUUAAGUGUGAGAAGAAUAUUUAUUGGUUGAUUUUUGAGUUACAUGUUUACACAGAAUUCAUUGGAUGCUGGAUUCAUUUGCACCAUAUGCAUGGGUCAUGAGAAAAACUGUGAACAAGAAGCAAUUUAGUAGAAACUAAACUCUGCAAAAUGACUGUAUUUAAGUAGUUGUGACAUUCCUUCUAAUUGCAUUGCUUUGUUGAAGUCACUAUGUAGAGAUUAUCGUCCUGUAGGAAACAUGAAAUUCUCAUUCAGACCAGGGUUCCAUUAAGAGCAAUUGACCCUAGUCUUGAUAAAGGUUUAUUUUAUUAUGCAAAAUUAUGAAGCAAUUAAAUAACACAAUCUAACCUUAAAGAGAAUUAAUGUGAAGGUAACUUCUUUUCCCAAAAUAUGGAAGAAACAAAAAGACAUUGACAAAUAUAUCUUCACAUUUCUUUUCUAAGAUUUGCAUUAACUGCUGGUGUCCUAGUUGGUUUCAGAUUUUAAUAAUUAAAAUUAGUACUUUUGAUAUAUCUUUAUUUUAUUUAUAAUAAUUAGUAAAAUACAUUAAUUAAAAAAUGAUAAUUCUUAAUUUGAUACUCUUCUUUGUCUCACAAUAGUGUUUCACACUAACCGACUCACAUAUUGCGACAGUGGUGUUCCUCUCAAAAUUCAUCAGAAGUACAGUCAAACCUGGUUAAUACAGACACUGAGGGGACCAUAGAAAGUGUCCGUAUUAAGCCAGUUUAGUUUAGAUAAAUUAUAAGGGCUUUCUUUCCCCAGGGACAAAGCCAACAGUUCAUAAUAAUGAGGUGUCUGUAUUAAGUGGGUGUCUGUAAAGCAGGGUUUGACUUUACUACAACAAGGAUGUGCUGAUGAUAAAAAAAUUAAAUCUUCAAGCUGACAGUGUAUGGAGAUAUCAAAAUGCAUAAUAUAUUUACACUGUACAUGUAGAUUAAAAACUAAAAAAGGACAAUGGUGUCAGUUAUGGUUUCUGAGAACAGCCAAUCCAGUAACUAUUUAUUCUUCUAUUAUCUAUAUUAUUAUUUAUCAUUCACUCAAAAUAUUUUGCCAUUUCUGAUUGGUCUAAUUCCUCCAGUUAAUUCUAUAUAACCAGCUACUAUUAUUUUACCACAUUUUGAAAUACAUGCGAGCAACGAAUCAGGAUGCAAUGGUAUGUAGAGAGGAGAAGUGUGAUGUCAUGUUACCAUGGUAGCACUAUUUCUGGAUGACAACAAAACCAACGACAACGACAACAGCAAGGAGAACAGCAAAAAAUAAUAUGUUUGUAUUAACAAACAACAACUUUGUAUGUGCAUCACGCUAUUUUGUCGUUGCACCACUACGACAUGAAUCUUCCUAAUUUCACGAGCCCGCUUUAUAGAGUAGUUGAACACAACACAAAAAUUGUCGCUUUCUUUUUUCUAAACUUAGAUAACAAUAUACAAUCCCAAAGAAAUUUUUGCCAAGAUUUGCCAAAUGAAAUGAAACUGAAUAAGAUUGGUGAAGUUUGAAAUAGUGCGAAUAGACUUUUAAGUGACUUUAUCGGUUUUGCUACUAUGGCAACGUUGUGUAACGACUUCACUUCUCUACUGCCCUAAUAUAAAGUAGCAAUCUCAUUUACAGGCAGUGGCAUGGCAGCCUAGCUGUUUAUGUCUGAAACAACUCAAGGGAUUGGGGAAAGAGUUCAUAGCUUUUCAAAGACGAAAUAGUUGUUUUUCUGACUAAAAGUUAAACUAAACAGAAGAAAUGCAAAAAUACCUAAAAAUGUCUCUUUAUGGGUGUUAUCAAUUUUUUUAGGAGUAUCUACAAGAAAAAAAAUCUGUUUAUAUCUGGAAACCAAGUUGGGAAACUGUUAAAUGUUUUGAAGAAAGUCUACAAGGAGGUAAGGUUAUUAAGAAAAAGGAAAUAUCUUCAACAAAUAAAAUACAAAUAUUUGUCUUUCUUGUGACUUGUGGAAUUAUGUAGAUCUUGGAUGCUGACAGCCUCAUUCAAUUUAUUGUUUAUUAUUAUUAUUAUUUUUACUAUUUUUGUUAUUUGAUGGGCAGUUUUUGGCCACUAUACACCUUCUGUGUAUUCCCCUACCCUGCAUGGCUGAGCGGUUAGAGCAUUGCACUUGUAAUCUGGAGGCCCAUGAGACCCUGUGUUCUAGUCCUGCCCUGACUGCUAUCUGGAUAUGUUUUUGGUGCUCCUGAGUUCAAAGCCUCGACCUCAUUUGUAAAAGAGACAACUGGUUCGCCUCCUUUCACUUGGGAUUCUUAACCAUGUUAUGUUUCAUUUGAAUUUGUUUCAGUAUCCCUAAGAGGAUAAUUAGGCAUUGUAAUUCCAUCGUUCCCUGGAGUUUUAUUGUUUUGGAAACUAUCCAAGAUAAGUGCGCAUUCUUCUGGAGUAAUUUCACCUUCACAAGACAUUUUUUGUUCUUCUGACAGUUUAGGAAUGUUUAAAUCUUUUAAAAAGGAUUUAAUUUCGUGCAAAUUUUCAUUAUUCAUGUUCUUACUCGAGUACAAUUCUUGAUAAAAAACGUUGUUGUUCGGACAAGAUCUUUGACGGAUCCGUGGUAGACGAGCCGUUGAUAUUUAAUUUUCUCAUAUGUUUUUUGACAUGAUUUCUUUUUUCUAGGUUUAAAAAGUAUUUGGUGCUUUUCUCGCCAUGCUCGUGCCAGCGGGCUCGCGCUCGAAUAAUUAUUCCUUUAACCUUUUCUUCAUAAAACAAUUCGAGCAUAUCUUUAGCACAGUUAAGAAGAUUUGCAUUCAAAAUACUAGGAUCUGUUUCGAAAGCACACUUUGCAUUAGCGAGUUGUUCUUGGAGUUCCUUUUCUCUUUCACUUCUUUCUCGAGCUUUUCUUUUGGAAUACUGUAUAGUGUGUGCUCUUAUGUUGUAUUUUAACCAGUCCCAAAUACUUCGACAGUUCGAAAGGUCCUUACGACCUUCAGCUAACCAGAUAGGUAUCCUCUCCGUGAUGCCAUUAACGUAGUCUUCAUCAUCUAAAAGGGAGCAAUUCAUUUUCCAGAUACCUGGACCUUUGAUGUCAUCAGAUUUGUAUACAAGUUCAAGAGUAAUAGCUGCAUGGUCUGUUCUAAUUGCCGGGAUUAUAUCUGCUGCUUUAACUAGAUCAUGUAAAGAAUUUGAGAUCAGCCAAUAGUCUAAACGACAAAGAUCGUAGGCAAAUUUUGACUCCAUGUAAAGCUCUUUUUCUGAGGAUUCUUAACUCUCCAUAUAUCGACGAGAUCAAACUCUUCUAGUAGGUUGCUAAUGGUUGAUACAACAGAUUUUCUUGGACUCAAUUGGCCUCCUUUCUUAUCCAUAAGUGGAUUAAGAGGGCAGUUGAAAUCCCCUCCCAUAAUAAUGUUUUCUUCUUCAUCAAAAUUAUUAUUUCGCAAAAUCAGAAGUAGAUUGUUGAAAAAGCUCACGAUAUUCGAAUCUUUAUUCGGAGCGUAGAUGUUGAUUAGAACAUACAUUUUGUCAUUAAAUUCUGCUUUUAUUAUAACAUAUUGUCCUGAGGGGUCCAACACUUUUGAGUGAAUUGUGCAAUCAACAUCCUUUUUAACAAGAAUUGCCACCCCGCGUGAAUUGGAGGUCCCGUGGGCCAUAAUAAUGUCACUCCCCCAUUCAUUUCUCCAACACGUCUCUGAGUCCAUUUUUGAGUGGGUUUCUUGUAAGAAGAUGAAAUCUGCUUUUUGCUUUCGACACCAAGUAAAUAUCGUUCUCCUUUUCUUAAAAUUUCCAAUGCCCCUUACAUUUAAGGAAACUAAUUUGCACGUGCUAGCGCACAUUUCAGUAGUAGUAAAAUACCAGUAAAACUGUGAUUGCAGAAGAAAACAUGAGAUAUGAUUAAAGAGCGCUCCGCUUGGUUUUUGCAAUAUUUAGAUAAGAAUAGACCUUUCCUCAAAUUAGAGGAAAUUAACGCGAAAAAUUUCAUCAGUACAUAUAUAUUAGAAUAAUAGAUUCUAUUGCCUUUUACGUACACUACACAAAAAUGGAACAAGAGGGAAAAACACGAUAAUACACCUACCUCAUGUUCCAGAUUAAUAUCCAUCUACUAACAACCUAGAUCCUACACAGAAGAAAGCUCCUCCGCCAAAAAAAAGAGAAAACAAUAUAAUCAAAAUAAAAGGUGUCCAUGGAGCAAAAAUCUAACAAAAGGAUGAUGAUCUUAUCUGAUGUUGUUUUGAUACAAAAGAGCGAAUAAUUAAAAAUCAUACAUAAUAUUGAGAAGAAAAGAAACUUAUAACUUCGCCAGAAAAUAUUGUAAUCGCCGUUCGGCAAACUGAUGAAUAAAGCUCAAACUCAAAGGAUUCUUUUAGAGUCAGAAUUUAAUAUAUUUACCAUCGAUGUAAAGUUUGUCUGGUUCAGACUUGCUAAAGUUGGCCCGUCUACCUUCUUUUCUUGCCUGUUUUAAUUUCUCCAUCUGCGCUUUCCUCAGUUGAUGUAGUUCCUUUGGAAUGUCCUCAAACAUUUUGAAGUUUGUGCCCUUUAGCUUUCGCCCUUGUUUGAAGACACGCUCCUUGUCUGAAAAUCGUAGAAACCGAGCGAUAAUCGUGCGGCCGUCGUUACCAGUAUCAUCUUUUGGCUUGCCUAGCCUGUGGACCCUCUGGAAUUCAAUAUGUUCGGCGUUCUCAACUCCAAGCGUAUUUUUUAUAAAGUUCACAAGAACGCCUUUGGUAUCUUCGUUUGCAGUUUUCUCUUCUUCAGCGUUUUGGGAAACUUCUGGAAUUCCUUCGAAUUUUAGAUUUUCGAUGGAAUUCCCAUCGAAUUCUAUAAAAAAUUUUGGCCUUUACUUUGUGAGCCUUUCAUUCUCUGUGCUAACGAAUGCUUCGAAAAAGGUGAAAUGUCGCGCUCUCAAAAGCAAGCAGUAAUUACGCUCAUCGAAAAGAAAGGAAAAGAUCGAUCCUUUCUGGAAAACUGGAGGCCGAUAUCUUUGGUAAAUGUGGAUGCGAAAAUUAUGGCUAAAGUUAUAGCUGCUAGAAUACAAAAUGUUCUACCAAGCAUCAUCCAUUACAAUCAAACUGGAUUUAUAAAAGACCGCUAUAUCGGCGAAACAGUACGAUCGAUUUUUGACAUAAUGAACUUCACUGUUGAAGAAAACAUUCCUGGUUUGUUGAUCUUUAUCGAUUUUCAGAAGGCUUUCGAUAGUUUAGAACGCAGCUUUUUACAAAGUUGUCUAGAAUCUUUUAAUUUUGGCCAGAGCUUUAUUAGAUGGGUUUCUUCUUUUUACAAAAAUAUACAAAGCUGUGUUAUCAACAAUGGCAUAAUCUCUGAUUACUUUACAGUCGAACGAGGAGUAAGGCAAGGUGAUCCUCUUUCUCCUUAUCUCUUUGUAGUAGCUGUUGAAACCUUGGCUAUCGCAAUAAGACAAAAUCCAAUGAUAAAAGGUAUUACUAUUGACAAGAAGGAAACAAAAUUACUUCAAUACGCAGAUGACACAACUGUGGUUCUGUCAGACAUCGACUCAGCCCAAACUCUUUUCAGGUUGUUAGACGAUUUUAAGAGGAUUUCAGGUUUAGCCGUUAAUCCCUCAAAAACUGAAGCAAUGUGGAUCGGAUCAUUAAAGGAAAAUAAAUCAAAACCUUUUGGUAUUAAAUGGCCAAAUGAACCAAUUAAAGCUCUCGGAGUCUAUUACACCUAUGACCAAAAAUUACUACACGAGAAAAAUUUUAUAGAAAGACUAGACAGCGUGAAAAAAUUGGUACACAUAUGGUCUGCGCGAGGUCUUUCCCUUUAUGGAAAGGUUACUGUUAUCAAAUCGUUGAUUGUUCCAAAAUUUGUUUACGUGGCAUCAUUAUUAACAAUUCCAAAGUGGGCGGUUCAAGAAUUGAACAGAUUGAUAUUUAAAUUCCUAUGGAGAGGUGUUGACAAGGUCACACGUUUGUCAACAAUAAAUGACUACCAAAAAAGUGGCUUGAAAAUGAUUGACCUAGAAACGAUGGUCAAAUCUUUAAGACUUGCCUGGCUAAAGAGAAUCUUCAGCGAAAACGACAGCACAUGGAAGAAUUACUUGCGUUAUCAACUUAAAAGUUUCGGGGCCUCUUUCUAUUUCAUUGUAACUACGAUGUAAAAGACGUUCUAAUCAAAUCACCUUUUUACUCCGAGCUGCUUCAAUGGUGGGCUGAUUUUCGUGACGACUUUUCUACAGAUAAAAUGCGGUAUAAUAUUAUUUGGAAUAAUAAAGACAUUAGGAUAAAUAAUAAGCCAAUUUUUACAAAACAUUUUUCGACAAUGGUUUUCUUCUGGUUUCCGAUCUUCGAUUUGAUUUAAGUAUUGCAGAGUCACAUAGUAUCAUUAUAAGAAAGAUUGAAAAAACCAAUUUCUUAGUAUGGGCAGGUCUCAGAUAUGCUGUACCGUCCCACUUAAAAGCUAAUCCUAGAACAUCUGAUCACACCUUUUUAACAAUGCCACCCUCCGUGAUAAUUAAGAAUAACGACUUUGAUAUUUUAAAGAAGAAAUCAAAAGAUUAUUAUUCAUUGCUCAUAAGUAAAAAGGCACAGCUUUCUAAAAAUACCUCAGCUUUAAAACGGGAUUUUAAUCUGACGGAAGAUCAGCUAGAAAAAGCAUUUCUUUUUACCGCACAUCAUAUGUUCUGAAUUCUAUGUUAAGGCCUUUCAGUACAAGGUCCUUAACUCCAUAUUAUAUACUAACACUAAGUUAUAUAAAAUAGGAUAUAUUACCGAUGAUAAAUGCUCCUUUUGUAUGUAUAAACCGGAAACCCUUAUCCACCUUCUUUUUGACUGUGUAUAUGCAAAACUUUUCUGGAAGGAUUUUGAAUUAUAUUAUUACUCGUUGUCAAAUGAAUUGAUCAACCUUAGUCUACAGGAUGUGCUAUUGGGUAUAAUAGCCGUACAAUGCCCUUUACUGAACUACUUUCUACUAAUAGCCAAACUAUAUAUAUGGGAUUGCAGAAGAUCACAAACUCGUCCAAUUAUUGCAGGGUUUAAGUUAAGGAUUAAUAUUAAAUUGAAACAGAAAAAUAUAUUUGUACCAAAAAUAGAACUUUAAGUGACUUUUAUAAAAAUGGGCGAUAUUGUGCACCGCGUAACGCUUUAUUAUUAUUAGUAUUAUUAUUAUUACAGUCUAGGCCGUUCAGUUCUCUUUACUUAUCCUUCUAAAUAAAAAGAAAAACACUUAUACUUAAUCUAUAUAUAAUCCUCUUAUACUUUUCUGUUGCCAUUGUGUUUAUAGUGUUAGUAUUGUAAAUUAUGUUAGUAAUCACUUUAGUUUAAGUUAUUAGUCGUCAAUAAUUGUAAUUGUAACUUUCUUUUCUUCUUUCUAUGUAAAAAAAGUAAUGAGUACGGUGUUGUAAGUAGUGUAUGCACUGUAAGUUGUGUUAAGUAACAUUUUGUAAGUAGUGCUUGUGUUGUAAAUAAAUAAAAAAAAAAAAAAAAAAAAAAAAAAAAAAAAUUAGGCAUUGUAAGUACUUAUAAUUUAUCCAGUUUGAAAGAUGUCGCACGUAGCAUCAAUGAUGAGUUUUUAUCUAAUAAUAGUUUGAUUCCCCUUGGCAGAGGAUUUGUACACUUGGUUUGGAAUCUUCUCAUCAGUUCUAUUGCAUUUUUCAGUGUCUUAGACAAGGGGUCACUUUUAAAGGAUCUCAAUCAACCGCUUUGUCAGAUUGGAUGAUACUUUGUUGUGGAAGUCCUGGUGAGCAUAUCUAAUGGUUUAAGAAGUACUGUGCUAAGCUUAGAGUCUGGUUUCUUAAGAAAUGUUGCUGUUUCACAAAAAUUCACUUGAUGCCUUAUACUUACCGUAAAUCUGCUAUUAAGCCCAGCCCUGUCAGUUUUUUCUGUUUUUUGUUUCUUAUAGCAUUAACAUUUCUUUCUGUUUUUUGCCUUCCCUGCCUUGAUUAGAUUUUUCUAUUUACGGGGGAACAUUAAACAUGAAACUCUGCUGUAUAUUGUUGAUGUAUUCCCAAUAAAACUUGUUUGUUUGUUGUUCUCGCCCAACUCGGUCAUCAGUGAAAACUCUCCUAGAUUGUUUCCAAAAUGCCCAAUGCUUUUUUGGACUGAUUCAAACGCUGUUUGUGCUAGUAAAACUUCUCCCCAGGCAUUUCCAUAGUUUCUCUCAAUUCACUUGCAAAGUAAACUUUUACUAGUUCUGUUCAUUUCUGUAGUGAAGCGCAACCGCUUGGAUUAUUGGGUUAAUAGUUUUAGUCGAGUAGUUUUAUAGUUAUUUUAAGUUCGCGGCACCAGCUAAUGGCUUACUUCACAACCGAGUGGUUUUCAAUAGCGUAUUGUUAUUUUUGACAGCCAUUGUCAUUCCUACUAGACUUAAAACAAUAGUUUGCUGGUCUUAAGUAGGCUACGUUUCUACCAGACUUUUUCAAACUCGUAGGUAUAGUGGCUCUUGUCCGUAAAUUUUAAAAGUUAAACGUAUUCUGCACUAUUCUGUCCAUAAAUUUCUGGAUUUUGUUGCUGGUACGUUUCCGGAAAAUCGCGCUCAAAGUCAGCUUCCAUACAAAACAUGUCUGUCUAUCAUCAGUUUUUUUAAGAUCGCAAUUGUAUAUAUACAAGACUAAUUUAAUUCAGCUGGUCAGGAAAAAGUCAAGGAAUUUCAUAAACCUUUUGCUGUGGCAACAAUGUAUAAGCACAACACCCCUGUAAAGUUUCUCCAAAUAUCCUGUAUUAAAUACCCUGCCGUAGCACAUCACUGAAAAAGAUCGCUUGAAGUUUGGUUUCUCACACAGAUUCGAUUCUGGUGUUCAUACAAACGUGCCCACGUUGCAGUGAUAAAUUAUAAUCGAGUUCUCAGCCCAUUAGUCACAAAAAGUAGGCUUGUCACAUGCGAAGACGCUGGCCCAAAAAGGACGAAACCGCUAGGCUGUAUUUUUGCUCCAAAUCCCAUGUAAAGAACAGAAAGAACUGAGUUCUCCAAAAAACUGAAGUCACACCCGACUCCGAGCACUGGCCUAUAAGGGAAAAGUUCAAGACUUUACAUGCGAAAGUCAAGAAAUUGCUCCGCGAAAGCCGUAAGCACUUUUAUGACUCCAUAGAUACGUGCUUUAAAGAGGAAUCCUAAGCGCCUGUGGUCUAUUUUUAAGCUUAAUUCUAAAUCACGUCAUAUUCCAGACCUUGUCUCGAUGGCAACUGCCCCUGAAACUACCGAUGACCAACUGCAUGAUCCACUGAGAGAAAGUUCUGAUUUUCUUGCAGGAAUAGCUGCCCUGUUUAAUCGUUUUUUUGCCUCUGUAUCUACAGUUGACAGUCCAAUGGAGGAAAUAUCGUGCGCACCUUCGAACACUGUUAUGGUCGAUCUAACUCUCACUGUGACCACGGUCCAAACUGCACUUGAAGCUCUGGAAGUCGGUAAAGCCACAGGGCCGGACGAAAUUCCAGCUAAGUUGCUUAAAGGAACUGCCCCAGUAAUCGCUCCAUCCCUUUGUAAGAUCUUCAAUAAGUCACUCCAACUAGGGUCUCUUCCGAGCGAUUGGAAACUGGCCAAUGUCUUAACUGUCCAUAAAAAGGGCGCAAAAGAUCACGUGGAAAAUGGCCGUCCUAUCUCUUAAUUGCCAAUAGUGUCUAAGGUUUUGAAGCGUUGUGUUUUGAAGAUGGCAUCAAGGCCUUCGACAAAGUCAGCCAUAGAUGCCUCGUCCACAAGCUAAGUCAAGCCGGCUUUGGCGGCAAGCUGCUCAAUUGGUUCCAGUCCUACCUAUGGGGUCGCCGCCAACGCAUCACAGCACUCGGCGCCAUUUUGAAGGAUCUUCCUGUUACCUCUGGAGUUCCUCAGGGUUCUUUACUUGGACCGGGCUUCUUCCUCCUAUACGUUAAUGUUGUUUCUAGUAGUCGAGUGUUAAUGUUCAUCGACGACACAGAAAUAACCAGGGAGAUUAGGACCAUAGGCAAUGCCUGUUCCCUCCAGACAAACCUUGGAAGGCUUGAAACUUGGUCCCAAACAUCUGGUGUCCCCUUUAGCAAAGCCAAAAGUGUAAGGCUAAGCGCAUAACAAGGCCCCUAAUGUCUACCUACAACUCAACAACACUCUGCUCUGAACAACGUGCGCCGCAGAAAAUGACCUGGGUGUAUGCAUUACUAAUGAUCUGACAUAUGGAACAAGCAAGUAUACGAACAUUCUGCCCGUGCCAACAAACUACUUGGGUUCAUCAAGAGAAACACGAGAUUCAUCCUUGGCACCGCUGUUCUCAGUACGUCCUCAUUUGGAAUACACCACUCAAAUCUGGGCACACCAGUCCAUCGAACUCACUGCUAAACUUGAGUGCAUUCAAAGACUCACCACUAGGUUUAUUUUAAACCUGCCUUAUUCUUCAACUAUAAGCUACUUUUAUUCUCGUCUACAAACUUUAAAUCUCUUACCUAUUUGCCACGGGCAAUAACUAUUGGACCUCAUCUUCUUUUUCAAAAUAACAUAGUUUAGUCAAGGUAGACAGACCCCUCUGUCUUACCUGAUAUUCGCAAGUACAGAUGGACUAGAUCAUCCACCAGUGCCAAUAUUAAUAAAUAAAUAUCUAGCAAAUGCAAGACCACUACUUACCAGAAAUCUUUUCUCGUUAGAGCAUGUAGAAUUUGGAACUGUCUCGCUGACGAACUUGAUUUUAGUUUAGUGUCCUUAACUUCAUUUUAAUCGGUUUUAAUCGGUUUUAUUUAAUAAUUAUUACAAGACCUUGUUAGCCACUUUUUUUGAUGUAAUAGUGUGUCUGUCUGGCACCUCAUCCGAUCGCUUGCUGUAUGUAGUUACUGGUAGUCUCUUUUCUUGAAUUUUGUCAUUCUUAGCAUUUCAUACUCUUUUUACUUUACCCGGGCCCUCUGUAAUUGGUCUCAGCUGUUGCAGUGUCCCUGCUGACCUCCUUCUGUAGUUUAAUUACGUUGUAUGUUUUUUUUUGUUUGUUUGUUUCUUCGGCAAAGCUAAAAAAAUCAAAUAAAAAUAAAUAUAGCAAAUGGCGGCAAGUAGAACUACUAUUAUAGACAUUGGCCCAAGAGGACAAAACUGCUAGGCGACAUUUUUGCUCCAAAUUAAAUAAUUGCUUUGAUUUUCUCGCAUUUAAUUAUAGUGACAAAAUCAAGUCUUUUGCCGGAGGGGUGGGUGGACCCCCACCCAACCCCGCCCAACCCUGAUGUUUUGCAGUGCACACUUCAAGUCAUUUGCAUCUCCUCAUUUUAGCUCUGUUCUACAUUGGAGUAUAUAUUAUUCAGUAUCUCAUGUAUUUUGUUGCUAAUAUGUUGCAUUUUAUGAUUCAGUCUUUGUAACAGGCUGUGGGAGGAGAAGUGAAUGUCUUUUACCCAGAGCUUACUGCCAUUGAGUCUUCCUUCAAUCUCUUUACCAAUCAGCUACGCCAUUUGCAAGUUAGUCAGCCAAUCCUCAAGAGGUUAAAAAGACACUGUUUGAAUUUAAUCAAAUCCUGGCCUCAUGGAUAAACAUUGGAGAAGGUGAUCUAAUCCAUAGGUCGUGGAUUCGAUGCUCACCAUUGUUAAAGAUAUUAUCUUUUUUCUUGUGUGCGCCUCUUUCCAUGCUUUGGCUAAAAUGGAGUUACAAGAGAUGCUAUGACAGUUGAAGUCACCCUUAUUUUUAUAGAAACCAAAUCAUAGUUCAAACUGGUCAUCUGUUGGAAGGAUAUAUAUAAAUUAAAGGCUGACAGGGUGUCCAGUUCCUAUUUUUUCCUAUUAUUGAGCCUAUUCCUAUUUUCUCCUAUUUUUAAACUAAAACCUCUUAUUUUUCCUAUUUUUUAGCUGGUGAAGCCAAAAUUUUGAACAAAAAUUUGAAAAUGGAAUAGAAACAAUUAUAGUUGUGUGUGUUUCAGAGUAAAAUUUAUCAUAAAGCAAGUAGUAUGUUGACUUUGAUGUACUAAUGGUCUCAAUAAUGAUAGUUACAUUUGUUCUUCCCACGGCCUCUGUUGCUUAUUAGAGUUCUGUUAACAACUUUGUUAUAUUGUUACCGCUUUUUGUAUAAUUUUCUAGUGCACUUACAUGUAUUGUAUGAAGUGUAAUAUAGUUCUCAUGACUACUGAAUAAUAUUGUGCAUAGCCCACUGAAACUGCAUUUCAGUAUCUGUACAUGUUAUAUUUGAGUUUAUUUUAUAAGUCUUGCUCGCUUUUAUGGUCAUCUUUAUAACUGAAAACAGACUCAAGUUGUCUUCUCAUAACACAGGUCAGAUAGAUCAUCAAUCAGCUUCCUUUUUACAAAACCAAUUAGUAGCUGGAUUCUGGAUGCUACGUGAAAAGAACAGACUCAAGUUUAGUUUACGGCACUACCUCUCUUGGUGAGCCUUGUUAACCCUUGUUAACAGCUAUACCUAAGCAACUGACGAAGGAUCCAAUAUUUUGCUUGCAACACCGGUCUUGCAGUCAAAGCUAAGCAGAGAGUUACCUUCUUCUUAUAACUUAACCAUGACGCACUUACAAUCUGGUACCAAAUGGAUCAGUGUCAUUUUGCGUACACUGCGGAAAGCCUGGUUUCGUACUUAAAACUAUACGGUCUUUUGACUCAGACAAGCAUAUUCUCAACCAGCUACUGAUUGCAGAUUAAUGGAAGGAAAGCUUUCCGUGGGACGUUUUAGUCCUAGUUCGGUAUCCUUCAAUGACAACGCAAUGGUAAGAAAUUUCUAUCCUAAGAAAUUUCACUUAUCAAAGCUUUUCAAAGAUUGGCUGCCAACUUAAAGGGAAUUUGCAUAUGACCACCUUUGAUUAUAGAACCACGCUUGACCUAUAGUCAAGCAUAUCAUUCUGAUUAUCAGCUGAACUGAGCCGAUAAACUAAACGUUUCUGAUCAUUUUCACUCCUUCUAAGCCGCGAAAGUUGAUCUAAAUCCUGCAAACGUAGAAAGCUGAGGACUCGUAGCCUUUAUUAUAACCCUGAUGAGCUGCAGGGAGGCUAUCUUUGUCAAUGAAAGUACUAUUGAUUUUCCUAUUUUUCUCCUAUUUUUAAUACAAAGUUUCCUAUUUUUCCUAUUUUCUCAACCCUGAGUUUCCUAUUUUCCUAUUUUUUUGACCAAGCAUGCUGCUGGACACCCUGGGCUGAAACUACCGCCCCAAUUUCGGUCAGAAUGAAAAAAAUCAGCUCUUGGCAUAACGAGUCAACCAAAAACAAUCUUUAUUUCUUCUCUCUUUAGGCUUAUAAGAUAUUACAAGCAGUAAAAAUGUUGAAAAUAAAAUUAGAGUACUGGCGUUUCUAAUGUGAGUUUUCUCCUUCAGAUGUGUUUUCAUAUAUAUUUGGAGAGUGGCAGUUUAAACCAUGUGGACGGUGCUGAAACUUUCGAUCGAGAAAAGUUCUUUCUUCGCGUCAAAAAGUAAGUGUAGAUAAGGGACCGUUCAUUUUUAUCAGUAUUUCAAAAAUAUUUCACGUGACCCCCCUCCCUUAUUCUUUCAGCCCCAUCCCCGCCCCCACCUCGUUAAAGGUCCAUAAUAGGAAGAUUUAGAAUUGCUUUUAUAGUCAACGUCUAUUUUUACCACGUGGCCAUGUUCUCUCGCAGCUCGCUUGACCCGCUACUCGAAAUGCAGAGCUUGUUCGCAGCAUGGGUAAUGAUCUGUAUUAUCAUCCAUGCUCGCAGCAAUUCAUGGAUCCUUGCAGGCUUUAACAUGGCCUGAGAGGAAAGAAGGUUGGACGCCUUAUCGUGACGUUUUGUAAGUCUUUAAUUUAACCGCCAUAGAAAUGAGCGUAAACUGUGUGGACUCUCAUGUAGAAGCAAACUUUUCUUAUCCAUCAUAAAAGUCCAAACCUCCUUGUGAGACCACCUUCAAUUAGCUCACUUACGGGAUUUUCGAGACAGUUCUUGUUUGUAUUGUAUGCUCUUCUAGUGUUGCUGUCUCCCUUUGCGAAUUCUUAAAAUCCCUAAAACUCUCUACCCUCAUCCAGCAAUUGAGUGCGGAUACGUUAAAGGGGCUUUGAAACGAGUAUUAUAAACGUGGACCAUUAUUUUCGGAAUUCAAUUUAAGAAAAAAAGUAAAUAGUGCGAGAUAGCCUCUUUACUUACAAGUGUUGUUUCAAGCUGAAGUGAAUACUGAAGCUCACGCUAUCCCGGUGUGUGUGUGUGUGUGUGUUUUUUUUUCUGUAGGGGUAGAGAUCGCGGACUCCCUUUGAAAUACGACUCAAAUCAAGGCUUGUUUACACAGAGAUGACAGUAGCCGCACAACACGAAUGUGAAAUAGUUUCUUAAAACUUGUGUUUCAUGGAAAUCUUUAUAAGAACCGUCUACAAAACUGCACUUCUGUAAUGAGUCUUUAACAUUGUGUGCAACUAAAUUCUCCGUUCCUAAAGAAUGUCUGUGUUUAUUUAUUUGUUAACAAUAAUCAAUGUUGUUUUGAUAAGGUGUAACGAUAUGAAACCAGAAACUCAUUUGUGUAAUCGGUCAGGAGCGAAUUUAAGUUCUACCUACAAUCCUAAAACACCCAAAUGAAGGGUAUGUCUUUUAAUUUAUUUGUCAAAACGAUGUAUGUUAUCACCGAUAAACUGUUCACCGAUUCAAACUCCAAACUUUUCCUGGUCAAAUCACUAUAUUUGGAACCUCUUAAGUCUGCUCCAGGCCGUCCGUGAUAGUCGGGAAAUAGGCCACUUCCGAGUUCCGAAAAACCCUCACUUUCAAAAGGUGGCCAAAUGCACAACCUUUCCUGUGAAAAUGAGUUUUACUUGCAUGAAAAAUCGUUUCCAUAUCAAAGGCUAAGCGCGUAACCUCGUUUUGAUACAGAGGCCCGGGGGAACUAGGAAAUAGCCUGUCGAGAAAGCGCGCACACGAAAGUAAAACGUGAGGAAACUGGGGAGAGGAAGGGCGGCUGAGCUACAAAUCAAGCGCUCAUAUUUUCGCGUGCCUUUCACUUACGCGUCAUCCUCACUAUCCGAACCCCUUAGACUCAACAACUUCUUGUAAGCGACCAUGACCACCCCACAGGGCUGAUUAGUUUAAUAUUUUGAAAAUAGGAUUAUACCUUUGCUCUUCGGCCGAAUAUUGGGUCGCAUUCGAUGGAUAAUAUUAUGGAGUAAGAAUGAGAUGAAAUUUGGGAAAUCUCUUCAAACGCAAAUUUACCAAUACCAUUAAAAUGCUACAUUCAUUCAAUGAUUAAUGUCCGCCAGAUUUCUGGAUUUUGCCCUGCAACGAAUUAGCCAAAACAAGUGAUUUUGAGAGAUUAUUGCAUGUUCUUUUACUCCUAAACGGUGUACUGUACAUGUCAAUCGAAAGGGCCCUCAGUAAUAAUGACCGAACGUGUAACCUACUUAUAAACUUCUCGCCUCCCGGUCCCUCGCUUCAGUCGAGGUGGCAACGGAAUCUUUCAUUCCAAGAAAAAGUAACUUAUAAUUAAAAUUCCGAUCUGCGGGGAUGGACAUGGAUUGAACUUGAAGAGGUGGGCCAACUUUUUCAAGUUUUAAUGCAUGACUGCAAAAACUUAGAGUGGUUUCCUGAUGAUAUUUAUUUAAUAUUUUUCUUCAAAACUGUACAGGAGCACUUUGUAUUUGGUUCCUCGGGGCAAUAAGUAAUGACAUAGGCCUUUUUCUAAAGGGCACGAGAACACAGGCUAUGCAUGGGCGGGCCCACCCACUUCCCGGCCAGUCUCUAGCGUAGUUCCAGCCAUCACACGAUAUGAAAUUUAAUCACCUCCCUGCGCGAACGGAUAUUUUUAAAUUUUCCUUUUUUCCACGUACUAAUCCAAUUCCAAUGUGGAACAGCCUUCCUCAGGAAAUAGUUCAUGCUACAAGCCCAGCAUCCUUUAGCGCAGGGGUUAGUGCGUGGCGCAACGGCUCUAGUCCAUACCCUACGCUGGCCCACAACUGUCACGGCAAAACCAAAAACCUCACGGCAAAAACAAAAACCUCACGGCAAAACCAAAAACCUCACGGCAAAACCAAAAACCUCACGGCAAAACCAAAAACUUCACAGCAAAAACAAAAUAGCUUUGGUUUUGCCGUGGGUAUUUGGUUUUACCGUGAAGUAUUUGGUUUUUGCUGUGAGGUAUUUGGUUUUGCCGUGAGGUCUUUGGUUUUGCCGUGAGGUUUUUGGUUUUGCCGUGAGGUAUUUUGUUUUUGCCGUGAAGUUUUUGGUUUUGCCGUGAGGUUUUCGGUUUUGUCGAGAGGUUUUUGGUUUUGCCGUGAGGUUUUUGUUUUUGCCGUGAGGUUUUUGGUUUUGCCGUGACAGUUGUGGGCCACCAUACCAGUCUGCCUAACUUAAAUAGUUUAAUUAGUUGAUUAAUUUCACUAUAUUAAUUUGAUUCCACUUUGUAGUCGUUAUUUGCAGCCCACAAAUUUGUUUGUCUAUUGAAACAUGCCACAUGGUGUAUAUUGUAACGUAGUAUAUCUAAUAUUUAUUUUAUUUAUUUAUUCACUUAUUUUCCUAUCGGUUUUAAUAUGCAAUAAGUAUUACCGAUUAAUAGAACAGAAACACUCUUAAACUGUGCUGUAAGGUGAGUGUUAACGUGGCUUUCUGCUAUGUCCUCACGCCCUUCGCCCCCGCCGUAAUUCUGGACUUCUACAACAACUCGGGCUCAAGGCUCAAAAUAGGGAAAAAAUGGCUGGCUACGCCUCUAAUCUCGUACCCAGAUCUCACUCUGUUUUACACCUUGGCCGUGGAAGAUCUGGGUACGAGAUUACUGCGCCCCUGGCCCCUGGCCAGUAUCAAGAAAUGUGGAAAAUGAUUGGUCGGAGUACAAGUGUGGAUUUGGCUCCUGGUCCACAGUAAAACAUAGGCUUCUGCGUAGACACAGAGUCACGUUACCCUAAGAACCUCUGCUCGCAACGUGAAAGAAAGAGAGAGUAGGUGUCAAUCAUAACGUCGUGACAAAGGAAUGUCGUGAGACUAAUCUAUUCCAUUUAUUUGCAUAAAUUAUGCACCGUAAUCGAAUGCACAGCUGAGUGUCGUUACUCGCGCCGGAGCAUCCACUGUUAAUUUGUUUUGGUUGUCAAUUUUUGACCCCAGCAGUUACUUAUGGCGUUUUUCACUGUUGUAACUACAGCAAAACUAUUGCAAAAUGGCUAAAAGACCUUUGCCUUCAAGUGCUUUUGCGUUGCCUGGGCUGUCGAAACCUGAUACCAAGAAACCAUUCGGAAUUUCAUACACCAGGUCAACUGGUCACUCGAAAAACCUGUCGACAAAAAAUGAAAACGGUCCUGUUGAAGAUAAUUUUAACAGUUCUCCAAGUUUGGUAGAUGACAAGGGCUCACUGCUGCCUGUACAAACAAAACAUACACUUGACAAUUUGACGAAAACACGACCUCGAAAUCCCGGCAGAAGAUCACCUUCUCCUUUGGCGCGAAGGAAAUUUGAACCAGACUCGCUUGGAAGCGAAUCUGUGCAUUUAUCUAAGCCAUCUUUGGAAGCAGGUAACUCGAAAAAGUCUAACUAUCAAAGAAAUAUUUCAAAUGAUCGUUUAAACGCAGUUAAAGAAAGAACAGCAUUUUCUCCAGCUCUCAUGAUCACUAAUGAUGUCGGUUUUUCGAUUUCGAGUGAUGAGCUUUCCGUUUCGCGAACUUCGCCAAGAACAUCGCCGAGGAUAAGAAAUAGACAUCAGGUAGAUCGCCCAGAAAUUCUUCCAAAGCCUAAUAGAAACCUAAACCGCAUGAACGCAGAUCAUGUCCCCGAGGAAUCUGACUUCGUUGGGAACAUUACAGAUUUGACACAUGACUCUAAGAUAUCUGAAGAGCACAACAAUCCGGCAACUAUGGAACCUCCGCCUUUACCUUCAUCGCCACCUCCUUUAGAAGACGAUGUCUCAGCUUCUGACCCAAAUGAAACGCUUCGUAGAGACGCAAAACAUUCAAUGCAAGGAUCCUCAUUUGGAAAGGUAAUAAAAACAGUGAAUGGAAAAAGCUUGAAUUCUAAUCUGUCAAGAACGUUAGGUAGCCCUAUUGACAACUCAGAUGAAGUAAAUGGAUUUAGCAGAACUAAGCAGGGAAGAGCUACAACAUCUUCAGAUAUUUCCAGUUCGUCAUCAAGAAUAGGAAAGUGGCAAGGAUAUGGAAGAACUUGGUCCGGGGAAAAUCACGCUUCUACAGGAAUGGCCCAAGUUGGAGUUGCAUUGUCAGAAAGGCAGACAUCUUUAGAUUCUGCCAUAGCAUCACGACUGUCCAAAUAUGAUACACCUUACAGUUCCAGACAGCGUAAAUCUGUGGACAAAAGUCCAUCAUCUCGCCGUAGACGCUUUAAACCAGUUUCUUUAGUUGAUGAGUCAGAAAUGACAAACACUGCAAGUAUUGUUGAAACUCAAAGUACAGAUUCUUUAUCAAAGGUUGAUGAAAAUCGCAGCCAGCCAAUUUCUGAAAGAUUGCAUGGUAUUCAAGCUGGCAAAUUUCUACCUGGCCAGGCUUUUCCAAGGCAUCUUACCAAUGGAACAGAAAUACAAACAGAUGGGUUGAGUUUGUCAGGGAGUAACACAAAAAAUAGGUUUCAAAGAAAUGAGUUUGCACCUGAAAAGAAAGUGCAACCAGUAACCAGCUCAUCGUUGCUGGCGUCAAAACAUAGUGUAGGUCAAAGCAAUGAGGAGAAUUCCAGGCAACAUCCUAGCUUAUCAGACAAGUUUGCCCUGAAUAGGACAAGCCCAGAGCCUACAGUCUUGUUGGAAUAUGAUGUUAGAAACAGUGAGGAAAAAGUUAUUGAAGUUGAAACAAAUGAAACAGCUCCAUUUGUUGUCUCAGAUAUAUCAGGUAUGUACAGAAGUAAAGCAGAUUAUUUGAAAAAGGAAUUAAGCAAAGAUUCUAGGGCUGUUAUUGAUACUGGUUUAAAUGACAGACCAGACAUGCAGGAAGGAAGCCCACAAGUUACGUUACCAAAAGUUGUUAUUGAAUAUGAUGGUGAAGUCGUGAGAGACUCAAUGCUCCAUGGUUAUGACACAGAAAAUAGUUCAGACGAGGGUAAUUUGUCAAAAUCUUCGUUUGAGGCCGAACAAGACACAUUUAACCUUCAACAAAAAGAACAGGAAUCAGAUGGCAGUUCUCCUGUUGAGAAUGGUGGUGAUUUACAGUAUAGUGAUUAUUCUGAUGAGGAAGAAGAUCUUGACCUUGUGUUGGAUGAUGUUAGUUUAGACGAUGAAGACCUCACAUUUGAAGACUUGGAUUCUGCAAGACAGAAAAUGAAGCAAGGUAAAGGUAUGUUCUUUGUUUUUAUAAGACUGUGUUACAGAUCAUCCUCAGACUGAUCUCUCAAUGCAAAGAAAUCAUUUAUAACUACAGACAGACAGACGGAAGGACCGACUUAACACGUUGAGUUUCCUUUAAUGUAUUCUUUGAGAGAUGGUCAGUAAUGAAAUUUAAUAUCUCAUCUUAGGGCUUGCAGAUAUACUGAUCCUUAAAUGACUUAUUUUAAGAUUGGGUUAUAUCCAUGCAGCACAGACCAAUUCUAAAAAUGGCUGCCAGUUGUGUCUUCUUAAUUUUUUACAUAUUUAGAAUUAGCCUCACUUAUAUCUUUCUCAAGUUCAAAAUUCAAAAAAAAAUUGUUACAUAGAAAGUUAAAUUAGGAAGGAUGAUUACAAAAUGAUAUUUAAAGUAGUUUUCCUUUUUUGGAAUAGGUGUAUGAAAAAGGUAACAUUCAGAAUUGUCAUGUUCACAACAGUGUGAAUUCUGUUCUUAACUUACCCAACAGGGGAAAUUAUUGGGGUAAAUUAUUCAGAUUAUAGAAGAACUUAAUCAGUCCUGAUCAUCAAAAUGUUUUGGGCACAAGUUAAAAUGGUUCGUAGGCUAGUACAUGUUAGCUACAGCUUGGCUGAAAGUGACUUUCUUUACACCUUGAAAAGAGCCUGCAUUCAUGUAGCUGGCCUUUUGAUCAGUGAGUGCAUGUGGGGGGGGGGUGGGCUUUGGGUGGUGAGUGAGAAACCUGCAAGGAACUUGCCUUAUCCCCAUGUUCUUCAUGACUUAACACAACAAGAGCACCUGCAGUCAGUGAAGCAGUCAUGCAUGAUAAAUCCCACCCACUAGGCAGGCUAUCCAGUCCAGUGAUAUGUGUAGGCUGUUUAGAGAUCCAUGUGGUUUCUUAUGUUGGAUUCCUUACUUUGAACUUGACACUGAACAAGAUGAAAUGAAAAAACUCUUGUUAAUUUAAUCAUAGUUAAUUGAGUGGAAUGGUUAUGAAACCCGUCAGACUCCUUUGUUAUAUGUUUUUGUGGACCUGAAAGUGCACAACGUUCAAAAGAAUUCCUAUCAUUUUGAUUGUAUUGACCAAUAAAAACGUUGCAUUAAUUUAUUCCGUAACAAUUUGUCAACAGAAAACAAAGGAUUGUGCACUUUCACGGUGCUUUGAACAUAAACUGCAGCACUGUUGUUUUAUCAUUGAUGUUUGCCGCUUUUCAUAACCAGUCUCCUCUAAUAACUAUGAUUUAAUUCAAUGAUUUUUCUAUUUUCUAGUGUUUUGCGGCAAUUGUCUAUCAGACAGUGGGCAUUUAUUAGAGAAGGGUGUCGUCUAGAAACUUUAAAGUUUUAAGUUUUUUAUAAAGGGGUAUUUAUUUGAGAUAGGGUCUCUAUUAGAUCAUCAAGGGUUUCAAUAAGCACCGACGGCCGACGAAACAGGUCGGCUACUUUGCUUAUAGAGGUCGGUCACUUUUUUACAGAAAGAAGAAGCAUCUUGAUUUGUUUUGCGAAAGGCCCAUUGGUUUUACGUUAUGCUUUAGUCAUGUGAACGCUAUAUGUCAGUCAUUUUUUCAAAAGUUUCUUACAGGUUUACGCAGAAUUUGUUUACGUGUAAAAGUACGUAAUUUAGUUUUCAUCAUUUGUUCAUUGCUUGUAGGAAUUGAUUGUGUGACUGGUAACUUGAAAGCUACAUUUUCUUGAAUGAAAAACACACUCUUUUGUCCUCAAAUUUAGUCCCCAGAAAGCUGAAAAUCACAUUUUUAGGACUUUGAAAUUUCAAAAUUUUCUGGGUCAGAACGUGCUUAAAUCCCCCCCACCCCCACUAGAAAAGGGGACCAACGGCCCCUUGUUGAUACAGUUGGUUACUCUGUCCAAACCGCUGGCUACUUCAAUUUUUAUUGAAACCCCUGGAUCAUACCACAGUAUUGAUAUUACGAGCAGAAAGAUAAAAGUAAUUCCCUUAUAAAAUAACCUGACAUACAGUACAAUGUUGGUUUUCAAUGAAACUUGGGACACUGUUAUAACUAUUCAAGAGGAUGAUAAGAAAAUAAUUAAAAGAGUGUAACACCGUGCUUGUUUUCAGCCUAUAAUGGUGACAAAUUUGGCUAAUUACGCACUUUUAGAAAUAACCGUAUGCAGUCCAUGUAGACACUACUUUUUUCAUGAUGCCUUUGAUAUCUCACAGAAUUUGAUUGUUUUUUGGUUUUUUGAGAGAAGGUAAAAACAAAGGCAGUUUUUGCCCACACAGGCAAUCUGAAAAUCUGGUAAAUUAUUGUAACUAAUCCUUUUUUCUAUGGAGGCGGGGAGGAGGAGGGGUAUGGAUAUUUUCUGGAACCGCAUAUUAUCAUUUUGAGUGUUCACCUUAUCCUGACAAAAUAUUUUGUAAAUGGGCAUACCAAAAAAAGCAGUGGCUACAAUGAAGUCAAUUUUAUGCUUACAUCAUUGUUAUCAAAACUGUCAUUCACUUCUAUUUCUGUUAAUUGUUCUUUUUAUGGGCAGUCAAUUAGCAGUAAAAUGAGUCAUGGUCGAACUCAUUUUCACAUGUGAAAAAAUGAAAACUGUCACUUGUUUUCUAAAAUGUUGAAUUACACUGUAGCUUUUCACUCAUUGACCAUAUACACAGUCUCUAUUUUUUAGAGUUAUUUGUAUGCCAUGUUUUCUAUGUUUUAGUAAAGUAAAAAACUUACCUUCAUAGUUUAUUCAUUUCUUUCAAUUUUUGCCAUUUUCUGGUUGCAUUGGGUUCAUUUCCUUUGUUAUGUGUUCAACUAGAAUGCCUUGUGUACGUUCACCUUUUCACAGUUGUUGAUUUCAUGUUAUUGGACAUGAUUUUGCAUUAAAUUACUUUUCCAAUAUCACAAUAGCACUUAAUUUUGACAGUUUUUGAGCACGGAAUAUCAAAAAUGAUUCAUUCAUGAAUGACAAUCUUAUAUUAGCCCUGAAAGCCAAUUGGAUUAUAUUGAGGCUUCCAUGAAAAUUUGAAUCUUCAUUACCAGUGAUAUUAGCAUUGUUGUGAUAUUGGCCCAAUAUCAUGUUCUAAUGAUAGUUAAUAUGCAGUCACACAAUCGGGAAAAUAAAGAAAUAAAAAAAUAGAAUUUUGUCAUAGGUAAUUUCAGUUCAAAAUCAAAUUAAUUUAAAGUAAAAUGUUCAAUUUUCUGGUUGAUUAUCAUGAUUUAUAGUUAACUUCACACUUGGUUUUGCAAAGAAUGUUUGAGAUGUUAAGAUUUUAAAUAUUGGACAACAAUAAAGGGAUAACUUGUAUGUUCCCUGAUUUUUAAAAGUUAUUCUUCAAGGAUUGUAAAUUGUCUUGUUCAUUGAAAUAUCACAUUCUUUCUUGAUGUUCUUUCCGUUGUACUUGAAAAUUUGCAUGCUGCAAGGAAAACAUUUUGAAAAAUUUGUUAUCUAAAAGAUGCUUAUAUUAGAAGUGGUGGAACGUCCUCUUCACUUCCUUAUAGAGAUAGAAGUAGGCGGUGAGUAUCUAUUGUUCUCAGAGUAGACAGUUCAGUAUUUUCCGUAGUUAUGCACGUAAUGUGUUGGUUAUCUGGUUCGUUGAAAAGUGGAUAAUUUUAGUGUGCAAAUUAUUUUGACAAUUAUAGUCUUUAAAAUUCUUUUUAUAGGUAAUGUAGCGUGAAAUAUAGGAAAAAAGGACCUAAUUCCACAGAAUUGCCAUAAAUAACUAUUAACGAUGAUUUUCAUUGUGACAGUAAAAUUGUCAUGAAAGUUAUACCUUUUGUAUUGCUUACGAGGGUGUUCAUUCCUUACUCUUUCUUAAAGGAAGGCACUCAUACGUGGGAUAUUAGUGUGUGAAAUUUUUUUAGAAGCAAACUUUCAGUUUUGCCUGUGUUUUCUCUUCUCUGCUAGGAAUGACUGAUUCAUUUGGAGGUUUGUCAAUCUUGUGCUUGAUUACUGUAGUAGUUGUUUAAAUUCAGCUUGGAAUAUUGACUUCAUUUUUGAAAUUAUGAUUGGGAUUUGUAAAUUUAUCGCGUUAUGUUUUCAUGUAGAAGCCUUGUUGUAAACUGAUCUUACCAUUUAGUGUCAUAAAAUGGCACUAGAUUCUUGAUGUUAAAAUGUAUUUUGCCAAUAAUAAUAAUAUUGUCGCUUAAAUAUUUAUGCUUGCCAAAGUUGUGUCGAUGAGAAGACUGACAGAACUUCAUGCAUAAGAAAGAGCAGAUUACUGCCAUUACUCUACGUAUACAUACUCCGCAUGUUUUCGUUUUUUGUUUCUCGGCCAAGCUUGGAUGUUUAAUGAUAAUGAAAAAAAAAAUAAUAAUAAUAAUGAAAAUAGACACUCAUUAUUAAUAGUAAGAAUGUUUAGAGUUUUUCUUUGACAUAUAACUUACAUUCUGAUGGUGUUCAUAGGCAGCUUAUACUCACCCAAGGAUUGAUAUUAGCCAAACAAACUGUGGCACACGAUUACAUCCUUGGGUUUCCUCCUUAGAGACUUAAUUCUUCUCUUUGCUGAUAUAAUAUUGCUACCAUGCAUAGAGUUGUAGUAGAUUGAGGUAUUGGACAUUUGUUGAUACUCAUUACAUUCUUAACAUGUAAUUUUGAUCUCCAGUAAAUUGCAUAUAUAUGUAAUACAAGGUGAGCAGUGUGGUGCUAACAGUUAAAGUUGUUACUGGUAGUCAGUAGUCACUUGGCUGCUUUAAACAGUUUUUAUUACAUUUAGUGUUACAAUUGCAUAUAGUUUAUAUAGUUUAUGGGACAAAUGCUUUUCUUUUAAGGCAUAUUUGCUUACACUAUUGCCUUGUGUUCAAUAAAACAUUUCAGGAAAUUUUCUUAGCAUUUACCUUCGGCAAGAACUGCUUUAUUUUGAGUGAGUUUAGGUAGCCUUGUGGAAAGCUCUAAGGUUGUGUCCACACUUGUAAAACUUGUUCUAGUUUUUGUUUACAUUUGUACCAAGUACACUCUAAUUCAGGGUCAAAAACAUUUUGUUAUUUACUUUUUUAUUUGAGAAAUACUGUUGAAUUGUUAAAAGAUUGGAUAAACCAAUAGCCUUAUUUCCUUUCUAAGAACAACUUACUUGAACUUGCGCCCUUAUAGUGUAAUUUAAUUAUAUCUGGAAAUUAAUUUUAUUAGGCUUUGUCAUAUGGUUUUUUUUAUAAAAUUAUUAUUAAUUUUUCCUAGCCUUUCUGUUUAAUUUGUGUUACCAAGCUAAAGCAUGUUUUGCUCUGUGAUAAACUCUAGGUGGAUGUCUCUGAUAUGACACUCAUGGGAAAAGUAAAAUGGGUGAUUUUGUUGCCUCUGUGUCCUGUGUCCCUGUCGCAUAAAAAUCCCCAAAGAUGCAAAAUCAUUUAUGACAUGCGUCCCGUAGGUAGCAGAGAUCGAUUGAUCGAUCUGAACAUGUGUUUUUGUAGAAAAUAAUAUUCAGUUCGUGUAAUUACUGUGGCAGUUAUGACGGUUGUUUAACAAUGCAUAUUAGAAGGACUACGGUGUGUAUUUUAUUUUCAGUGCACUGUAAUACAGAGUUUUGGAGUCUGUCUUCAAAUUAACUGUCUGGUUACAUACAGUGUUAAGACCUGAGCAUUUUCAAUUUUCAAUUUUCAUUGGUUCUGGACUGGAACUCAUGAUUUUUCACAAAAUGAGUCCCAGGACUCAUAGCCUGCGCAGCAAGCGUUUCCAAUAGAGUUAUUGCGUGAAAGUUAGAGAGGAAACAAAAAAAAGUUGAAGGGGGAGGGGGAUGGGAGAAGAGGAAACACUUGCCCGCAAAAACCCCACGAUUCUGGAAAACGUCCCUUGAUAUUUCACAGUUCGGUUCAUUUGUAAAUUGACAGCUCAUCAAAAUAGAAGUAUAACGAACAGAUUACCCCUGGAUUAGCAGAUUUGUAAAAUUACUUUGUUCUCUAAUAGAACACGUUGCAGGCAAUUGCAAGAACUGUAAUAUAAAAGAUUUAUGAUAAAAGAAAGUUAAAACUGUGAGCGAUUGCUGCGGAAUUUUUUGUUUUUUAUUGUGUGGCUUUAUCUCGUCUGAAACCUUGUUGACACGUCAAAAAUGAUUUGUCCGAAACAAUUUAUUCCGCCGGGUAUAAGUUUUGCAGAGCGGCUGCUCUUCAGCCUGUGUCGAAACGUUCUCUACAAUAGAUGCCGCUAAAUUUCCAAUAAACAGAAAUAAUCUUUUCAUUUCAAAAAGCUGACAAAUCGCUUGUCCAUGGCGGCUUUAGCUAGUGUUGAGUACCGAUGUUCUGAUUUAUGUUGAUGUUAUCUCCAACAAACAGUCCAUUUUUUCCAGUCAGAUCCGCACGCCAUCAUUCUCAAUAAAUUGGCCUUCCCUAGUCUCCUCUGCUCGAUCUCCAAUUAUACUUUGAAGACUCUGAUCUCAUAAACCUUGGCGCAAACAGGAUUCAAAGAAAUAUCAGUCCGAAGCAUUUGUAAUCUGCGACCACAAAUCAGAUGAGACCAGAUCUGUGAUGCACGAAAACAAAGCAUAGCUGGUUUGAUUGAUGUUUCGAAUGCUAAGUAAUCAACACUACCCGCACCGCGCCAAUCAGAAGCUGUGUUCGUGGGCGAACGCAGUUUUUCAAAAUCAUGGGGUUUGCGGGCAAGUGGUUCCUUCUUUCCCCUCCCCCUCCCCCAUCAUUCAUUUCUUGUUGCUCUUGUCCCAGCUUUCUAGACGAACCUCGCGAGGAGACGCUUGCUACGCAGGCUACAGGACUCACCAUAACUAUUUGUAACAAAAUCACUGAGUGCAACUCUCUUUGAGGUGUCUAAAAGUGAGCAACCUUUUCUUGCAAGUGGCAAACUAUACUAUGUUCAUUGACAUGUCUUGUUGUUCUUGCUUCAUUGUUAUUUUGCUGUAAAUGACACCAUAAAAGAUAUGCUUGUAUUAUCCAAAUAUUCAUGAAACAUCUGAUGAAUAAAAGAAUUCUAUUUGAUGACUACGUAAAUAACCAUAACACAAAUUAAAGAAGAAAAAAAAGGUUACAUAAUGACUGCUUGAAUAGUCAGUAGAUUUGAAACUCCUAUAGGUUGCAUCGUUAAGCAUAGCUGUGAUUAAAUUUUUUUCAUUAUUUUUGUUGUGAAGGAAUUGAGGAUCCUGACCUGGACCGAGAUGAGGAGAAUGGAAUGCUUGAUCAACACUCCCCUGUUCAGGAUAUUGCUGUAUUUUCUGAGUCAGAAGUUGAAGAAAUUGAUGAAAUGUUGUUUGAUCCUCCUCCCAUGUUUGCAAGGUAGUCUUAAGUUCUUUUUUUGUAAGACUGUAGUACAGGGAUUGUAACAGCUACUAAAGCACAGGAUUGCAGAAGUGUGGUUUUCUGCUGGUUGAGGAAUGAACAAAGUGGAAAUAAUUUUUCUCACACACAUCUGGGAGUAUGCCUGGGUUUCCAGUUUGUGGGGAGUCUUCAUGCCACAAGGUGUUUAGGAGUUCAGUCUGUUUUGUUGGCGUUCUCCAUUGCCCGACCAGUUUUUUUUUUUGCCUCACCCAAGUGAUUUUCUUGUCUUGGCCGUCUUAUUUUUAGUUUGAUAGCGAAAGAUAGUACUGUUCACUUGCUACCUCUUGUGCUGUAAAAAGGUCUCAGCCUUACAACCGAAGGCUGAGUGGUUGGUCAAGUGAUGGACAAGAUUCUGGAGGAAAUAGGAACUUUAAGAUCCAAUGACACGACAGGAACAAGAACAUCUAAAAGGCAAUAGGUUUAAUAAGCAAAACAACAACUUUACACAUGCAGCACACUUUUUUGUACAUUUCUUAUCCGUUUUUGCAUGACUAAGACGUGAAAAUGACUGAUUUCACAUUUUAUGGAGAACAUAAAGGAGCAAUUAUGAAAUCUUACUCCUUUUUCUGAACUUGGAUAUGACCCCUUAGAAUUCAACUUCAGGAGUGUUUGCCUUCAUUUGACAAAGUAAGUCGGUAGGAAUAAUCAUGGUAAAGGCUGAAAAAAUGCAAAUUUGCUUUAAGUGACGUUGUUUUGCCGCUGUGUCGCUGGAUCUUAAUGUCCCUAAUAAGUCAUCUGAAUGAGGUGAAUCAUCCCAUCAAUUAGUGAGAAGUGGUGAUUCUUGUUUGCAAGGGGAGUUCUGAUCCCACUCUAUUGUUGGCUUAAUGAUGUGGCUCCUAGUUGUGUGUGGCAAAAAUGCUUCUCACUCCUUUGGCUUUCACUGAAUAUCAAAAGUAGAACAAAACUGCACGUUUGUUAUAUGGCAUAUUUGUUGAACCUCUGAAUUUAUUUUCUUCAAUCCUGCAACUCACCCUGUUCUAGGUUGGAAUUCCUAUCAUACUGGGAUACGGGAUGAAGGGUACUACUGAAUCUUUGGGUAGUGUUGUCCUCAGCUUGGAACCCUUUUCUUGACUUGGCUUUAAAAAAACCCUAACCUGUCCUUGAUUAGCUGAACCAAAAACUCUAAUUCUUUGUACCAGAAGUCCAAAAUUUUACCACAAAUGACAUCCUAUUCUCAACAAAAUAUUUGAUUUCUGUGCCCUAUCCCUGAUUAAAUUGCUUGAAAGUCCUACCCCUCACAUUGGUGCAUCCUGAAUACCUAUACCAUGCCAAGGAGUAGUAAGGAAAGACAUCAGAAUCCAGUAUACACGAAAUCCGUUGAACUGAAUUAACUAACAAAGAACUUACUAAAUUCCAAGUACCCUUGUCAGGUGUAAUAAGCCAAAAAAAAAUAGAAAGAGGUGCCAAGAACGCACAGCAUGUGUGAAUACCACACUGCUGACAACAGCACAUUCCCAAAUACAUACAUGUACAAUGCAGCUUCUAUGAGAAUCCCACCCCCUUAAAAAAAAGUAUCUGGUACAAGACUGUGCUCUAGCAGAGCCUAAUGUUCCCUGGUGCCUCAUUUUUGUUCCUGUUUGACUAGAAGUCAUAUUUUCUUUCAUAGCAAUCAUAUGCUGGAAACCCUAUAUUAUUUCACAGCCUCAGAGAAGCAUGGUUCUUUUCAGUUUUUCUUAUAGCACAGUCUUGUGGUAUUUCUUCAGAUGUUAAUAACAAAUUUGCAAGAUUAAGCAUUACGUAUUAUUCUGACAUGUGACAAUGGGGAGAGAUGGCUGCUUGAAAAGUAUUUUGUUAAUAUUAUAGCCACUUACACAUGUUUUGGUACAAAAGAAAGGUGUUCAUGGUGAUUUAAAAGAUUAAUAGACUUUCUUUGUUGUGUUAAAGUUCUGAUGAGGGAGACAGAGAUGAUGCAGGAGAAGUACACAUCAUGGAUUAUGGUUAUGAAGUUCAUGCACCAUCUCCUGUUAUACCUCCUUCUUUACUGGAACAGCAGGUAUACUGUUAAACCUCGAUAAACUGUAAUGAACACCAUGCAAGGACUGGGAAAAUUGUUAUUGAGGUGCAUUAUAUUUGAGUCCCAGAUGUGCAUAUCAGAUUGCAUAUACAGCCGACUCCCGAUAACUCAAACCUUCAGUAGAAAUCAAGAAAAGUUCGAUUUAUUGGGAGAUCGAAGCAAAUAACUGGAAUUAAGGAAAUAGGAUAGGGGAGGAAUGCAAGUAUCAUGCAGAUUUCACUUCAAGGGUGGCAAGAUAAAUAUUUCUUUUUUGGAAAAGGAUUAAAAAAAACAAAGCUUGAUUAAUCAAUACAGGGCUAAACAUUGUAUUUAAAUUGGACUAACAAAAGAAUACAUAGUUGUUUCGAAAUAAAUUCAACGAGUUGAACUGCAGUUCACUGCUUUUUUUCACCUUGUCACGUGCUUAAAAUUGUGGUUUGAGUUAAAGGUACAAUAUAUUAUUGAAAGUUUCUGAGGUGAAACGAAAUUUCUUCAAGUAAGCUGGAGGUUCAAGUUAUUGAGGGUUCAAGCCAUUGGGAGUCGACUGUACUGGUAUGCAUAUUGCAACCUGUUUUGAGGGGUGGACUCACAGUUGUCAAAAGUAGCCGGCUGCUGGCGAAAAGUGCUGCCUACUUGGUUAGUAUCAGCCAGCUACUCUGCUUGGCAUUUCUUUGCAGAUGGCGUUUUUUAAAGAAAAUACCCCUGGACUGGCCGCUUACUUUGACAACUCAGCCAUCUACUUCAAAACUUUCUGACAACCCUGUGGGCUGGAAGCUCUAAGAACGGCUCACAGGAUUGGUUUAAUAGAAAACAAUAGAUAGCCCUAACCCAAACAAAACUAACAAUGAACCCCAACUCGGGUCAACAAGAACUUUUUAAAUUAGAGGUUCUAAAGAGGUUCUGGCCGACACUUUUUGGGGUUGUUUAACUCUGAGUUGCAUGUAACUUUAAUAUACAUGUAUGUAUCUGGGUCUUUUCUGUAAGAGGGAGUUUUACAUUAGGAUUAAGCAUCAAUGAAAGCAGUCUUUUAAUUUAGUCCCAUAGAAAUGGCUUAGUGCAAAACACUUCAGAGGGAGGAAGGGAAAAAUGUGAAAUGAUGCCUGUAGACAGGCCAUUGCUCUGUUUCUUCCAAAUGUUGAUUUGGUGAACUUAACUUUCUCUUAGCCGAUUUGUAUCACACAAUACGUGGUAAUUGAUGUUUGUGAUGCAAGCUGUUAAAAUCAAUGGAAAUCUGCUGCAUCUUUCACCCCAUAUUGCAAAGCAGAAAACAAGAAUGGCAUAUUCUUUUUUUAAACAAAGUGAAAGUUGGUAAAUCUGCACUCAAUGCUUAGUGAGAGUGCCCCCACAUAACGCCUGUUGUACCAAAUUAACAUUUAAUCAGGUUCUAUGGUAUACAUGUAUUUUCAUUUUGCAUGCUAGCAUUUGGCCUGAUCUCAGAUUAGCAACAAAUUCUUCUAAUCAGCACCACAUAGGAAACGUUCAGAGAACAGUGAAGAGAAUAUGCUUGCUGAUAUUGGGAUUUUAAGAGCUAAGUGUACAUGUAGGGUUGGGUGUGACUUGACAAGGUCUGUGAUGUCCCCUGAUUUAAUCCCUUCUAAUAAGGGACCACCUCAAUAAACAAGCACUUCAAUGCCUGAGUUCCCUAUUGUUUAACUGCUUCCAGGGGCUUCAUACAGCAGACCGUAUGUAGUUUAUUAUUUGGCAUGUUUGUAUUUUAUCAAAUUUUUUAGCCAAGAGAUGAGAAGAGGUUUCACAACCUGGCUUUGGAUGUGUGGACAGAAGAGGAUUGUGUAGACUGGCUGGAUUUUAUUGGGCUGGGACAUUUUACAGCAGAGUUCAAAGGUAUAGUCUUGGAGACAAUGACCUGCAUGCACUGUUGAGUGGGUGAAGGAUCAGAAAAAAAUAACUUUAUAAUCGUGGUCAUAUGCUCACUGGCUCACCAAUAAAUCCACUAAAUCCAUAAGCAAAACGGGAUCAGUAAUGUCCCUUCUCAUGAGCUGGUAAGGUCCACUAGCCUGAAACUAAUUCUACAAAGAACAAAGUGACUCAAACAUUCGUUUACUAUCAAAAUAAAGUUAUUUUCUACUUGCUUGUGCUGGAGCAGACCUUACAGAUCAUAAUAAUAAUUAUUUUUAACUGCUCACAACUCUUAUCGUUAGCUAUUACUAAUAUUUUUAUUUUCGUCAAAAAAUCAACAAAGUAUCCAUCAAGAAAACUGACAAAAACGUGCAGUGUGUGACGGGGAAAGGGAUUUCUGCGGUUUUGGUUGAAUAUUUGGGAGGCUUGAUAACUAAGUAUUCUACUAUAACAUCAAUAAGAGCAUCACCUGAGAUAAAUUACUUUUUUUUUCUUUUUCUUACAUUCAGAGCAUCACGUUGAUGGAAAGAUGCUCAAGAAUAUCAAUUUCCAGUUACUUGGUAGGACUGUUACCUUGUGUCUUAUUGUACCAUCAUUUACAGUUAUUUGCAAAGAAUAUGAUCAGUUUGGUGUUUGACUUUUUGUGAUUUAAUGCUUUUCCACCAUAGCCCAGAGAGUUUGUCGAUGGGUUGUCUUUUUAUUGUGACAGGAUCGCGGCUCUUGCUCCGGAUUUUGUAUAUUUUAUAGUAAUACUAAUUCUAUAGUUUAUACUGGGCAUUAGCUAACGAACUACACCUUUAGAGAAACUGCUGCACAUCGUCUGAUACCCAUUUAUUCAUGUUACAAUAGUUUAUGUUACUUUCUCUUCCUUUUUGCAGAGGAGAUUGGGAUUGAUUCUCCUGAUGAACGUGAAGUUAUCUUGUCUGAGAUUUAUCGUCGUUUUCAUCCUGAAGAAGAGGACAUGUUUGAAAUGGAAAUACAAGGUAAUAUAUCAUGUUUACUGUGUGAGGUAGUAAUGAUGCUGUCAUGUUUUGAAGCUUUUAGCCAAAAAACACAAAUACCUAUUUAAAACGUAUCUUUUAUCGCCAGAUAACGAAAUUUCUUACAUCUAUUUUUUUAUUUUGCUGGGAAAAUUAAAACUGGCUGCUAGUAAUCGUUCUAGAGCUACUCGAGCAAACUACUCGUUUUCCUUUAACUUUAUCAGGCCCAGGGUUGCAUUCAAAAUCUCCGCUAACCAUCAACAAUUGCUGUAGUUGAUAACUUGAAAUUGAAUUAAAAGUCUGUGUAACUCUAGCAGAGAAAAACUUUCUCUUCCCAGCGAAGAUGAUAACAUGGUGCCGUGUAAGCAGAGUCGUUGGCGAAAGCGAGAUUUUUGUCGCUUCAUGGUCGACUGACGAAGUAGUAUCUGCUGUUUUACAAUCCACUUCUUGUCGUGAAUGAGUGAUGUAGCCAAUUAAGCCAAAUAAGUUAUAAGAAAGCAAGAGUUGCUUAGCACUUCGUCAUGGCGUGUAACGAGCUGGAUGACAGGAGCUUUUCAUAACUCCAGAAAAACUUUUGGAGCUUUUAAUAACGUCAAUAUAGAAACAGUUUUAACAAAAGGCCAAUUCAGGACUUACCAUGUUGAAACACGUUUCUGCAUGUUCAACCCGUUUCAGUUGGAUUUUUUAUUAACGUCAAUAUAGAAACAUUUUUAACAAAAAACCAAUUCAGGACUUAGCAUGUUGAACCUGUUUCAAGAUGUUGAAACAUGUUUCAGCUUGUUGUUCCAGUUGGAACUUUUAGUAACGUCAAUAUAGUAGAACCCGUUUCAGAUUUUUUAGGACGGGGAAAAAUAGGGAGCUCUGCAGUGAUAGAUGAUUAGGCGAUGUCAAACACAAGUAAAAGUGAUCAUUAUCUUCAGUUACCUGUGUUGAGAUGCAGUUGUUCAUAGUUAAUGUAAUAAUGCUUGAUAACUUCCACAGGUGCUCUGCAGUCGGCAUCGGAACAGGAGAGGAUGAAGAUUAUGGCUGUCCUCAAUGCUCUACGAUCACCAGCUUUUCAAGCCGAGCUUGGUAUCGGCUCAUCCACCGGAUCAUCUUCACCGCGUGACAGUGAAACAGGAUAUCAGAUGGCGUCGGAAACAGGAUCAAUAUCCAGCAGCAUGUCUGGCGGUAGCCAUGAUCAUCAUCCGGACAUGCCUCCCCCACCCCCUCCUCCCUCGUGGUCACAGUCAGAUACUAUGCCCAGGGACUAUAAUGUAAGUAUGAAUGCUUUUGUUGUUGUAGUCUCCAAAAGAAAAUUUGUGAUAUUAGUUGCGGCUACACUGAGCCUCUGUUGUGGGUGUGACCGCUUCUCUUUGGAUCGAUUACCGGGAGGGAGAGCUGCGGAAAUCGAUCCUAUCGAAUUCGAAUAUGUGACGUGACUUUAAGUUCAAAUUAAAGGUUUCAUUUGGAAUUUUGUGGAAGAUUAUGGUUGCAUUGUUGACGAUUAAGUGGUUUAUUAGAGUGGAGAAGAUAACUUGAAGUUCAAAUCAUGUAAAUUGCAUUUUAGUUGGAAUGGUGAUUUGAACUUUAACAUCUGCGAUGUCGAGUUUUCCCUUUAUAGUUUCAACUUGUUCAAAGUAACUUCAAGUUCGAAUGAUGGUAUUUCGACUACGUUCAUUGCGAAUUCAAAUUCAUAUGACGAGAUUUCGACAUGCAUAGUCUAAUUUUUGAACUUCAAAUUGUCCUUUAUUUUCAAUUAUUUUUGUCCGCAAAUGUACGCCAUACUUUGCACUUGGCGACCUGUCCGGUAAACAAACUUGAGCGGGUAAAUACCUGGGUAGAGUACCGCGGGGUAAAUACCCGGUUCCGUGGGAAGUUUCCUUUCCCACGGUGCUUGUAGAGUCAUGACUUUUGUAUUACCAAUCACCCAAACUAUUUUUUAUAUAUAACUGAUGGUUCUUGUUUUAGGUGCAUGAUACAAAGGACAAGGGAAAAAAAGGAAAGAAACAAAGAAAAUCCUCUAAAGAUAAGGACAAGUUAGGAGAAAAAGAACCUAAAAGUGAAAAGCAGCAUAAGAAACACAAGGGGUAUGAAAAUGUUUAAUUUUUGUGCUUUACACUGGUUUAAACCCUUUCAUCUCCAGAAAUGGUGGCGAAAAUUGAAAAAUUGACAAAAUUCCAAAUUUGUGAAAUUUGAAAAACAAAUGCACCGCUUUCGAAUUGCUCAUAAUACACCUUGUUUUCCAAAUUUUACGCGAGCGUUGUUUUCAACUUCUUUUGGUGUGACUGUAACACCCAAGAGAAAUUGGAGUAAAUAGGCUAUUGCCUAGGCAACCAGCAGGAUAAGGGCAGCGAAGGCCUAAAAAAAGCAAAAGGUCUUACGAGCAAAAUAAAACAGCUGUACGCGUAGAUCACGUCUGCUGCUCGACUAAGACGUGAGACUACCCAAUGCCACGUUUUAUGGAGGGCGUGAACACACGACGACAAAAAUUUCCCAUCUCCUUUUGAAGUCGAAUACAGUCCUUGAGAAUUCAACUCCCGAGAAAGUUUAUAUUUGAAAAACUAAGCGAGGCUAAAUAAACGCGAUAAACUGAAAGAGAUCGCAAGUUCAGUUUUAUAAGGACGUUUUCACUGCCGUGUUCGUCGUGAUUGCAUAACCUCUCUAUUCUGAAGUUACUUGUUGCAUUUACUUACUACAGUGUCUCUAAACUGCUGGAGAGCCUUUCUAUCGGUUCCGGUUCAUCAAAACUUACAAAACUGUUCCAGCAUCACCAUACAUCAUCAUCGUCGUCACCAUCAAAAAAGCUCAACCCUACCAUGCAAUACCUACUGGAAGCUGGACCGCAGGGUCUGGUACGGAUAUGGCCCACUGCACUGUCUGAAGAAAUGAAUUACUGUAGCUUCAUGAUUAACAUGACUACCACGUGUGCUGAGAUGGUCAAACUUGUUUUAGGAAAAUAUGCAGUAGUGGACGAUCCACGCCGGUUUUACAUCUCUGAAAAAAGUCUAGGAAAAGGAGGUUAGUCUUGCUGUGUUUAUACUUUUUUUUUGUGCUGUUUGUUAUCUGUUGCGCUCCUUACUGGCUUCUCUUGAAGCCUAGAUCACGGAUAAUGGGGUGUUUCACAGUCGACGCCUUUAAAUUUAUAGUUCAAAGGGGACAGACAGCAGACUGUUGUUGCUUGAAAUACCCUAUGUCGUAACUGUAUCAUUAGGAUGCCUAAAACGUGUGCAAUUCCACAAUUGGUUUCGGCUACAUUAAAUCCUAUACCAAUUGUAGGACAUUUAAGGAGGAGCCACCCACAAUGUAAGCACAGUUCCCGACAAGGCCAAGGUGUAGAAAAACACAGUCGCAACAAAAUUUAAUACGUUAAAGAACUAACUAAAUACCAAACACACGUCAGUACAGAGGAGAAGGCGCUAUGCUAUGUUGCAUUGCCAUGGUAGCAAAAUAUCUGGACCUCAACAAACCGUGGUCCUGCAAAUAUGGCAGAAAAAACGGGAAAAAAAAUGACGUGUAUGACUUUCCUGUGCAUGAUAGAGCAAAACGGUAGACCAUACUUUCUUCCAUCGUUCGACAAUGCAAAUAUCAAGAAAGAUUGUUGAGAUGUAGAAAGUUUGCUACCAUGGUAAGGUGACGUCAUAGUCCUCCUCUCUAUUAAAUAAGUAAAUAAAGCGCCAAAAUCAAAGCUCAGCUGACGUCACAUAUAAGGAUGAAUUUGUUCCGUGAUCAAGCUUUUGUAUGGUCAAAGUGAGAAGUUUUGUUUUUACAUCGUGUGAAAAGUAGCUUCUUCAGUGGUCUAUCAAAUGAAUUGAAUUCAUACUAUAGAGGCAUCCAGUACACGCAAAUAAAACUUGAUGUGCGUUUAGUAUUUUGCGUUCAUGUGCAUCAUCCACGCAUGGUAAAUGAGCCACAAAAUACACAUCCUCGGCGUCGACCCAGGGGCAGUCAGUUGCAGGGUCCGAACUGGAAAAGGCGCGAGGAAAGUUUUCAAGCUUUUUCGCCCGUGCUUGAAGAAUUUCGUCGCGCUUUUUUUCCCGACCCAACUGACUCCCCCUGGGUCGACUCCAAGGAUGCCAAAUACUUUGUUUGACCAUCAUCUUACCGCAUGAGGAAUGUUGUAUUUUUCUCAGGUUCUUAUAGCGAUCUGUCAGACUCCGACUGCCCUCUGUUGCUUCAGUGCAGCUGGUCUGAUCCUGAAAAGCAUCGCUUUGAAUUGCGGUGUACAAACGACGGAGUCAUCAAGGUAAGUGCGCCAGAAAAUCUGUGAAUAAUCCUUGCGAAGGUAGAUUUGAUACUAACACAGGCGUCCCAAGCUUACGUUACGAGGGUGAAAUUCGUUCGUCUCAUGAAUGGAGUUACAGGGGUAACGCAGUAGAGCCAAAAUUCGACUAAAUCGAUGAAUUCGCAUUGAGAUACAUCAAAGAUAAAUCUUCUUUAUUUUUUGUGAAAUAUCACGAUAUUUAUCGUUCGUAGACCUCAGUAUAUUAUUUCUCAUACAACGUCUCAACGAGCGCUUGUAACGCAAUACAGACUCAGUCGUGUCACGGAAUGUAAAUUACAUUUCACUCUCGUAACGUACGUGAGCUUGGGGUACCUGUGAUGCUACGUCUAGAACUUCAUUAAAAUUGCAUUCGUCUUUUUAGGAGACUAACCAAGAGAGAUGAGCAAAAUAACAGUUAUGUAAACGUAGCCAAAUACAGCGUUCUUUAUCAAUUAUGAGUUGAUAUUGUGCGCUAUUUUUACCAGAUUUUUCACUUUGGUCUGCGAUUUCCUCACAGAUGCUGUUUGAACUGGAAGGGUAUGAAGAUGAUCUUGACUAUCGUUCCAUUCCCCUGUCACCAAAGACUCCAUGUUCAGAAGCUCUGGGUAUCAUAGUCAAGAAGUUUAAGUUGCCUGGUAAAGUCAGUGAAUACUACUUGGUGGAGGUUUCCGAAGAAAACGAAGGUAAAGCCAUGGAUUUGUUUCCUUGAAAAACAAAGAAAAAAGCACUUUAUUUGAGUGUUAAGGUAUUUAGCAAGGAAGUACUUAUCGGGGACACUAUUUUUACGUCUCCUACUGGAGACGGGACCGCCAUUUCACGUUGUCGUCCGAGGUACGCGAAGGUCUAGCCGUUUGCAAGGCAAAGGGAGUACCUUCAUUUCUCAGUUAUUUUAAGACUUUGAGUGUUGGUCCGGCCCGGGAAUCGAACCCGCGACCUCCCCGGCUCUGCAGUCAAGCGCUCUACCAACUGAACUAAUCCUGCCGCGGUAAAAAAAAAAGGAAAGAAAGAUAAAAACAAAGAAAGCAAAAGGUGUUACGGAAGAAAUUUCAGUCCAUAGGAUUUCAUUUAGUCCGCUACCAUAAAAACUGUAGUUUAGGACACUCCUUGUUUAAGGGUCCACUUCUCUGGUCCCUGUUGGUCAACACUGCGGUUUUUUUUAAAUUUUUCUUGCGGGGAAGGAGGUGUUCAUUUCUACUUAAGUUCUGACCAAAACUAAGGCCAAGGCCAAUUGUCGAACUUUUCAUGAGACGAACCAAACUUAAUGAGUUAUAAAUUCAUGAAAAGUUCGACGUCUGGCUCAGUUAAGUUUGGAUCGUCCAACACGUUCCAUCAGCAUCCGUCUGCUUCAAACGGAUAGAACGUCUGAAGAUCGUCUCUGGGACAAACGUCGAUCCUCACAUGCGACGAACUAAACUAAUAAAUUAAAAAUUUGUAUGAUAAUGUAUAUUUAGCCUCGUUCGGAAGAAAAUUUAUUAAAAUUGGGUUUUGGUCUGUUUCAGUUGAUUUUGCGCGUCCUAAUUUUGACGUCUGACCCAGCAGACAAUCUCAGCUUACCUUAGGUCUACCCAAAUUAGAGUUUGGUUCGUGUCAGGCCUAAUAGAAGAAGCAUCGAAGAUGAAAACGCUUUCGCUGAAGCGUCGCAAUGAGUUUUGUCAAUGACUGUUUAGUGUCCCCGCUAUAGUCUUGUCCUUAUAUUUUUCCUACCUUCUUAAACGUGGCAGAUGACAGAGAAGAGGUCGCAGAUCACGUGUGUCCCUUGAGACUGCAAAUGGCUUGGAGCGCCCCUGAUCACGUGUUCAGACUUUGUAGAAGAGCAUCUGAAGACGUCAAGGAUGAGGAUAGCAAAGAUACAUUAGAUGGCUGGUUAGUAAUACUCUUACAAACAGUGAUUAAGGUCAAUGCUAGAAGAGAUUUGGGUCACUGAAUUUUCAGAAAAGAAAGUGUCUCUCAUUGGCUUCGUUCCAAUUAAUUCUGCCUUGGGUUUUAAAACUAUACCCAACUCUCCUAGCUGGCUUUCAAUGUUAACCUGCUUGUCUUUUAAUUUUAUUCUAUUUAUUUAUUUAGUUUGUUUGUUAGUCAAUUAAACAGAAUGUACCUGCGGCAUCAAUAUUAGAAAAGACGCAUUGUUCCAAACAACAUUUCCCACGUCAACUCAGUCGAAGAAAAGAGAAGAGAAUGUUUCCUUAACAUUAAGUUCUUUAUUUUCAAAGGGAAUAUUGUGUUUAGAUGGGAUAUCACAGACCUUGUCUGUGCCUUAAAGUUGUCAGUUUUAGAGCGAAUGUAAUUUUUCUUGCUUCAUUUUUCAAGGACAACAGAUGCUACUGAAGAUAUUUCUCAAGAGCAAGCAGUUCACUCAGAAGCAUCUUCGGUGCGAGGGGGCGAGGACGAGCUCGAGACUCAUGGUGGAGUCGAGAGGAACGAAAUCGUCGAAGAAACCAGUGAAGACUUGAUGGAGGGAUUGGUUCGUCUUGAUGGCGUGAUCGAGGAAGAAUCCGAAGCUAUCGCUUCCCAGGAACUGGAAACUGUCAAACAAGAACUAAUGAUAAAAGAAGAACAACUUCGCGAUCUACGGUUAAGAAGUGAUACGCUUCGUGAGAAGGAGCUCGAAAUCGAGAGCUUGUUGCAGGAAAACGAGAAGCUGAAACGGCGAGGUGAAGAUCUUGUUAAGCUUCAAAUUGAGAUUGAGAAUCUGCGGCGUGAAAACGAGGAGUUAAGGAUACAAGAGCGGACUAACAGCGAACUGAAUAAUAAAGUUGAUGUCCUUGCUGAGAAAGAGCGGGAGAUUGAAGAGCUUCGUUUGCAGAAUAAACAACUCCAGAGAAAGGCGCAAGAGAUUGAAGGAAAGUUUGAUUCUGAAAUUACUCUCCGGGAUCGCGAAAUCGAACGGCUUUACACUCGAAACAACGAACUUUACACUAAGGAGAAAGUUUUGGAGUCCUUACAAGAAAGAAGCAAUGCGCUUGAUUCACAAGAAAAAGAAUUGGAGAAAUUAAAGGCUGUAAAUGAAGAAUUUAAAACCAAGCAACUUGAGAUGGCUUCAGAGUUGAAAGAGGUUCAAGAAAAGAACGAAGACCUGUUAAUCGGAGUUGCUCAAGCCGAGAAGUUGAAGGAAAUUAAUCGAGAACUAUGUCAAAAGAUUGACGAAGGUGAAAUUCUAAGACAGGAAUUAGGCAAGAGCGAGGCAGAGAAGAAAGAGUUAAGAGAGAAAAUUGUCGUAUUUGAGCGCGAGGGAAGAGAAGCACAAACAGCUGGCGCGGAGGAAGCCGAAAGGCUAAGAAAGGAAAACCAUGCUUUGGCAACACAGUGCAAAGACGCGGAAGAAAUGAAAAAGAAUAUUAUAAAGUUGACAGCGCAGAUGCGAGAUAUGGAAACUCGUAGUCAAGAGCAAGCUGAUAAAUUUGAUAAAAAACUUGAAGAGUUCGAGUCCGAGAAAAAACAGUUGCUGGAGAGAAUAGCCGAACUGGAAGCUCGCGAAGAGAAUGAGACAAAAGCAGAAAACAGCGACAAGGAGAUGGAAGAUUUAAAACUCGAAAACAUCUUUCUUGUGGAAAGGACGAAAGAAAUCAAUGAAUUGAAGUCUGCUUUAGCCAAGAUGGCGGCAGAAGCGAAAGAGAAUGAGUCUUUUAAACAGAAAUAUAAAGAACUGAGAGAUGUGGAGAGUGUAAGUAACCAUGGUAACAGUCGGCCGGCAGCGGUCGAUGUUAGAAUGUUCGUUUAAUAAUCAUAACAAUCGGGCAUCUCCCUCGCAUAGCUUUGUUAAACGGAUAGUGCAGUCAACAACUCUGAGUGCUUCCUGAAAGGGGUUGCGCCGUCACGCCAUUUCUGUGCUAUCUUUGUAAAAAGUUAGAACUUUUCUCUCAGCAAUUGAGUUUGAAAAAUAAUGGUCCAACCCCGAUGACACUUUGCAUUGUGUUGAGUUGGAAACCCUAUCUCGGCCCACAAUGUUUAUUUCUCAAUUUCACGACCAAUCUCGAUUUCACGCGCACCUUUUGGCCCCGGCAGUGUUAUGUUUGUUUUGCAGACUUUUAUUUUUUUUACAAGAAUAACUGAAAGACCAUACUUGUACAUUAUUUCUACGCAGUAUUUGAGCAAGCAAGUGAACGCUGCCGAGACCAUUGCCCGUCAGAAGGACAAAAAGUUAAAAGAGGCUGAAAACAAGAUUAACACUUUGGUAAGCCAGUCAGCCUAAGCAAAACAGUUGCAUUUUUUUUUAUGUCUUGCAUAAAUCGAUUUUGUGUUUUGUGCAAUUAACUUAACUGACAUUUGACCAAAUUAUGCAUUUGAGCCACAAUGCAAACUAUUGGCUUUGAGUUUGCCCAAAUGGAGUUUGAAUUGUCAUCAUCAUCUUCAUCAUCAUUAUCGUCAUUAUCAUUUUUAUGCAUAGUUAUUCUGCUUUUGAAGAAAUGCUUCGCCGAAAAAACGUUGUUCUUCCCAUUUUCUUACAGACUGAAGCAGUGAAAGACAUGGAGGCUAAACUUGAGGAACAUGAGCAGAACAGAAUAUAUCUAAACCAGUUGCUGAGUAUGCUCAGAGACCGCGACCCCACCCUUUUGCACGUGAUCAACACCUCACUUGCGCAAAAGUACGUACUGGUUAUUAAAUUAGGUCACAUUGGCCCAUGGAAAAACAAGAAAGGGAUCUGUAGUUAUAUAUUUCCUUUUCCUAAAUUGUCGAAAAGCGGGCGAUACUGGACGAACCAAGAGCUCAUGGGGGUUAGCGAAAACAAUUGAUUCAGACUGUAAGUCUAAACGAUAAGACAAGCCGCGCGGCAGUAAAAAGGUUACAAUUUGGGCGAGCACGUUCGCAAGAGGGCACCUUUUUCCUCCUCGUUUGCUACAGUUUUACUUGAGCUCUGAGUUGAGGUAGAUAUGUGUGCUUUGUUUUUACAAUAAUCGCAGGGUUGAUUUGAAGUGAGGAUUCUAAAUUUGUUAGAGCGGAUAAGAAUCGGUGAGCCACUCUGCAGUGCUGAUAUUUGAAAUAAAUAAUAAGUAAUUAAAUCCUUUUUCCUUUUUUUGCAGUGAGCCGGAGGAAUGGUGCUGAAUAUUGACGUGGCUUUUCGUCGCGAGCCCUCAGACUUAAUCCAAGUUGUACUUUAGUGAUAAAAGGCUGAAGACAGCACAGCUAAUAGAUCUGUAGUGAAAAUCCAAACUAAUGAAGCAGAGAAACCGGUCUACUUGGACCGCAGGUAGUGUGAAUAAAGGCGCCUCGCAUUUUGUGUUAAUCAAGUCAUGUGGUCUGGUAAUUCAGCGAGUGAGCGGCCCAAUUUAUCAUCUUCUAACACGGCUGCGACGCGGUGACACCACGUUUACAGCACGACAUCCUUCGUUCUAUACAUCGUAACGCUAUCAAAGACUGUUGCAGAACUCAUAAACGUUUUUUGUACUUGAAAUAUCUGUGAAUGAUAACAUAAGUUUACAUUGUUGAAGAAGUUGCGAAACGAAAGGCUCAGCAAUUCAGCGAAGCAACUCAAGCAACAUGCAUGCAAGGCUUGCUUGGCAUAAAACUCGACAUUGAUGGUGCGAUAUUGGAAAGUCAGCUGAUUCCUUUUUUUGACUCAUAAAACUGACCGUAACAUAAGCAUUCUGGGAAGUACAAAGAAACAAAGUUGACGCGUGAGUAGAAAUAUCGCUUGAAUGUAACUCACACUUUCUUAUUUGGAUAUAUUUUGUUCUGAGUCAGUUAAAACGUAGGCCGUCACUUUUGGUAGAAAUCGGCCGGAAACAGGUUUGUUCAGUAUUUCGGCAGGGCUCAUAGAACUCCAAGGGUUUAAUAAUACUAUUAACCUUAUUAGUUAAUGAUAAAUUGAAGUGAACGUAUACUGAACAUAUCCUAAAAUCAUGUUUAGUUAUAGCGUAGAAAAGGACAUUUAUUUAUUACCAGUAGCAGCGAACUUAAAAUUUAAUUCAAGAGUAAAAUUUCAAAUAUUGCCUCAGAAGAGAUAUUGUUUAUAAAUACCAAAUUUAUGUCAUUUACAAAAGAAGGGUAUUCAAUACUAUUCAAAUCAGUAAUGUAUUACAAACAAACACAUUUAUGAGUCACCAUUAUUCUUAAGGAGUAUAACUCUGCUUUUUUGCUAAAACCCAAGCACCUUUAAAAACAGUCUUACUACAGGUGUAAGGUUUAGGAGACAGCAAGGAAUGGGAGCUUAAAAGGACUACCCUGCAAACAGAGUCUCCUUCGAUAUCUAGGAAAGAUCGAAGCGACGCUGCUAGCAGGGUAAAAGAGACAGGUUCAUGGUUCAGUUCAUGCUCAUUAAUCCAAAUGCUGUUUUUCUGCCGGGACAUGCUGUAUCGUCUAUGCAAGCAGUAUGAUCAUGUCAAAAUGUUGUCAAAGGACCAAUCUGCACACUCCCCUGGCAGUCACUUGCACUUGAUCAACUUAAAUAUUUGCAAAUAGCUGUAAAUUAAUCAACCAUGGAAUAAAACCUUCGGGUCAACAAGAAAUUCAACGUUGUUAGUGUUGGCAUAAUCCACCAAUUUUUUCUGCGAUCUUAGUACUCCUCCAUCCUACUUCAGGUUACUCUGAAAUACAAUUCUACUUUGAAAUACACUCUGAGAUCGCUGAGAUACUUGCAUUGUGAGUGAGAUUAUUAACCGAUAGAAUUAAUAAUAAAUUGGAAAGAAGUCAUGUAAUUAAUGAGCAUGCGCUUAACCGUGAACCUGUAAUCCCUUUACCGCGGGCCAUUACUUAGCGAGAUUACAGACCGGUAACUGCGAUUCAGGUUUUUAGAGGUUACUCUUGUCACAAAUUCCCGCCCAAGAUUACCAGGGAACAGACCAGUGAAAUAGUUUUUAUGGUGUUAAGGUCAGGGAAAAGCAAUCAUUAUUUUUUUCGGCUCUAAAGAUUGUCAACCUUGCAAGAGCGGGAACGGAAAGCCUGUGGCACAAGGUUUGGACAGCCCAAAACUACGCAGAAUUUUUUCCACUCUUGACAAGGGCUGUUCAAACCUUGCCUUCAGGCUUUUUUCGGGGCUGAAGAAGGGUUAUGGCGUGUUCAUUAUUCCAUUAUACGAAUUCGAAGAUUUCCGAUAUUCUUUUCCACUAUUCUUCUUCCCCUGAUUUUCUUAUCACCAGGCUCUUAGAUGCAGUUAUAUCCUGGUUUACUAAUAUAAGGCUUCUGAGUGAAGUAUUCUAUACGCCUCAAAUAGUAAUACGGUGCAUCGAGCAGCUAGUCAAAGCACAGAAUAGUCUCAUAGCUUGCUUAGAAAAUUCAUGUGAGUAAUUUGAAAACGUUUUUCAUAGAGGAAACCGACCAGGUGGAGUAUUUUUCUUGUUAAUAUAGAAAUUUAGUAGUAUAACGAGAUAUCUCAA
Messenger RNA from Porites lobata, 92382 nucleotides. Lineage: Eukaryota; Metazoa; Cnidaria; Anthozoa; Scleractinia; Poritidae. The record is from the annotation of a GenBank genome assembly.